Molecule: messenger RNA, 90114 nt
Organism: Pelobates cultripes (western spadefoot toad)
Lineage: Eukaryota; Metazoa; Chordata; Amphibia; Anura; Pelobatidae
Source: the annotation of a GenBank genome assembly
UAGGUAGAUUAGCACAGUAAGGGUUAAUCAGAGCGCUCUCUCUCUCGCUCGCUUUCUCCCAGUCCAACAUUCCAUGCGCGUUCCAUGCGCCUGGUUUUCCUGCGCGCCCUGUGCUGGCUCCAUGCUGAGUGCGCCCCGGACACAGACUGGGAGGAGGAAACAGGAGGAGGAGGGGGGCAAGCGAGCAGCGCUGCGGCCAAUCACUCAGGAGGCGGCAGCAGGGGCAGAGCCACGGCUCCAACAGCACUUUGCAAACUUCUCCUGGCAAGUAAAGGUCGCCGGUGUGAGCCACAGCUAGCAAACCAGAGAGCGAGCCAGCCCAGGGGACAGCCAGUGGGCAUUGCUUAUCUGAUACUCACCCUCUGUAUAACUCCCGGUACGCCUUGUAGCAGUUCACGGGACUCCCCCCUGCCCCGUUCCCUCGAACCCUUUGUGUGUGUCCACCUUGCCUUGGUUCACUCACCAUGCUCCGGAUGGCUGCCCCCCUCCUGCUGGUUUGCACUCUAGCAGUAUGCAGCCUCCCUGCCUGGGCUGAUCUCAAGACUAAAAGUUGCGUGGAGGUCCGGAGACUUUAUAUUUCCAAGGGUUUCAACCAAAACGAUGCACCCUACCAUGAAAUCAAUGGUGAGUGAGCACUCAGUGAGGGGAUUCCUGGGGGCAAUGUGGAAUUGGGUUGGCAAUGGUUUCAGUAAAGGAAUCUUGGGGGCAAUAGUGGAUUGGGUGGGCAUUAGUUUAAUAGGGAAUUUCAUGGGGGUUAUAGGGCUUGAAUGGGCAUUGGUGUAGCAGGGAUUCACUUAAGACAUCAUGGACUGCAAUGGGCAUUGAUUUUUAAGUGGGGGUUUCGUUGGGCUAUAAGGAUUUGGAUGGGAAUUGACUUAACAAGAGACCCAUGGGGCAAUGUAGAAUUUUGGUUUUGCAUUGGAUUUAGCAGGGGAUCUCACGUGGGCAUAUGAUCUUACAGGCAGAUAGCAGAGUUUUAAGAAGACUGGAAAUAUAAGAGUUAGUAGUUUGUGUGUUUUGUAUUUUGGGUUCUUAACUCUUUCUGUAGAAGACUUAGGCACCUCAGAUGUUUGUGAAUUACCCUACAUGUACAGCACUUUGGGGUGCCAAAGUCAGUCAUCACUGUUAUUUGACAAAGAAUAGAGUUACUCUAUGAGACAAGUACCCUGUAUUAAGCCAGUGAGGGCAAUGCAUGUUGGCAUGAAGUAUUGCAUGAUGCUGGGCCAGUCUGCCUGAGAAUGUGGAGAUACGAGGAAACUGGAGUUCCAGAGUUUAGAACACCUGGAAUGCCAUGCCAAAGAGUAGAAAUCAUUGCUGUAAAUCAGUCUGCUGAAUGUCAGUGACUUGCCCCACUACUUUGAGGAGGUUGUCACUAUGUACAGUAUCACUACUUGUUAGUAACAAUGUAGAUGGUGAUGAAGUGUAUGGUGAUUCAUUAUAAGUGAGGCUGAUCCUCCCCCUCCUAUUACUGGCUCAGGAGCCAGGUAAGAAAGGAAAACCAGUAGAGAAUUUGCCUGUGUGCUAAGCCCCUGAGGCAGCUCUUGAGUGACUCAGAAGCACAGGAAAUAAGGGGUUGGUUUGGAUUCAGUCAUCCAAGAGCAGUGACUGCUGGAAAGGCAUUUGGCAAACUGAAACUCUUGCUGGACUACAACUCUCAGCACCCUAAGACAGCAUUGUGAAUAAUAGGGGAGGGGGAACAACAUAUUUUGGACCUUUGCGCGAACUUUGAUAUAUUUUGCUGCCUUUUCCAGAAUACAUUGUUAGCUGAGCUUAAGCAUGUGUUUAAUGCUCCUCCCUCUUUACAACUUUCUUUUGCUUUGUUACAAAUGCUUUAUAGUACCUGGCAAAGUAAUGUGUGUAGUGUGCAUCUUACACAUACAUUUAGAGUGUGUACAGUUACAGCACAAAUACAACUUAUGCAGAAAUCUUCAUCUAGCUCCUUUUGCAUAGUUAAGUGGCUGGCAUUUGGAGGAACAGACUUAGACAAGUUACUGUGCUGGUAAUUGGAGCAGCAGACCUAUGAAAGAUAAUGGGUUAAGCAUUUAGAGUGCAUCCGUGUAACCCUUUAACUGCCACUUGAGCUAUUUAUUGGUUGGCUGUAUGAAUAAUGCAUUACAUGGGUUAAAAGUGAUGCUUAACAUUUAAGCCUUUCAAACUUUUUUUUUUUUUUUUUCAACAGUUAGGUUUCUUAAACACAGGUACUAAAACAUGUAAUUUUAUUUUUAAAACACAAUGUAUAUGAGUAUUAAUUUUGAAACUGAGACAUAACUUGCAAAAUUAAGGCCACAAUAAGAUUUGAAUGUGUUCCUUCUGUCCAGUUUUUUUUUAUGUACAUUUUCUUGCCACAAUUUUCUAGCUAGUAAAUGCAAUCCUUUUGUGAUCUAUCUUUGGGUACAAAGUCUGUUAGAAGGCACACCUCAGGGGUUCUUCAGACUAUCGAACUGUCCCAUAUGGUGAUUGCAGCUCUUCAAUUACACUUAGCUUGCUCUUUCUUUAAUUGAUUAGCUUUAUUUUAGAUAAGGAAAAGAUUGAUCUGUUGGUCCAAGUCUAUUCGAAAUGUUGUCACCUGCUGUUAGUUGAUUCCAUGUGGAAUUUAGAAUGAUCUGGGCAUGUUCUUUUCCAGAUCAUUUGCAGUUCUACCAAGGCCUGCUAUUUAUGCUUGUCAAUAAUCUGUCACUGGUGCAUUGUAAUAACUGUUAAAAUGGAAUAGUAUAUCCUUUUGUAUUAUAACAAUAAAUGUAAUUACACACGCAGUGCUUUUAUUUCAGUAAAUUACAAGAAUAUUGUAAAAAUCCUGUGUUGCUUUGUUAGGCAACCUUAAUGUUCAUCGUCAGUAUUUGGAUCCUCAGCAUGCUGGUAGACUUCACAGCAUAUGUACAUCUAUAUGCUGCUGCUAUAGAUAUUUGUUUUGGUUGUGUUGCCCACCCCUAAUGAUUCUAAAAUAUAUAUAUAUAUAUAUAUAUAUAUAUAUUCUUUUUUUUUUAUAUAUCAAGCAAUAUUCCUUUCUCUAGUGAUGACUAACUUUUGGCAUUCCAGCUGUGUGGUUGGUUGAACAUUAUUGCAGCUGUCUUCAACAGUCCACAGCUUAUAAUUACGUAUUAUUCACAAGUGCUUUUAUGCUUAAUAUUGUGAAUUCUAUUCCAUUUUGUCAGUGCGUUUAUUAAAUUAUUUGCUGUUUUUGAGGACGAUUGACACUAUUGUUGUAUCUUGUUUUGAUCACCUUUUGUAAGUUUCUAAGAGGAAGAGUCACCCAGCAGUAGUUAAUGGGCAUCUGAUUUCUGAGUGAAACAUUUAAAAUCAUAUAGGUUCUAUCAAGCUGAUCCAUUACCCUCUAAGCAUCUGUCUUUGGGUUUCAGAAUCUGUAAAUUUACAUUUUUAUGAAGAUCAAAAUUCUGUUCUCUAUAUAUUCUUGUGUUGUAAUCUAAUGAGAAAAAAAAAAUAUAUAAUUUUUUUAUUUUUUUUUCUGUGGCAGCUUAUUAUUUUUGCUGCCAGGCCUCAUAAAGUACAUUAAGCACUACAGAAAUGUUAAUGUUGUGUAGGCCAGAAUACAGUAGUGCCUUGUUAACACCUAUGAAGUCUAAGAUUUCCAGGACACACAGAAUAAACAAAACAUUACAUUGCUUUUCUAUUGUCACAUUCUUGUGUUGUUAUGGUCACAUUGGUCUACUGUACUACAGAAAAUUUCAGUAUUAUACUAUCCGAGUGCACUGUUUGCAACUUUGUCUUUACACUGGGAAUAUUUUUUUAUUUUUUUUUAAAAAACAACAAAAUUACAUCACAACAGCUACAUUUUGGCUAAUAAAGAUUUUUUUUACUAACUAAUAUUUUUUGCCUAUGUAUUGCAGUUCAUCUACAUUUGCUAUUUGCUGAACAAAUAUAUAUUAAAGAUUUUUUUUAUAUAUGUUCAUACAACUUUAAUAUUGUUUCAAUGCCUCUUGCUAAUCCCUGCCUUGUAGUAAUUUUACUUGUAAAACACCAACACUUCCCACUGUGUUGUAAUAUGGGUAAACAACUCAUUUAGGCAUUUAGUGACAACACAACAUUAGAUGUAAAAACAGGAGGUAACCAGGACCACACGUGCAAGUAAACUAACAAAAGUGGCUACCAUUUUGUUGGUGACAAUAGGAUAAAUCACCCAAAUUGAAUAGCAUGGGAGCUUGACAUUCUAGAGCAUUUACAUUCAGAUUUCCCUUGGCCUUAUGAGGAUUCCCUGGAACUCCGAGGAUGGCUAAAACAGACAUGAUACGUUUAGUAUUAAUUGCUCCAGAAAUGGAGAACUGAGGAAGCCUCAAAGUAGUGAAGCACCGAAGAAGUGUGAAAAAUGUUCAUCCCUAUAAUACCGUAUAUAGUCUAAUCUGUAAAAGAGACAGAAAUAUCUGUUGCAACUACUUUUUGCAGUCUGUUUUACAGCUAAGAGCUGCAGGCAGCUGUGAUCUUUAAAUGACCCUCUUUGUGCACCCCAUACAACAGUGUCAGUGCUUUCUGGCUUUCCACUAUGAGCCUCCUAAAAGGUUGAACACAAGCCCCCCCCCCCCUUCUCUUCUGUCUUUGUCUGCCCAAGUUAGGGAGGCUGAAUUUUCUACAAGAGAAAUUUGAUCUGAGCUGCAUAGAAAUAUUUGUGACUUCAGAAUGAGAAAAAUGUGCCUGGUCCCUGCACUCUGAGCAAGAGGGGAAAGCAUUUUGAGAAUAAUUAACGUCAGAGCUUUCUGUUUAAUUACGGUGUAGUUUUAUAACACAAAUUAAACAUGGUGUUUUUUUUUGUUUUUUACCACUUUGGAGUGAACAUACCCAUGAGAAUGGUGUAUUUGUGACUAGGUUUUUUUUUUUUUUGGCCUGAGGAUAAAUUUUAAAUGCUAUUAGACACAUCUGAAAAGAGUAAUUACAGGAAACUGAAAUCUCCUUUUGUUUAGAGAUGCUAAUGCAAAUGAAGAAAAACUAAUCUCUAAGGUGGGAGAGUAAGGGUUAUAGCAAGUAAGGAAUCCUGCCACCAUUAACCCUUUUAGUACUAAACAACUUGUGAUCAUCUGCCCUUUUUUUUUUUUUUAACCUUUUAAGAGCCUUUGCUAAUAAUCAUUCAGCUAAUUCAAUAAUCAGAUGGAUGUUAUGAGGUUUAUUCAAGGAUACACAUGCGCUAAUAUUUCAACUGUUUGUGGCUGAAUAGGCGGACAUUGGCCAUAUGCCAGUGACGGUCCCUGUAGCCCUCGCAAGACAUUAAGAUGCAUAGUGCUGGACUUUAUUCAGAAACUUGUUGAGAACGCAGGGCAUAAAAUCCCUGGUAAGGUUGCAAUAUGUUUCUACUUUGGGUAAUCAUUGCUGCCAAUGAAUUGUACUUGGACUGAUUAGCUCAUUCUUUCAUUGUCCUAAUUUAAAUGCAAAGCGGUCAGAUUACUGUGUGCAUAUUUACAAAGCGGGGGUUGAAAAUGGCUAAUUUCCUGACAUUCUGAGAAGCUAUGUAGCUGAGGUGGGAAUAUCAUUUACCCGGAAGAAUUUUGUCAAAAUAAAAGUUAACAAAUGUUACUUUAAAAGACCUGAACCUCCCCUCCAAAAAAUUUCACUUUUUAUUUGGGAAAACUUCUGAAUUAAGCAUUAAAAACAUCUCUACAAUGUGGCAAAUAUUUUUUCAUUCUACAAAGGCCGCUUUUUUUUUUUUUUUGCAAACUGGCUGCAUACCUCCUGCUUGCAAUUGUGUAACUGAUGUAACCAGUUUCUAUUGGCUGCCUGCUGUUCUGUAGGCUUUUAUAACAAGAGACGCAUUUCUCUUGUGCUAAACGGGGCCUAUCCUAUUUUUUUUUUUUUUUUUCAUUUGCAUUAAACACUGUGGCCAAAUUUGGUUUUCACAGCAAUCCGCUUCCAUAGCUGCAUGGUGUGCAAUAGGAACUAUGGUAAAUGUUAUGUGAUUUGCAGUAAAUGACUUAACCGAGGCUUUUUCAAAAGCAAGUUAGAUAAAUUUUAUUAAACUUAAUGUGUAUGCAAUAAAAUAGCUAUCACUGUAUUAAAAAAAGUACUUUCCUCUCACAUGAGACAGAAUCUCUUUGUUUCCCCUGGUUACGUAUAGAUACUGUGUGGGACUACGGAAAUUCGCAUGUGGCUUGAGGAAAUGGCAGAAAAACGUGGACAUGCUAGAUUUAAAAAAAAAAAAAAAAUUAUUACACAGAUUUCCUUACUUUUAUGUAUUUCUUACUUUGACAAAUUUAACAUUACUGGGUCUCCUGAUACACACCUGGGGAACAAGGUUUUGCCUGGAUGGAAGAGCCUAGUGAUGUUUGUUGGCUCUGUCACUUGGACAUCUUGUGCUAAUUGCAGUUUUUGCUCAGGAAAUCCUGGUUUUAGAACAGUUUACAUUUUCGGUAAUAUUUUGGAUGGCUCCCUUCAUACCAGGGAUGUGUAAGCACUGGAAAGUCUUGUGCUUCUUUCCUCACCAUAAUGCAUCAAUUGAUCCACGUUUGGACGAGGCCGUUAUAUACUUGUCUGGGUAUGUGGCCUUGCUCCUCAUCUUGCCAACGGUAUUUACGAAUGUUGGGUUUUGAUUUUUGAACUUUUUUUUUUUUUUUUUUCUUGCUGACUGCAUUUACUAAUUUUAAAUAGCGUUGAAUGCAUUCAAUAAAGUAAAUGUUAAGUUCAAAUAAUCCAGGGAUUUGGAUCUAAAAUCUGCUGGUAGUCUUCUCUCAUUACUGUAAUUCGUACUACUCGUAUUUCCCAAAUGGCUACCAACUGAAAUUAGAGACUGCCUUUUUAUGACUCUGUUACGUUCAGUUGGUAAUAGUGGCUUAAGUGUUCAAACCCCACCAAAAAAAAAAAAAAAAAUCCUCAACACGCUGUUUUUUUGUUUUUUUUGGUUUCUUCCCUCCUAACGCUGCUUUUAUUGGAUAUUUACAAUGACCCUACUGGACUGCAUUCUGUUUGGGAACAAAGGAGAUGCCUUUUUAGCCCGAAUCCUUAGGGGACCACCAAGAACUUCAGCUCACACAGUGCAAUUUCACACCACAUUCAACAAAAACUAAAAAUGCAUGACUGACUACUUUAAAAAUGCAGUAUGGUACAGGCAUUCCAUUCAAAUCUAGGGCACUGUCACAACACAGACAGACCCAAGCAAAUACCUUUAGGCUUCUAAAAUAGAUAAUGGAGUAAUCUUCAUUGUUACCUCUCUGGUUAGCUGCCCAUGUAUCCCAACAAUGUUUUAUUUUUGUAACCCUUUCUCAUUAAUGACACAUUUCAUACUAUAAUGAUGUCUAACCAGCUGGGGUGUGUGUGUGUGUAUGUAUAUAUGUGUGUGUGUGUGUGUGUGUGUGUGUGUAUAUAUAUAUAUAUAUAUAUAUAUAUAUAUAUAUAUAUAUAUAUAUAUAUAUAUAUAAUGGAUUACAAUUUUUAUUUUUUAUUUUCGAUAAGCUGCUUACAUGAUAAGCAAUAAUAUAAACACAUGCCUUAACUCCUGAAGGACCAACAGGGAGUUUUAUGACUUCUCAUUCUAAAUACAGAGACAUUAAUAUCUAGUUGGUUCAUCUUUGCAGCUAUAACCACUUCAACUGUUCCGGAAAGGCUUUUCACAAGAUUUUGGAGUAUUUCUUUAGGAACCUUUGCUCAUUCAUCCAGUAGAGAAUUUGUGAGGUGAGGCACUGAUGUUGGACGAGAAGGCCUGGUUCGCAAUCUCUGUUCCAUUUCAUUCCAAAUGUGUUAGAAGGGGUUUUAGGUCAGGACUCUGUGUGGGCCAUUCAAGUUCUUCCACACCAAAGUCUUCCAACCAUGCCUUUAUGGACCUUGCUUUAUCCACUGGGACAGUGUCAUCCUGGAAAAGAAAUGAACAUUCCCCAAAACUGUUUCUACAAAGUUGGAAGCAUAAUAUUGUCCAAAUUGUCUUGGUAUGCUGUAGCAUUAAGAUUUCUUUUCCCUGUAAGAAAGGGCCCGAGCCCAGGCCCUGAAAACAGGCCCAUACCAUUAUCCUUCAUCCACUAAACUUUAUAGUCGACACAAUGCGGUCAGGCAGGUAACAUUCUCCUUGCAUCUGCCAAACCCAGAAUAGCCCAUCAGACUGCUAAACAUGCAAGUGUUAUUUGGCACUCCAGAACACUUUUCCAUUGCUCCAGAGUCCACUCGAGCACUUGUAUUGUGCUUGGUGAUGUGAGGCUUUCAUACAGCUGCUCAUCAAUGGAAGCCCAUUCCAUGAAGUUUUUGUGCUGAUGUUAAUGCCAGUGGAAGUUUGGAACUCUUCAGAUAUGGAAUCAGCAAAACAUUGGCAACUUUUACAAACCACGCACUUCACUACUCUGUGACCACGCUCUGGGACUUUACGUGGUCUUCUGCUUUGUGGUUGAGUUUCUGCUCUUCUUAAAUGUUUCCACUUUCCAAUAAUACCACUUACAUUUGACUGUGGAAUAUCUUGCAGGGCUUAAAUAUCACCAACUGACUUAUUGCAAAGGCGGCAUCCUAUCACAGUACCAUGUUUGAAUUGAGUUCUUCAGAAUGACCUAUUUUAUUCACAAAUGUUUGUAAAUAAAUGCAAACUGCAUGGCUUUAUUUUAUACACCAGAGUCAGUGGGUCUAAUGUAAACACCUGAAUUCCAUAAUUAAGAUUUGUCACAAUACUUUUUGCUUCUUUUGUCCAUAUAGUGUACGUAUAUGUGUGUUUUUUGCUAUGAAUGUUUUAUUAUUUAUUAUUAUUAUUAUUAUUAUUUACAUCUGGUCAACAGACUAACACUUCCUGUUUACCUCUCAUGUGAUGGAUUCAUCCUGUUUUUGGCUUCCCUUCUCUAACCUGCUAUUGAGGAGAAUGUCUGUCAGUCACUGAACUGAACGAUACCUUUUGAUUGGCUGCUUAUGCAGAGCUGUGAUUGGUGUAACUAAUGUUAAACGUCCUGUAUCUAUGUGAUUGGCAGAUGUUAGCAACACCAGUCAGUGCUCUGCGUAAGCAAGCAAAAAAAAAAAAAAAUGCAUAAAAUAUCUACUAUUUUAUAGAUAUUCUGUAUCUGCAAAGUGGCACAAUGAAAACACCUGGUUACAAUGUAAUUCCAGCUCUUGAUGGCUACGUUUACUUUAACCUUAGCUGAGCAUUAUGGGAAACAGGCUGCAGUGACAUGGGUGGCUGCUAUCAGUCAUUCAAAAGCAUCGUGUUAGAAGCUAAUUUGUAAUAAGGCAAUCUUUUUAUAUUUUCAUGUUGUAAUGUUCCUUUAUUGUAGAUUCUGUACACUCCAUGUUAAUAUUGAUGGCAAGUCCAUGUUUGUAUUUUAAAAAAACUGAUUACAGUUCAUUUUUAUGCCUUUUUCCCCUCUGUACUAAAGCUAAUGAGUAUUUACGUAUGCAAAAGCACAGUGCCGCACAGUGAUGUUCAAUGCAACCAGAACAUUUGGUAUUUUUGUUCAGGGCUGGGCUGAAAUGCACUUUUCAUACAUAUGCUCUCUUUUAGUUCCGUCUGCUCUCCAUGAGCACAUGUUCGAUCAUUUCUAAAGACUGCCAUUACAGUCAGCAUGUGAAUAAAUGAACAAGACACUUUCUGGUAAAUUGCAAGUUACAAACUAGCCUAGAAAUAAUUGAUGGCUGCAUGUCAGUAAAUACCCAAGGCCUUUAUAAACACAGCAUGUUUGGCUUGGUUCUGGUUAGGUUUGUCUCCUUAUCUGUGUGCAUAGUUCUGUCCUUUUACACCCAACAAGUAGCACACAAACUAUUGAAUAGCCAUCGUUAUGGACCCAACUCAACAACUGAGUUUGGUGCACAUGUGCCUCUGCUGAAAGCUACUUGUUGCAUGGUUUACAUAGAUAUUAAACUGUGGGGAAACAAUUAUUUACAUAUGGCCAUUUUACAGCAUAUGUCAUGGCUUGGUCAGUCAUUCUAUGAGCUACUAGUUCCUGCUGGGUGCAUACCUGAUUUAAUCAGGGUUUACAGAAAAACACAUUUAAAAAAAAAACAAAAAAAAAACCCACAACAAAACUUAUAAAUGUUCAUCCACACCACAUGUGGCAAGUGUAGCAAUAAAUUCUAGUAUUAAGUAAAGGAGCCAACAGUGGUGCCAUCUGUCUAUAUAAUAGUCUGUUUCUCUGUCCUUCCAAUAAACUAACCCCCCCACCCCCCCAAAAAAACUUGGUUAGUUUAACUUGGUGAAUUGCUGUGGUAUUCUUUAUUAAGUAAUUCAUCACAUAGUAAUACAUAAACCAAUCUCCAAUUUUAUUAAUAAAACAUUCCAUAAAAUUCAUACACAUUUAAAACCCAUUCAACCCUGCUGUAGCCAGAUUGCCUUUCAACAAAAAUAAAUAAGCAAGUCGGUCCUCCCUAAAAAUGAACCAGAGGAUCACCUUAUAAAUAAUAAAACGCCACAAAAAGAACAAAUCAAUUAAGUUAAAAUCAAAUUAAAUUAUAUAUUUUUUUAUAAAAACAUUGUGAAUAUAGUUCUUUUGCUGCUGCUCCUCCUUGGCCUGAUGUUUCACUGCACUUGCACCUCCUGACAGCUCCUUUUUAUAGUGAAAUGUUGCCCCUUUAAUACAUCCUCUCUACCUGCAGCCAAAACCUGCUUCCCUUAACUCACACCUGCCUAAUCUGCCCUGCAACAACAUUUUAACACUUUCCCUGCCACACUGCGUAAGAUGCUAAUGGGCCAAUGGCCCAUAGCAUCGCAGACUCUGCAUGUCUUGUACAUGCUGCAUCUCAUUGAUUUUGAUCUCAGAUCGUGGGCAAUGCUUGGCUGCCUUUUACUAAAGCUUUUUGUAAAUAUUAAUUUCAAAAGCACAAAGCUCAGUCUUGCUUUAAAGAGUUCUUUUCAGAUGAAUCCAUUUGGCCGUGCCUUUUAAGCACUGUUUUAUUUAGAUGUAAUGUAAAUGCAUGGGUGUAGGAAAAUCUAAGUGAUGCAUUCUGUCAUAACAAACCCAGUGUCCUUUUAGGGAGCAAAUGUGAAAUCAUGCAGUUUUCUGUAGACAAAAUUUAUACACUAUCACCGGAGAGCCUAUAUGGAAUUGGGAUAUAAACCUAUUUAAAGCGACUGUCACCAAAAAUGUGUGUGAGAAUUGUAUUAGACAAUGCUUAAAAUUUGACGUCAGGCCUUAGCAUACCCACUGGGAAUGAAUUUCUAUUUGCUGAGGAUAAAACUACUGGCAAGUGGAAAUCUUGUGCCGUCUGUGUCUACUGUAUGUGUGUAUAUUUUUAUGUGCGUAUGUAUGUCUUCAUUCUAACAAAUGGGUAAAAUGUUGGAUUUUUACUUUGUUUCAGUAUGUCUAAUGUGCAAGCCUUGUAAUUUGCAUGAUAAUGAAGAGUCGUUACGAUAUCUUGUUUUUGUCAUCAGUUCUACAUGAGGAAUAAUUGCUUGGCAGAACAGUGAUUGUGGCGUUUGUCUCUUUAGCCAUCAGUACACCUUUCUUUCCUGCUCCGCAGGAGAGCAUUCCAUUAGCUAAUCUUUUUUCCAUUAUUGGGGGUGGUUAUCUUGGAAAGGUAGAAACAAUCAGCCUUAUUGAUUGAGUUAAUGGAGCAAAGACACUCAUCUCUCAGUACCUUAAGUAAUUAUGCAAAUGUGUAAAUGGCUUAUUGGUGACACUAGAUUUAGCUUUUUGGGGUAAUUUACAUGUCAUCGAGUGCAAAGGAUGUCACCGUAUUGAACAUUGACACUGCAUUAACCGUCCCUUGAGAUUUCUUCUGCACAGUUACCAAUUUUAUAAAAAUGCUAGUGGAUUUUUUUUUCUUCUCCUCUUUGAAGUGUCUCUGAUAUUAUAGACAGCAUCUAGCUCUCGACAUCUCAUGUCAGAUCUGCUUUUUAGGUUUUCUAUAUAUUAAAGGACCACUAUAGGCACCCAGACCACUUCAGCUUAAUGAAGUGGUCUGGGUGCCAGGUCCUUCUAGGGUUAACCCUUUUUUUUUUUUUUAUAAACAUAGCACUUUCAGAGAAACUGCUAUGUUUAUGUUAGGGUUAAUCCAGCCUCUAGUGGCUGUCUCUUGACAGCCGCUAGAGGCGCUUGCGUGCUUCUCACUGUGAUUUUCACAGUGAGAAGACGCUAGCGCCCAUAGGAAAGCAUUGUGAAUGCUUUCCUAUGGACUGGCUGAAUGUGUGCGCUGCUCCUACCGUGCAUGCGCAUUCAGCCAAAGAGGAGGAGAGCUCCCCGCCCGGCGCUGGAGAAAGAGGCAAGUUUAACCCCUUUCUCUCCAUCCAGCCCGGUGGGAGGGGGACCCUGAGGAUGGGGGCACCCUCAGGGCACUAUAGUGCCAGGAAAACGAGUAUGUUUUCCUGGCACCAUAGUGGUCCUUUAAAGUGAUGAGAUGUUUAAUAGGCAAGAAGUCUGACAUGGUUAAUCACUUAAUCACUUAAGUGUGAAUUGUCGGGCGUUCAUUCUGGAUUUCAAAUUUUAAGCCAAAAUAGCUCAAAUGGAAAUAUAGCAAUUUUUUUUGCACAAAUCUGCUUCCUUGCGUUACAAUUAACAUAUCCUUUGGAAUUGUGAGGUUUGUAGUAAAGCACCAAUUCUAGGGAUAAGGUAGGACUUACUCUGCUGAAUAAAUAGUUUUCCCCAUUUGUUGGUAAAUGGAAUUUUUUUUUUUUCCAAAUUGUCCUGUUCUUAUUUAAAUUGCUACUUUUCAUUUGCAUUGUAACUACCGAGGCCCAUUAGGUUAUAAGUAACUAGCCUGCUUUUCUGCAAAGAUGAGCUGCUGUUGAACCUUGUAUGUGCUUGCAUACAGUCUUUGGCUAUUGAUGCACUGUUCAACAGGCUUAACUACCUUUUUAUAGGUCCACUCAGUCUGCCUAUUUACAUAGGAAUCUCUGUUCAUUGAAUGGUGUUUAAUACUUUGGAAUAGUGGCUUUGUUUUUGACAAAGAUUUGCCACUUGUCUUCCUGUCUACUACUUUAGUGUCUCUCGGCAUUGUUAACUUCGAAAGCAAUUAGAUUGUGUGUCUGUGUGUGUGUGUGUGUGUGUUUAUAAUUAAAAAAAAAUAAAAUAAAUAAAAAUAAAUUCCCUCUUAUUCUGUGAUAAAAAUCAAGCAGUAGUUUUGAUUAGAGAUUGAUCCACUUAGUUUAUAGAUAACUGUAGGUAAUUUAUUUAUUUAUUUUGCCAGAAUUUUCAUUUUUUUUUUUUUUUCGCUUUCAAAUCACAAAUGGUUGUAGAAUCUAGUGAGCUCCAGUGUUAAUCGGGUACUUAGCAGUAACUGCUUUGAGUUUUCCAGCUAGUGGGAGGCUUGCUUUCAUUGGCAGAGACUUCAGAGGAUGCAAAGCUAUUUCUGCCAGAGUAAGCAGUUGUUUUAUCCAAUCCAACCUAUUGUCAAAUUAUUGCCUUUUGCAGUAAUUGCUCUGAUAAGAAAUGGAUGCUCCUUAUCCACGCUGUGAUCUUCCUUCUCUGCUCUAUGUGACUUGCAUUUUGCUUUAAGGACACUUUAAACAUGACAAAUUAGCCUUGCUUUGGGUGGCUGCAUAGUUCUGCCACCCAUAAAAAGGGAUUACUUACAGGGGAUUGUUGUGCAAUAAGAGAUUUAUGAUGUGAUGCGUGUUUAGUCCUUUCAAGAUCUUUAUCAAGACAUAAAGCCUGUGUCUCUGGAGCUCUUAUUAGAUCCUGUGACUGGAACAUUGUUAGAAAGCCUUUCUAUCUAGACACAGUUGAGAAGUUAAAGGGACGCUCCAGGCUAGAAAUGACCCAUCUGUUUUGGAUUUUAAAUGCGUUUACAGCAUAUUCAGGAACUUCGAAUUCCAGUUUCUGCAGUGCACUUUACCCAGAUCACGGGUGACUCAUCCAGUCGUGAUACUUUUUUUUUUUUUAUUUUAUGUGGCAGAGUUGAUUAUAUCCUACAGCAGUGGUUUAUGAGCACAACACAAGUGAUGACCUAAUGUACAGCUGUGUUACUGGAGCAAAAAGAGAAACACUACAGGUUGGAGGGUCAAAAAGUGGAUUUAUAGAGAAACAAAACCAAAAACACUCAUCAUAACAAACUGUACCCUAACCUAGUGGUUCCCAAACUAGUCCUCAAGGUUCCCCUACUUGGGAUUACCCAGUUGUCUAAGGAGUUUUUUUUUAAUUUUUCUAAAAACACUGUAGACACAACUUUGUAAUUCCUAAAUCCUGGACUGGUAUGGGAACCACUGCCCUAACCCAUACCUUGCUUAUUACAAGUGUAGGUGCACGGGGUGUCCCAAGUAAUACCUACAUUUUUUAAAUUUUUUACAGCAUGGGGUACACUAGUCGCCAGUACAACUACAUCUUAAUGUUCUUGUGAGUAAAGCAUGUCCUGCAGGCUAUUCAAUGUAAAGCUGCCAUCGCAACACUGACCAACACACAUUCGCUGACACACACACAUACACUUGCAAACAGACACACACACAUACACUUGCAAACAGACACACACACACACACACUUGCAAGCAGACACACACACUUGCAAACAGACACACACUUGCAAACAGACACACACUUGCAAACAGACACACACUUGCAAACAGACACACACUUGCAAACAGACACACACACACACUUGCAAACAGACACACACACACACUUGCAAACAGACACACACACGUGCAAACAGACACACACACGUGCAAACAGACACACAAACUUGCAAACAGACACACACACUUGCAAACAGACACACACACUUGCAAACAGACACACACACACACACACACACACUUGCAGACACACACGCACUCGCAGACAGGCGCGCCCUUGCAGACAGGCGCGCGCACUCCCUGACAGACACACUCGCUGACGCACGCACACAAAAAGGCUGAACAGACCAUGCAUAAUUUUAUUAGUAGGAAAUCUAUAAUUUCACUUUUUACAUUUUUUUUAUUUAAAUGGUAACUUCCUGUAUAUAUAGCUGUAACCCUGUUAAUGGUUUGUAUCUAUCAUCCCUAUGACAAUCUUAGAGUUUAAGGUUUAUUCCUGCUAAAAACACUUAUGUUUAUAUUAAAGUAUGUGAGCCCAGCCCUGAAACUAGUUUAUUCCUAAGCCCACAAGUCCCUUGGUGUUGGGUGGUGAAUUUAAAAUCACUUUAUAUUGUGAAGUUCAGAACUCCACCAAGGAAAGGGCUGUACUUAGAAAGGCAGUAAUAUUUGCACUGUUUCCUUUGUAUUUUAUUUUGUUAGAUAUCAUUUGUGUUAAACCUUAAAACUGUGUUUUACAUAUCAUUAUCUACAGUGACCAAUGGUAAAUUACAAAAUGCCAAAAAUUAGGCCAGCAUUGACACAUUACAAAAAUGAUUACAUUUGGAUGUGCAUCUAACUUGGUUAUUUCAACAUACUUUUUUCAAUUUAUCUGUUCGUUCAUUACACCACUUUGUCUAAUUCUGAGACAUGGCCAAAAUUUUGAACAUUUUUAUUUUUGGUAUCCACAAGUGGGAAUACAUUGUGGUUCUGACUUGUUUAGGGAAGGCGUGUGAGAAUGAAUGUAUAUAUGGUGGUGUUUGUAGAAUUAUCUGAAAUCCGUCCUUGUUGGCACUGCCAUGUUAUUGGGCAGCACUAUCUUCGGCUCCUGAUAACAUUAUCUACACAGAGCCUCUUAGUUGCUCUGCGGAAGAUAAUGGCAUACCGCUCAAUCUUACAGUGAUAACGAUUUAUGAAAAUUUAACAUUUUCAGUAUAGUAGAAAUUCAAUGUUUUAGGUCAAAGUAAAGUAACUGAAAAACAUGGUGGGCUUGUAGAAUUUAUUUCAUUUAAAAAAAAUAAAAAUUAUUUUGACAUAAAAUUUUUAAUUUGGUUUUUAGCUUAUUCACAAAAGUUAGAAUUGUUGCAAAUUUAAUGUGUAUUACAAAGUAGCUAAAUUGAAGAAUAUUUUAGCCUUACAUUUUGAAUUAACUUUGAAGUCCAUACAGUUCUCCCUUGAGUGAAUAGCCUUACCAGCUUUAGUGUGCAGUUUGUGGGUCACUAAUUGUGAAGGGAAUGCUAUGAAUAGUAGUCUAUCAGAGCCAGACUGCUCUGUGCUCGCAAUCAUGUAUAUCCUCUACUACUUAUCAGGACAUAAAGAUUAUUUUGCUGCAGGCUGUGUGUGUUCCCAAAACACUGCAGGCAGAAAAGAGAUUAACCUUAGAAGCUUGAUUUCUUUUAUUGUGUUUGCUUAAGCAAAGUUGUGUGUAAUUAAUGUGGUUGGAAAGUAAAUAUUAUAGGAACUGACAUUUAGAGCAACUAGAUAGACUUUUGUGCUGACCUUAAAAUAAAAUCCAAGUGGACUUAAUAAUGUAACGUGUAUGCAGGGUUAGUUUUGCCUUGAAAUAUUAAACUCUACAGAGCUUUGAGAAGUUAUUUCCUGAGCUAAACAUUCUUUAAAGGGGCAUUAUAACCACUACAGCUCAUUGGUUAUAAUGUAAAGAGUUUUUGAGUGUAGUUUAACAAACGCCUUAAGCCCUUCCUCUCUGCUGUCGACUGGUUGAUGAGGAAGUGAACCAAUCUGUUUCCAGUACUUUUAAUCUAUAAUUGUCAUCCAAAGUUGGAGAAUUAAUUUCCACAUUCGGUGAGUCACAGCAGAGGGUUUGUAUGUUUAGCAAUGGGAGAGCAUGUUUUUUGGUCAAACCACUUAAAUGUCUACCAUUACAGGUGUAAUGGGUAGCGAUGCAGCUGUGUACUUUGCACAGUAAGGGUUACUUGAUACAUCAUAAUAAAUACAACCUGCUUUUCUUUGGUUCGCUUUGCAAGCCCUUUUACCUUGGCCCCCUGCUUUUUAAAUGGCUGGUGGUGUGCAUUCAGCUUUUAUAGAACUGUAGAAGCUGAUUCCGUUCAGUGUCCGAAAAACCUUAGCUGAUUGCUCUCAGCCACAGAAUAUGCAUAGAAUUGACAUUAGCCAGUUCAGUAUACUCAUUCAGGGUAGGAUAAUGGCACUGCUAAAGGUAGAAUUCCACCUCUGGCACUAAUCUAAAUUGGUCGUGGUGCUCUGAGUAACUUUUCAAAGGGGUACCUGCCUUCAAGAUGCUGAGGACUGUAACCCACAAGGGUGAACCCUAAUAGCGCUAGUGUAAUUGGAACUGCAAUACUUGUGUUUUUAUGAAUGCAGCAACCCUUCAGCAUUGUUAUAUUGACAUAGAAACAUAGAAUGUGACGGCAGAUAAGAACCAUUUGGCCCAUCUAGUCUGCCCAAUUUUCUAAAUACUUUCAUUAGUCCCUGGCCUUAUCUUAUAGUUAGGAUAGCCUUAUGCCUAUACCACACAUGCUUAAACUCCUUUACUGUGUUAACCUCUACCACUUCAGCUGGAAGGCUAUUCCAUGUAUCAGCUACCCUCUCAGUAAAGUAAUACUUCCUGAUAUUACUUUUAAACCUUUGUCCCUCUAAUUUAAGACUGUCCUCUUGUUGUGGUAGUUUUUCUUCUUUUAAAUAUGGUCUCCUCCUUUACUGUGUUGAUUCCCUUUAUGUAUUUAAAUGUUUCUAUCAUAUCCCCCCUGUCUCGUCUUUCCUCCAAGCUAUACAUGUUAAGAUCCUUUAACCUUUCCUGGUAAGUUUUAUCCUGCAAUCUAUGAACCAGUUUAGUAGCCCUUCUCUGAACUCUCUCUAAGGUAUCAAUAUCCUUCUGAAGAUACGGUCUCCAGUACUGCGUACAAUACUCCAAGUGAGGUCUCACCAGUGUUCUGUACAAUGGCAUGAGCACUUCCCUCUUUCUACUGCGAAUACCUCUCCCUAUACAACCAUGCAUUCUGCUAGCAUUUCCUGCUGCUCUAUUACAUUGUCUGCCUACCUUUAAUUCAUCAGAAAUAAUCACCCCUAAAUCCCUUUCCUCAGAUGUUGAGGUUAGGACUCUAUCAAAUAUUCUGUUCUCUGCCCUUGGGUUUUUACGUCCAAGAUGCAUUAUCUUGCACUUAUCCACAUUAAAUGUCAGUUGCCACAACUCUGACCAUUUUUCUAGUUUACCUAAAUCAUUUGCCAUUUGGCUUAUCCCUCCUGGAACAUCAACCCUGUUACAUAUCUUAGUAUCAUCAGCAAAAAGACAUACCUUACCAUCAAGACCUUCUGCAAUAUCACUAAUAAAAAUAUUAAAGAGAAUGGGUCCAAGUACAGAUCCCUGAGGUACCCCACUGGUGACAAGCCCAAGCUUUGAAUAUACUCCAUUGACUACAACCCUCUGUUGCCUGUCACUCAGCCACUGCCUUACCCAUUCAACAAUAUUGGAAUCCAAACUUAAAGAUUGCAGUUUAUUGAUAAGUCUUCUGCGUGCAACAGUGUCAAAAGCCUUACUGAAAUCUAGGUAAGCAAUGUCUACUGCACCACCCUGAUCUAUAAUUUUAGUUACCCAAUCAAAAAAAUCAAUAAGAUUAGUUUAGCAUGAUAUCCCUGAAGUAAACCAUGUUGUCUCUGAUCUUGAAAUCCACGUGUUUUUAGAUGUUCAACAAUCCUAUCCUUUAACAUGGUUUCCAUCACUUCCCCACUACUGAAGUAAGGCUUACUGGCCUAUAGUUGCCCGACUCCUCCCUAUUACCUUUCUUGUGAAUGUGCACAACAUUCGCUAACUUCCAAUCUUCUGGGACUACUCCUGUUAACAAUGAUUGGUUAAAUAAAUCUGUUAAUGGUUUUGCUAGCACAUUGGUGCUUUUAUGACAAUAUUUUAAUCAGAAACAUUACACACAUACAGUACUACACUUAACAAGCUCUUCAGUUAGUUAUUGUUUGUGACCAGAGAUGCCACACAUUUGAAAAUGACUGCUAUAGUCUACAGUAAUAACGUUCUGUGCUGUCCUAAUAAUCUGAUCUUUAAGGAUUUUUCUCCAAAAUGGAAUAUCACAGUCAUUGCAUAGCAGGGUUAGUAUAGUAUUUACAAUUCUAAAUAUGCACGGCAAACUCUCCUGCUAUGAAGUCUUUAAAUAUCAGAUUGUAGUUUGGGUAAAAACAAAUGCGUGAUUCUUAGUGGGUUAAACAACAAUGACAUUCAGUGCUGUCAUCGCAAUCUGGUACUUGUAGACCCUAUGCCACCAUGGAAUGUCCUGCAUAUUUUUCAGCGGGAGCUCAAUAGAACCAUGCUGUCACUAAAUGAGUAGGACAUUCCAUGUCAGAGUAGGUCUUUAAGGACCAAAUUGUUAGGACACUCUAGGCCGUGCUUGAUCUUUACCAUGGUAACAUAUAAAUAGUGUAACAAGCGCACAGGGAAUAUUAUUGCCUCAAAGUCCAGAAGUCAGGAGAUAUAUCACUUUCAAGUGCAAUGUUUUGCAUUUUGUAGUUUUGUCCUAAAUAAUGUAUUCAUGUUCACGCCCAAUUGUAUGUAGCUUUUGCAAAAAAUAUAUAAAAAAAUAAAAAUUGCAGCUUCUUGUAUCCUAGUUCCUCUUUAAGUUACCCAUUGGCAUUCUAAAACACAUCCUAGUUAAUGUAACUGUUUGUGAUGUCGCCGCUUCCUGUCAGUCCUGCCCACCUAACCUGAAGUGUCAAAUAACACAAUUUUUAUUCCCAAUAUUAUAUUAUCUGCAUUUAUAUAGCACCAAUUUAUAACGUAGCGCCACUGAAGGGUACUCUGACAACAAAUGAGAAAAUAUUUUUUUACAGAAACAAUAGGUUGAGGAUCCUGUGCAAACGAGUUUACAUCCUUAAAAUCCAUAAGCACAGCAAAGUUUCUGGGAGUUGGACUGUAGCUUUUUUUUUUGGAGUGAACUACCAGUCCCAUAAACCUCUGGUCUGCAUAGAACUGAGGUUGAAAUCUGCUAGUCAACUCCUCCUUCCAUACAGUGUGCACAUAAACAGAAUGUUUCACAGAUUUGUAGGUGUGUAUUAAAGGAACACUAUAUAGGAUCAGAAACACAAACGUGUAUUCCUGACUCUAUACUGUUAAAACCACCAUCUAGCCCCCUCUUCUUGACUCUCUGUAGUAAAAUCUUACUUGUAUUCAAGUAUGCAGCUGUUGGCUCUGCCCCAUCUGCCUCUGACCUGCCUGAUAUCUGCUGACCUCAUCAGAAGUGGUGAUCUGAGCCAAUCACAAUGCUUCACCAUAGGAUUGGUUGAAACUGUCAAGGAGGCAGAUCAGGGUCAGAGCCAACACAAUUCAAACACAGCCCUGGCUAAUCAGCAUCUCCUCAUAGAGAUGAAUUGAAUGAAUGCAUCUUUAUGAGUAACGUUCAGUGUCUGCAUGCAGAGGGUGGAGACCAUGAAUGGCAGUGCUGCUCACUGUGCAGCAUUGCCCCAGGAAGCAUCUCUAGAAGCCAUCUGAGGAGUGUCUAGUGGAGUUAUUACUAGGCUGUAAUGUAAACACUGCGUUUUCUCUAAAAAAAAAAAAGACAGUGUUUACAUCAAAAAGCCUGAAGGGAAGGAUUCUACUCCCCAAACAUGCAAUUCACCGUAGUUUGGGUGACUAUAGUGUCCCUCUAACUCAGACUAGUGUCUGUCACAUUUCUAAUCUUUGCAAAGAGUGUUAAACAGCCAGUGUCUGAUCUGCAUUUUAACCCUUACAAUGUCGUCUUAAACUUGUCCAACACUUCAGGCUCAAUAGGCCAGAAGCAGAGCUGGGGCUACCAUAAGGCGGCCACUUUUGGGUGGACUGGCCCUGGGGGCGCAAUGUCAGGCUGUCCGGCAGGAGGGAAGCGCUCUGCGCUCCCGUCCAUCUGUUUACUUUUUGAAGCGUGGCCGAGCGCAAGCGCCUCCCUUCAGCACAGCCCAGCCUCUUACCGCCUGCCAAGCUUACUGUCGCCCGAGGAGCCUCUUACACUCGUGUCUGCCGCAGGCUGUGUGGAGGGGGCGUGAUAUGAAUGACAUCAUAUUCCUGCUCCCUGUGUACCACACAGCAUGGCUGGUGCCCAAGACUGCACAGAGCCGGACAGCAUGAACCCAGGGACCUGUCUGUACCAUAGGAAUGUAAUUGUGACUGUUUGUGUAUGUAAAAUGCAGCUUCGCCUGUGUAGCUAAAAAUCCUUGUACCAGCCCUGGCCAGAAUGAAAGACUUCUGAUCAGCAACAUUACUUCCUGGAGUGGGAGGGGGUAAAGGCGAUUUCCCCUAUAAGGAUUUGCACAAAAAGCAAAAACAAAAUGUAAAUUUUUUUUUUUGUAUUGUAUUUUUAAUAAUUUGUGUCAUAGAUUACAUUAUAUUGGUCGCAUCUAGCCUGGCACCCCUAUCCUUUGACUUUAAAUUUUGAACGUGCAAAUAUAUGUGAUCAGGCUCUUUCAUUCAUCUAUAAAAACGAAUAAAAUUGAUAGAGAAUUGCCUUGGUGGAGUUUCAAACUUUAAUUGUAGUUUGGGGCGCUGAACUCCUGCAUUUUAUCCCUGGCCUCUGGGAAGCUUUAGUUAAACAUAAGUUUUGUGAAAUGGAGAACAGUUUAAAUCCAAUUUGCCAUCACAUGAACUGAACUCCUGGGUCUGUAGGGGGUGGUAAUGUAGAGAUAAUGGAAGAAUGCAUUGCUAGGUUGGAAAAAAAAAUCAAUUUGUAGAGAUAAAAUCCUAGUUUCUGCUCAGCUGCAGUCUAGAUUUGUAGGACUUUUUCUGUGUGUGGUCAGCUGAGGAUUCUAUAUUUGUUUCAGCCAAACAUUCCUGGUAAUUUUUAACUAUAGUGUAGUAAAUUGUGGAAUGUAGUGAGAAAUUACAUUUGUGGAACAAUCAGGUCUGUCUUGCUUCUUCACCUGGCUGUUUUGGUCUGACUGUGCAGAUGCCUCCCUUCUUAGGUUUAUGCAAUGAGUUUACCUCCUUUUACUUUGAAGAACUUUUUUUUCUUUGUCUUUUUAUUACCAAAUAAGUUACAAAUAGUCAUCCUUCUUUUAUGUUGUUUAUUUAUACAAGACCAGCUAUGUCAAACAGGGAGGUGAAAAGGGGUGAACGGUAAAAAUAUAAGCAAAUGCUUAACUCUGUUCUGACAUUAACAUUUUCUUGGAUGAACAUAAAGGGAUGUAUUAUGAUUAUUAUCACUGGUAUUUAUAUAGCACAAGCAUAUUCCGUAGUGGUCUAUAAUGUUAUCAAAGGGGGAUAUUUACCAAUAAAUUAGACAAUUACAAAAACUUACAAGAACAAUAGGUUGAAGAGAGCCCUGCUUAAACGAGCUUACAGUCUAUAGGAAGUGGGGCGUAAAACCCAACAGGACAGGAGGUAGCAAUCAAACAAGGUGGAGUGAAGCAGAGCUGGUGGAGAGUGUAGAAUGCUUCCCUUUAAAAGAGAGCAAGGGACAGGUAUGUGAGGUAAAGGUUACUCUGGGAGGCCAUAAGCGUUCCUAUAGAGAUGGGUUUUGAGGCACUUUUUAAAUGAUUGAAGACUAGGGGAUAGCUUGAUGGUCGUAGGCAGGCUAUUCCAAAGGAAAGGAGCCACCCGCAAGAAGUCCUGCAAAUGUGAGUUGGCCGUACGGGUGCGAGCAGCGGACAGGAGAAGGUCACGGGCAGAGCGGAGAGACAGAGAAGGGGAAUACCUGCGGAUUAGUGAAGAAAUAUAGGAGGGGCUAGAAUUGGUCAGUGCUUUAUAGGUGUGGAUUAGUACCUUGAAUUGACUCCUAUAGGAUACAUGAAGCCAAUGUAAUGACUGACAGAUUGGAGAGGUGUGCGAGGAUAAUCAGUCUAGCUGCAGCAUUUAUUACAGACUGUAGCAGGGCAAUACGACUUGUGGGAAGACCUAUUAGGAGAGACUUACAAUAAUCCAUGCGAGAGAUUACUAGAGCUUGGACAAGCUCCUUAGUAUCUUGUGUAAGAAAGGGGCGGAUGCGGGCUAUGUUUUUAAGGUGGAAUCUACAGGAUUUGGUUACAUACUGGAUGUGAGGCUCAAAUGUGAGGCCAGAAUCAAAUAUAACGUCAAGACAGCGGGCUUUCAAUGGUGGACUGAUGUGAGUACCACUCACUUGAAGGGAGAGCGAAAGAGGGGGAUCAGUAUUAGGACGAGGAAAGACCAGGAGUUCAGUUUGAGAGAGACUGAGUUUCAAAAAGCAGGAGGACAUCCAAGCAGUGAUGUAAGAGUUAAGCUUCUUACUAAGCAUACUCUUGUUUAGUUAAUAUCUUGACUUGAGUACUGUGUUGCAUAGUUUGCUGUUCUACAUCCCUGUGAGACUUCUUUGAGAUCCUGAGAGUCAAAGUAUUUUAAGUAAGAAUGUUUGUGAACAUUUUUUAUAAAGCUGGAACUAAAAAAAUAAAUCUGUGCUCAGAUUGUUUCUAUUUCAAGUGAAUGUUUUUUUUUUUUUUAAAUUUUUUUGUCAAGUAAUUUCUAUAAUGGUUGUGUAUAUGUGUAGAUGUGUGUGUGUGUGUAUGUAUGUAUAUAUGUGUGUUUUUUUUAUUUUUAUAUAUGUAUAUACACACAAAAUACAGAAUCCAGCGCAUUCGCGUAUUCACUAUAAUAUAAUAUAAUCUCUCCAAUUACCAAAUAGUCAAGUGCAUCAUUACCUGACCUCUAUGGAGCUAGACGAAGCAUGUCAAACUCAAAGGCUAACAAUGGCCAAAAAAACAAGGUUUAAAUUUGCGGGCUGCAAAAAGAAACAAAAACUUCUUCAGGCUCCCCCCAUUCUAAUACAUUGACCCAUAAAUCCAAUACACUGCCCCCUCCACCCAAUCUAAUAUACUGCCUCCACUCCCCCAAGUUAAUACACUGCCACCCCCCACUACUUUAAUACACUGCCCCUUCUCUCUCCAAUUUAAUACACUGGCCCCCUUUGUCUCCCUCAAAUUAAUACAGUGGCCCCCCUCCCAAAUUUGGCACACUACACAUGAAGGUCCCCCAAGCCCCUCUUUCCUUACCUUUAGAUGAGCCGCCUGUCCUCCUGUUCCAGCCCUGCUCUUCUCUGCUCGAGCAGGCACCUCGAGCAGGAGGGAAGGGGGAGUGGCUGGCCUGCGGGAGCACACGAUCAGCCGUGGGAGGGAAGACAAUCUGAUAGGAAAUAUCUUUCCUGUCUUGCGCCUGGUUGCAGCCACAACACAAAGUGGCUCCAGGGCAUGUGGGCCGCAAACCUAUCCAUUGUCGGCCACAUGCUGCAAGUUUGACGUGCUCGAGCUAGACUUUCACAAUGUGGUGCAUUGCACUGCAUACUGUGUACUGAUUGGAGAUUGCGCCACAAAUUUAAGGCAAAAAUAACCAAACUAGAAAAAUCCUCUAAGUCAGAAAAGCUUUAUUAGUUUAUUUUGGUCUUGAAUCUUAAUUUCAUUUUGAAUAUCCAGCAAUUCUUACUUUAGUGAAUAACCCCUCAUAGUGAUGAGUUUAAACCUCUGGACCCUCUUAACAGUAAUCUGAAUUCUGUAAAUGAAACCUGGUGCUUUACAAAAGGCAGUGGCACAGCAAAUCUGCCACAAAGCAAAUAAACAAAUCUCAAAACUGAUUUCUGAUUUAAAAUAUCAAAUUGGAAUCUCUGUAUAUGCCUAACGGGUUCAAAAGAAUGAAUUCUCAGUUAUUGUUAGUUUUAUCAAGCAGUAUAAUGGCAUGGAUGUAAAAUGGAGAAGUAGACCCAAGUACAAACUCACUCUGUGCCGAGUUUAAGGUUGUCGGUGGCUAAGAGUUCUGGAAACAGUGGGUCCACAGAAUGCUGUAAUCGAAUAUGCUUCAUGCCUUCAGUUCCAUACAGAACAUUUUCCAGAUUCCUUUUUCCCUCCACACCCUAGGCCUCUUUAAUAAACAUUAGAGCACCAUGAUGUUUUGAAGCUACUAUUGUGUGUGUGUGUAUACCUCAGAUCGUUUUAAAUAACAUAAAAUAUUCCUUGUGUCUAAGAAAGGAACUUUAGAUGAAUCAAGUUGCCUCCUAAAUAUCUGUCUAAUAUAUUCUGUAAUAGUUUUGUUGACAUGUUAUGUAAGGAAAGUGCGUGGCCACUUCCAUUCUUUUUAACACUUCAUUAUCAUCUUAAUUACUUGGGAGGAAUAACACUGCUUCUAGGUAUAAGAGAAAAACUUGCUCAAUACUGUUGUUUUUCACGGUGUGCUUGUUACAACAGAUUUUCUGUCCUCAUAUCUCCUAUCUCUAUAAGUAUCAUGUGAAUUUCUGACAUCAAUUUGGGGUUAUCCUAUUAUCUAUCAUGGCUAUUAGGUGAACUGUGAAUUGUUUUGGAUUUUUCUAGAAUUAGCCAAGAAAUUUAGGCCAAAAUAAAGGAAUUAAAAAAAAAAAACUAAAAAUAAAAACCAGCAACUCAAGUACCUCCCUGCCCCAAUAAGAUAUACUUACUUUUUAAAUUCCUUACACGUUGUGGCGUAACCCAGUAUUUUCAAUAUAGUUGGUAUGAAUGUAACUUAUUUUGACUUGCUGCCACAGUUAAUUUUAAUUCCUACCUCGGAAUCCUACAGUUGGGUGGUGGACCCAUCUUCAUUAUUUUCACCUUGUAAUAUUUGUCGUCUUCUGUCCACUAAGUUUGUUCUUUUCGCUUUUACUUCAUCUAGUAAAACGUUCAACAUUUUCAAAAAAACAAAACACAGUAGCUGGUAGGUAAGUUUCAUUGACUGUACGCUAGCCUACAUAUUUCUAAUUUGUUCAUCGCAACUUGUUUUUUAGUAAAAAAAUUUUUUUUUUUAUACACUUUUAUGUCAAGCUAUGUGCCUUAUAGGCAUAAUGAGGAAACUCAGGUGAGAUAUGUAGGGAAUGCUUUAGAGCAGCUGUAGCCAAAAUGAGGACACGGAGCUGUUUGAGGAGAACACCCAUGAUGCUUUGAGUGAUACACUUGCAAAGCAAAUUGGAAGUCGUAGUUCUAUAACUGCAUAUCUGUAUUUCCUUUUUUUUUUUUUUAACCACUUCAGCACUAGAAUGAAUUAGAAAUAUUGUAUAGUAAUAGUUUUUGUAAUUUUCCUACGUCUUAUAUUCCUUUUUAGUCAGAAGUUAAGUGUCUUUGUGUGACAUCUGUACAUGCAUUCACUAUAGGACUAAUAAAGAGAACUUGGCACGCUUUUAUACUUCUCAUCACAUCAUUGAAGAAGAAUGCUCAUUACUGGGAUGUUGUGUUUUUUUUUUUUUGUUUUUUUUUUUAUACUGAAGAUAGGGCUGGGCAAGUGAGACUCUCCAGCUGUUAUUGGAAGUCAACCCAUAUCCACGUCUUGGCUGAGUGAUGUGUGAUUUAUAGUCCAGAGACAGCUGGAGGCUUGCUGUUUUUUCAUUCUUGCAUUAGACUGUGCCUUAUUUGAAGUUGUUGAAGGGGAGUCUGUGGACAUAUUAAAACAUACUAUGGGUUCUAAGAUUUGCCAAUAAACCAAAGGAGGAAAAUCCCCUUCUAUAUAAUUAUUGUAAUAGGUGUGUGUGAUGAUCGCCAGGAAAAAGAGGCACUUAGACAAUCACUCCCCUCUCUUUCUGCAGCCAAUUUACAGUACAAGGAUAUUUAUCUACCAAAAUGAAAUUUGUGAUAACCAGUCCACCAUGGGUUCAGAAUAACAAGGUCAGAUUGAUUAUUACUGUACAUACUUUUCUACUUGAGAUGCAAUUGGUUAUAAUUCCAUAUAAUGUACACCGAACCCUGUCCAUGGCUUUAAUCUAAUGAAGUGCUAUGCAGGCACAUAAGCUUACAAUCUAUUUUAAGUCUGUGUAGUGUUAUACCAAAUUUCCACUACUAAAUUUCCAUGGAUGUGUGCCUGUGUUAUAGAAGGUUGGUUUUCUGGCCACAAAUUAAGUAAAUCUAUCUGUAUGUUUUUUUUGUUUUUCAACAUUCCCAUGAAUUGUGAUAUCCCCUAUACUUUGUUCUUUACAGUUUAAAACAGUGAUUAAAAUAGAGUGUAUGCACAUUGUAAAUGGCAGUUUCAAGGUGAAGGAACCAGACUCGUCUUCCUAUACCUGGCUUGACCUCUACAUGAUGAUUUUCCAAAGUAAUCCCGUUUGUCCACAAGUUCAGUUGUCUAUAUUAGAAAUCCUCUGUUUAUUGAAUAUUCCCAUUACUAACCAUGGGCUAAGGCACUAGAAGUAAAUUAACAUCACAAGGCAUCAGAAAGCGGGCCAAAAGAUAAAGUAGUCCUUACAUAUUUUGGAACAAAAGCACAUUAGAAGAAAUGCUCACAAGAUCUGGAGAUUAUUUUAAAGUAGUUAUGAUGUGAGGCGUUCCCUGGCCCCAUUUCCCAGUGUUUUGGAAGAUUUCUAUACCCUGUCAAAAAAAUCAGUUGUCACUUGUGCUGCACAUAUGCUAGUACUCCUGACGGGUAUAGGAAUCUGGUGGUUGAGAGCAUGCGUGAGACCACCACGUCACUCCUGAUGAUGAGGCAUCAGCUGAACUGCUAACUCCUCCUCCGCAAGGUCCUGCAAAUUAAGUAAAUCUAUUUUCGCACUCACAUUAUAGUUAGGGCAUUUAACAAGAACAGGCAUGUGGGAUGUUUAGGGUUAAGUGAGGGUUAAAAUUAGGGUCGGGUAACACAUUUAACCUCUUUCACCCGAACUCUAGGAGUAAGGCUUAAAUUAACCUUAAACAUAAUUUUACAUUUAAUGUUUUCCCUAAUGACACUAAUCUCAAAAUAAAAAUUUACCCUGAAAGGAUCACUAUAGUGUCAGGGAAAAAAAAAAACUUGCUUUCCUGACACUAUAUAAUCCUUGGGUCCCCCCCUCCAGCAGGGCACCCCUCCCACUGGGCUGAAGGGGUUAAACCCCUUCAGCAGCUUACCUUUAUCCAGCGCUGGGUUCCCUCGGCGCUGGUGAUCACUCCUCCCCCCUCAGUCAGCUCCCGAGUAGAGCCGAAUGCGCAUGGGAGGCCAGAGCCGCGCGCGCACUAAAAACACCCAUGGGAAAGCAUUUCUCAAUGCUUUCCUAUGGACAUUCUGCGUGCUCAAUGCGAUUUUACGCAUUGAACGUCGGGGAAGCGCCUCUAGCGGCUGUCAGGAAGACAGCUACUAGAGGCUGGAUUAACCCUGCAAUGUAAACAUAGCAGUUUCUCUGAAACUGCUAUGUUUAUAGCUGCAGGGUUAAAAGCUGGGGGCCCUGGCACCCACACCACUUAAUUGAGCUGAAGUGGUCUGGGUGACUGUAGUGGUCUGGGUGACUAUAGUGGUCCAUUAAAGGAGCACUAUAGGGUCAGGAACACAAACCUAUAUUUCUGACCCUAUAGUGUUAAAACCACCAUAUAGCCCCCCUGGCCCUCUCUUGCCUCCCUAAAUAUGGUAAAAUCUAACUUGUAUUAAAGCCUAAAGCUGCUGGAUCUGCCCCUGUAUGGCUCAGAAUAGCAAGCUGUCUGCUUACAUCAGAAGUGGUGUUCUGAGUCAUAGGAUUGGCUAAGAUUGUGAAGGAGACAGAUCAGGAGCAGAGCCAGCAAAAGUCAAACACAGCCCUGGCCAAUCAGCAUCCCCUCAUAGAUACAUUGAAUCAAUUAAUCUCUAUGAGGAAAGUUCAGUGUCUGCAUGCAGAGGGAGGAGAUACUGAAUGUUUGGAUGCAUUUUAGGCAGCCAUGACCCAGGAAGGAUCUCGAACAGCCAUCUGAGGAGUGGUCAGUGAAGUUAUCACUAGGCUGUAAUGUAAACACUGCAUUUUCUCUGAAAAGACAGUGUUUACAGCAAAAAGCCUAAAGGUAAUGAUUCUACUCACCAGAACAAAUGCAAUAAGCUGUAGUUGUUCUGGUGACUACAGUGUCUCUUUAAAUCUAAACCUAACUUAUUCAUAAAAUGGGAAUAGGCUAAGGGCUCUAGUGUAUAUCAUUUAAAUGUUGGGACGUUACUUGUUAAUUAUGGAAACUUAAAUAAAAUCGAUUUCCUUUUUUCCAUUCUUGCAGUACAGAUUACUUUUUUUUGACUGACUUUUUCUGUAAAAAGAAAUGUCUGAAAAUGUGUGGCUGCUUUGACCAUUCUUUAUUAUUAUUUUUUUUUUUAAAGUAACAAUUCCUAUUAAAAUUAACGGAAAAAAAUUGCAAAACGUUCUGUUCUGAAGCCGAUGCCCCACUAGUAUCUGGUAGGUGGACGUUUUAUGCUCAUUAGGGCUGUGAUGAAAUUUCUGUAGGCCACAUGUGUUCGCUAAAUCCCACCAAAGAUGUUUCUGACCUUUAUGGAAAGCUUAAUGAAGAGUUGUUAAGACAUUUCAGACAGCAGGAUUAAGAAUGCAGAAAAAUAUGUCUGAAUUUACAAAACAGAGCUGAAUAGCAAUGCACUGUGAAUGCUUUCUCUCAGUGGCGCUCUGUUAUGGGAAGAUUUACCAAGACAAGUCACAUAUGGUGGAUUUAUUCAUGAAUGUCGUUUUUAAAUUCAUAGAUGCAGACUUUCCUUGCUCAUUUAUUUGACUACUGGUUGAAAAAUCACUUCUAAAACUUCUAUCUAAAAUAUUCCGUAUAGACUCAAUUUAGGGCUAUACUUUUUUUUUAAGUUUAUUUUUUUUUGACUUUUUAUACACUACCUACACAUAUGUUUAUUUACUAAACAACAAACUGUUAUGAAUUGAAAUGAAAUGGCAACAUUUAAAAAGCUACAAUAGCAAUUUUGCAAAAAAUAUCCAUCCCUGCAAUAGAUACAGUUUAGAUGUUUGCUAGUUCAAUUGAUUUUUUUGAAAUUGAUUUUUCUCCAUUUUUGUGUGUGCUUUUUAGACUUUUAAAUUUGAUGGGUUGUGUACAGACUGCCUAUUGACUGUAACUUCCUAUUUACAAUAACUUUUGCAUGUAUUAUCAGCCUGCCUGCUGUGACUUAUAUAAUUAAUUCCUGGCACUGUAGAAUCCUGCAGUGCCCCUCUCCUUCCCACCCCCCCAUUCCAUGUUGCUGAAGGAAUUAAAACCCCUUCAGUGACUUACCUGAAUCCAGCGCCGAGGGACACACUCCUGCCUCGCCGCCGUCAGCCGUCGGGGGAGACAAAAUUGCACAUGCGCGGCAACGGCCAUGCGCGCGCAUUAGACCUCCCCAUAGGAAAGCAUUAUUCAAUGCUUCCCUAUGGGGAUUCCGGCAAUGCUGGAGGUCCUCAUGCAUAGCGUGAGGACGUCCAGCGUCGUUUAAAACUCUUUUUGUGUUUUAAGAAGCCACAAGUCCCUCUAGUGGCCGUCUGAUAGGACUUAACCCUGCCAGGUAAUUAUUGCAGUUUAUAAAUUACACUUGCAGGGUUGUUAAGGGUGAUGGGAGUUGGCACCCAGACCACGCCAAUGGGCAAAAGUGGUCUGGGUGCCUGGAGUGUCCUUUUAAUUCCCAAAUUCUAUUUUGUCAUUGCCUUAGUGGCCUUAUAAUUCUCUGUUCCCUCAGGUUUACAUGAUUAAUCCUAAUAUACAUAUACAUUUUUUUGCUGAUCUUUAUUGUGCCAUGCAAUAUAAUUGCUCCCUAAUUUUAGAAUACUGAGUAAAGGAUGCUGAUUGUAAUUUUAUAGGCUUAAUAUAAACUUAUAAAAUGUCUUGUUUGGUCUGUGUGAAAUUAAGUUGUGUCCUGUGACUGGGAGUAACAAUUCGAUUUUGCAAGAUAGGUAAUGUUUCAUGCAUUUCAAAAUUAAAAUGAUGGGUUGGGAUUUCUAAAGGAAAGCAUAAACUGUAACCUUUCAAAUUUAAUCUAGUUUGAUAAUGCAUUGAGACUUGCAAGAUUGCCACCUUAAAAAUAAGACCAUAUCUUCAAUGGAUUUCUUGUUUGAUGCAAAAAUGUUUUUUUUUUUUUUUUGCUUCAUUUUGUGGUCUACAAUUGCCUGCUCUGUUCAGUGAGCAGUUAUUUCCUACAAAUGUAGUCCUAUGAGUAAGCCCUUAAUCGCAUGUUCUGUCCAUAUGAAGGGGCUAGGGGUACAUAACACUUUCAGCUAUUUAAAGCUGAGAUCUUUUGGGCCUUGUUAGUCACCGUUACUGUUAAGGGAGUAAGUUUAGUGUGAUGUUACCAUUUUUAGCUCCUCCUACCCCCAUCCAACCUCUCUGUGACGUAAAGGAACCCUCCAGGCACCAUAACCACUACAACACGCUAGGGUUUGCUUAAAGUAGAGAGAUUCUGGCUCUCAUAGAGACACUUGCUGUGGUUAUGGUGCUUAGUGUUCCUUUAACAAACUGUGUUAUAGUACUGGUAAACCAUAUCUUUCUAAAACUGUUUUUCAUCAAAGCUGUACGCCUGGUUCUUCUGUUUUAGUUCCAUUCUGUUCAUGUUACAGUUUUGAACACAUCUGACAACAUUGAAAUUGGUUCCAUAACAGCCAGUUUAUUUUACUAACUUUUUAUUUAUUUUUUUCGAAAUAAAUCUACAAGAGAUGAUUCAUAAACUGUGCGAUAAAGCAGACGCUCAAGUCUAACGUCUGAAAAAUUAUGAUUUUUUUUUAUCAGCUUAAUAAAUGGUUCAUUCCUCCAUUAACCCUGUGUAUAACAUUGGUGGGUAUUCUGCAGUAAUUCUCCGACAUCCUUUAAAGAAUGUUCUUUGUUUGCUAAAGAUGGAUGGUUCUAAUUUCUUAUUCCCUAAGAGGUAUGAAUGAGUGUUCAAAUAUUCAGUGUGAUCAUUUACUGUAAUAUGAGUGUACAAGUGUUGUGUAGGUGUGUGGAAAUCAAUUUGUCUAAAGUGAGCCAUUGUUCUAUUCUUCAUGAAUUGUAAAAGUGAUAUCUGAUAUCUCUCGUUAUCUGGAUUUAUCCAUGGUUUUACCGUAAAAGCUGUGUGAGAGUAGUAGCAAUUUUGUAAAAUUGUGAAUAAAGUCAGGAGCAAAUUUACAAGAUCAGCCUCAAAUUGUCAUUCCAAGGCUGGGCUGUUUUUAAAUCCCAAUGCAUAAGUUAGUUGAACUGAAACGCCAUAGCGACAUGGGAUCCUCUGGGUUCAUAUCCCAUGUUCGUAUGAGAAAGGAUUAGGCGGUAAUCUUUUGAGAAUGCUGGGACAUGAGAAACUAUUCACUUGAGGUUAUCUUGCGUUUUAUUAAUUGUGAAAAGGAAAAAGCAUCCCCUAUCACGUAUUGUGCAUGGUUGAAUGUCAUAAUGGUUUAUGUUUCCACAAACUAGGCUCCCUUGGUCUGUGGGAAAUGUCAGCAGAGUUUAGUGGGUGUUUUUCUUACACACGACCCCGACCCUUGAAAAUCUUGGCAUACUGUUACUUAUUUGUUCAUAGAAAUGAGAAUGCAUCUUGGGAAUUAAAAUCAGUCAGCCAUGUCUCUGCUUUCUUUUGUCUUUCUCAUAUUCUCGAAAAAAUCUGUUGGUCAUCUCUGUAUCUUGACACCAUGAUCCUGCAGUGGAUCAUGGCAAGUUUCCUUUGUAUGAAUAUCCAUAAGGAAACUCGGGGCAUAAGGCAGGAACGUUUAAGACUUUUGGCACGCUGUAAAACAUUCUUCCACCACGAGUCUACAUAGAGAUAAUUCCUCAGAGUGCCAAAAACGCAUGAUUUGCUUGUUCCUCACUUGUGUCCCACAACAUUUUUUUGUUGUUUUUUUUUUUACUAAAUAUUUGGCAUCUCCGUGUGUUUUUCCCAUAAGAGUAAUGUUUUCUCAACAUCCCCUAUGGGUUGAUGUCAUAUAUCUUAGCAUUCUUUCCUCCCAAAUAUCCAAAUAUUUUACUUCCUUCUUUUUCCCCUGUAUCAGCAAAAGAAGUAAUUUAUUUCCUGAAAUUUUAUCUUGGGGUCUGAUCACAGGUUUUGUACGAUUGUACAAGCUUAUUUUGUCCUGUGAGCUCAUAUAAGAAUGGAAGUGUUUCCCUGUCAUGGCUAAUAAUGCCUUCUUGGAUCUCCUAUAAUUUUUUCUGCUCUGCUUCACAGUGUAAUUAGAACUUACCUUUUACUUUAAGCUUUAUAUUCCGGUACAGAGAUCUGAAAGGAACAUCUCUCGAGGUCAGUGCUUGUGUGGAAUUCCUUUCUGUAUGUAAAACAAGAUCGAAAAAUAUUUUGAUGAAGGGGGACCUUUUUCAAGGUGCUUUUGUACAUAUCCAGCGUAAAACAGACAAGCGGAUACAUUUUGAAUUUCUGAAGAGAAAAAAUAUAUUUUAUGGUGUGUUUGUGUAUAGAAUUCAUGUUUUUCAAGGUAAAAAAUUUAAUUUUCAUAAAAAAUGUUUUGUGUUCAAAUUUGAAUUGAAGGCCCUAUCUUCAGUAACUACAUUUUUAAAAUAACUCUUACUGUUUUUUUAUAGCAGCAGAUGUUAAUUUUUAAACUGCAACCAAAUUAGUGUUCUAUAAUGGAAUGCACAUUUCAUACAUACUCCCGCACUCCCUUCUGCCUGGUGUCUCUGUUUAAGCGUAUGGCAGAGAAGAGGGACAAUCUUGUCAGUGGCUGCCACUCUGCAACCAAUGGGAAUCUAUAUUUGUAAGUAGUAGAGUGGAUUCUAAGAAUAUCGUCUCUGACAGUAGCUUUGAGAGAAAAUGACCCGUCAUGCUGACCAGAUCUACUAAGAACAGUCUUGUGCCUAUGCUGUCUGUUUUAUUUUGAUUUAUUAUUUUUUUUUUUUAUACACUCCCAGCUGAUCUUUCUUAAUUCUGCUGCUCUUAUGUGAUUGGCAAACCCUCAGGCUCACAUUCAGUGCAUGUGUAUGGCACUACAAGUGAACAAAUUUGCAUACUUAUAUCAUGUUACUUUUUGGUUCUCAAUUCUGUUUUUUUCUACAUAUGAAACAAAAACAAACAAAAGAAAAAUGAAAAGGUUCAUCACUACGCCUCUUUUUUUUUUUUUUUAAUACACCAUUGUGCCCGUUUUUGUUUUUAUUUUCUUGUUCUAUUUGUUUUUCCGUUUUUUUUUUCACCCAUAACUUAGCAAUAGUAUUUUUUUAGUCUAAGUUUAAAGAGGUACUAACCCUUCCAGAGAUGUGACUGUUUCUUGUUCCCCACCAAAACAGGCAAGUUAAAAUAAAAGAAACCAUGUAGAUUGUAUUAAUUUACUUAUGUUUAAGCUCAAUCAAUAGCUACAUUAUUAGUUAAAGGAUCACUAUAGGGCCAGGACAACAAAUAUGUAUUCCUGACCCUAUAGGGCCCCUCAUGACCCCAUAAAUAUAGCCAUAUCUUACUGUAUUCAAGCCUGAAGCUGUAGAUCUACAUGCUGUUUGCCUAAAAAAAAAAAAAAAUAAGCAGUCUGCUGACAUCAUCAGAAGUGGUGGCCUGAUCCAAUCACAAUGCUUCCCCAUAGGAUUGGCUGAGACUGACAAAGAGGCAGAUCAGGGGCAGAGCCAGCAUGAUUCAAACACAGCCCUGGCCAAUCAGCAUCGCCUCACAGAGAUGAAUUGAAUCAAUGAAUCUCUAUGAGGAAUGUUCAGUGUCUGCAUGCAGAGGGAGGAGACACUGAAUGUUUGGAUGCAUUUUAGGCAGCCAUGACCCAGGAAGGAUCUCUAACAGCCAUCUGAGGAGUGGUCAGUGAAGUUAUCAUUAGGCUGUAAUGUAAACACUGCAUUUUCUCUGAAAAGACAGUGUUUACAGCAAAAAGCCUGAAGGUAAUGAUUCUACUCACCAGAACAAAUUCAAUAAGCUGUAGUUGGUCUGGUGACUAUAGUGUCCCUUUAAGCUAAAACUGGGAAAGUGAUGGUUCCUCUUUUGUAUCAAGGCACUGUGUUCUGUUUUCCACAGAACAUCAACAUGUGCAAAAAAGCUCAAUAUUAUUUUCUUAAACCUUCUUUCCUGAUUAAGAUGCAUACCUAUCUUACCCCUUCACGCCAGAAGUUGUAAUUAAAUAGAUUGAUCGGUUAUUGUUAGAAAAUAAACCUUCGUCAUAGACUUAGAUAAUUUUCUUUUUUACUUGUGUUUUGUGUUUUAUUGUGCAAUGCAUUACACUCCUUUUUUAAAUGGACUCUAAUAUCCCAUAAUAUCUGCUCUUUAUUUGUAUAAAACAAGGUCAGCAGAGUUAAAUAUAGCCUGUAAAGGCAUUUUAAAAGACUUGGGGGCUUAUUGGCAAUCAAUAGAUUUUAGGCUGACAUUUUUCAUGUAUGCCUAAAGACCGUUUUGUACCAUAUGCUAUUAACCCCUUCAUGACCUGUUUUAUUCCCCACACUGCAACAUUACACAUUCUAUUAAUGCUUAAACGUACCUUAGCUUUGGUAGAUUUUAUUUGGAAGGUUUAGGUACCCAUUUAUGUAUGUAUAUGGAAUUCUUCCAUUCAAGGGGGAAGGAAUGGGAAAACAUGCUCACAAGUUAUUGUGACAACUCAGAUCUGCAAACAUUUGAUUGGGUAGUUUUUUUACACCUUCUGUUCUGCUUCCACUGACUUACAGAUGUGAAAAAACCCUCCCAGUGUUUGAUGUGCAACUUUAUCUCACAGACUUUAACCCCCUUCUGUUUCUGCUACAUUUUAAAUGCUCUCCUGCUGUUACCCUGUCCAUUUUUACUCAAGUCUCCACCUCCUUUUCCUAAGCAUUGUUUUAGAAGGGGGAAUAGAUAAUGUGUAAGGUCAGGGCCUAGAUUUCAAUUGCAAAAUAAGUAGUUUAGCGUGUGAUGUGAAAUUCCUGUAUAGCAGUCACAAACAUGGCUCACCAAGUUAGAUGUUGUGAUUAUAUGCCCCCCUUUUUUCACUGGAACAGAUGUUUUUAAAGAACACGUGAGUCCUGCCGUAGCCUCCAGUGCGUGUGGUAAGCAGAUCACAUGAUUUUUUAUUUUUUUUCUCCAUACUUUUGUCUUCAUACACAGUGGCUCGCUGUUGAGCUGGGCAUUAUAGAAACUGCAGUUAAGCCUGUGCGGUGCCAAAGUUAGCCAUCAAAAUGGAGUCAAAGUUUUAAACUGUCAUAUUUAGAAAAUGCUGUUGCUAUUGUGAGUUACUCCAAGCAGCGCCAUAACUACUAAAGCCAGGCUGUAGUGGUUAUGGUGCCAGUCGUGCUCUGGCGAUGUCCCACAGUAAAUAGCUAAAACAUCUUAGCGCAGUUUUGAUGUCUUACCUGGGAUCCAUCGAUCCAUCAGCAGACUUAUAGGAGGGCCAUGAGGAACUGUGCUCAUUUGCUUAGUGCAUCAGGGCUGUAGUGGUUAUGGUGUUUGGAGUGUUCCUUUCAGGGGGAAAAUUGUACACUUUCAUUGGAUUGUAAUCUACCAGGUUAUUCACUAAAAUUUAGAGUUUUACUUGAAUACAAAGUGAAUUUUAAAUUUAAGGUCAAAAUAGCUGACACGCCAAAAUUCUCUAAGUCAGCUGGGGUUUCACUUUGACUACUCUGGCCUUAAAAUUGUAAUUCACUUUGAAUUCUCACCUUAGUGAAUAGCCCUGUAUAAGUAGAAUAUAGUGCAGCCAUAUCUAAAAUUCAAUAAAAAGUUUAUUUGGUGUGUGGAGGGAGUGGGGAUUAUUAUCAGGAAUGUGCUCAUGAAAUUUUAAAUGUCAACUGAGUAUUUUUAGGUUUUCUUUAGCAUAUCCUGCAGGUUUAUUUUUAUACAUUUGCAUAUAGUUUAAAAAUAGACUUUGGGAGAAAAGGAUUUUAUCGUCUAGAAACAAAAUGCAGAUAAUGGUGUAGAAUGUUUUCAGUGAUCAUUGCAUUUCUAGCUCAAAAUCUUCCACAGAAUUCCCAGAACUCCAUGCAGAUAGAAACUGCUUUCCACUGUGAAUUGAAACCCUUUUUAAUUAAAGUGAUCACCUAUAUUUACCUUAAGGCACAAAUGUAAUCACUAGUUAACCCUUGCCUGCAGAAAGAUUUUCAGUUAAUUGAUUAAUGCCAUAAUAUACUAGUGGAACUUCCUGAGUUUGGUCCUGCAAAGAUCGAUUCAAUGCAUCUCUAUGCUGAUUGGCAAAGCUUGGUGAUUUGCUGUGCAUUUAUUUAUUUUAUUUUAUUAUCGGCAAAAUAUUAUCAGUACAUGCAUGUGGAAUACAUGUUUGCAUUCCUAACUCUAUAUUUCCUUUAAACAUAAAUUCUCAUAUUUAACUUGCAAACGGAAUUGUAGGAUGAUUCCAUUCCUAUGAUGAAGAUAUUCCUUAGUUACAAACCCUGCUUUCAUUUGUACAUGUUGCUGCAUGGUAUACUCGCUCCGAGAAGCCACAUGUUCUCAGUUACUCACAGAUGGCCUGAAAUUGUCUGGGAGAUUGAGUAAAGAGCAUGAUUAAUGAGCUACUGAUUUUUCAGUCACAGCUUGUAACAUUUGCAUUCUCUUGCAGUUACCCAAGUUUGCAUUCUGUGUCCUACAUACUCAGAGCCUUGCCUUCUUAAAUUUUACUACCGGCUCUUAACUUGGGGGAGAUAAUUCUCUAUGGAUGCACCCUCUCUUUAAUGCUAAACAGUCUAAUUUCUGUUCCUUUAUUAAAAAAAUAAAUUAAAAACAACAAAAGAAUAUUGUGGGGAAUUGCAAACUUUUGGCCCAAAAAUUUCCUGGAUCAAUUACUGAAGCAUGAAGCUUGAAAUUCUUUUAGUCAAUUCUCUACAAUUUCCAGUUUAGUGAUUAACUCAGUGGCCUUCUGAUACAGAUCCUUGUUAAAUUUAGUUUGCUUGUUCAACUUCUCGGAAGCCAAAUUCCUGUACUAUAUUCUAUUAAUCUACAUAAAAAUUGUCACUUUUAAACAAGUUUGUUUAUUUUUUUUUAAGGGAUACUCCAAACCCCUAAAGCACUUCAACUCUUUCUGUCUUUGGAAAAAGGCUGACCUCAAGAGAAAUUGUUACUUAUAAAGGUCCUGCGUUGCACCCUGUUCCUUGAAUGCUUUGAGCGUAAGCUCAGAGGAUGGAAGGCUUUUUAUAAAAAAAUAAAUAAAAAAAUAUUGGAUUGAUUACAUUUCUAUGAGAAGCAUUGUUGCGCAGUGCAGUGAUUGAUGCACAUCCCCCCUGCCUCAUACUGCUUUAUUAUGUAAGCAUUAGAUUGGUUAGAAUAUCAGCGCCAGUGAUGAACUUUCCCUCUCGCAGCUGAAUUAGAGAUAGGUAACCUCAUUAAUUUAGGGUGAAGGAAAGGGCAAUAGAUAGCAAUAGCACAUUCAACACUCUAGCGGCAUAAAUGAAUAUAUUUAUAACACGGGAAUGUUCCUUUAACUUUUUAUAUUUCUUUAAAAAAAAAAAAAGUCCCACCUGAAAAUCUUAAUUGUUCUGUCUCCUUUAAUAAAGUCCAAACUUUUAAUUAGUGUACAAACAUUUGAGAAAGCACUGCACUUUGCUAAAAUUAGCCACGGUACUUAUGUCAUUUUCUGUAUAAAAUUUCUAACAUAUUUUCAGCUUUUUCAGUAUUUCAGUUUGAUUUAGUAGCAGGAAAUGGGGUCGAACACCUCAGGUGUAUUAGUGUUGAUUUUUCCCAGGGGGUAGGCUGCUAAAUAAACAGAUAACAGAGGUGAAAUAUUUGCAGUGUUAAAAAAAAAAAAAAAAAAAGCUUUAGAAGGAAUGCAAUGGCAAAUAAGAUAUCUUUCUUCAAGGACUUUGGGAUUCUUAUAACAGAUUUGCUAGUGUGUUUGUAGUAUAGGUUUUGGUGUCCAAAAAAUGCACUUAAGUGUUAGGGAUACAUAUUGUAAUUUACAAUGCAGGGUUUAAAUUCCAGGAGCACUGCAUCCAUUCCAAUUCAUUGCAAUGAAGUGAUCUAGGUGCCCAUAGUGUCCCUUUAAAACAUUGUUUUAUUGGUAUCGGUGCCAAGUACAAGAUGAAGUCUGAAACACAAUGCAUGUCUGCUCAUUUGCAUAUCCAAAGGGGGAUUAUUGGAGAAUGGUGGAAAAAGGUUUACUCAAAUGCUAUGCCCAAUACAGACAUUUAGUAAGAUCUGACAUAUGUAUGUGAUGUACAACAGUCAUUUUCUGAACUAUAGUAAAUUUCAGCAAUCACUGGAAAGCUAAUUUUUCACCACCAAUUCCUCGUUUGUCUAAAGUAACUGUAAACUUCUGGUCGGUCCGUCCAUCUGUCUAUAUAAAUAGGUGUAUCUAUGUAAAUAUAAGAAUAUCUCCUCGGCAAUAGUUAAUUUGUUUUGUUAACAUCUAGUACAGGAAUGUUUCCCCUUUUUGAGGAUGUAAAAAAAAAUUAUAUAUUGCCUUUUUUUUUCUUUUUUUCCCCCCAAAUAUUUACUCCACAGUUUAUGUAUUUUAAUUAUUUUGAAAGCUCUUUGAAACGUGCUCAUAGUGCAACACUAGUACCGACUCCUCUUUGCUGCUGCCCUGCCUUCUUUGAUGUCAUGAAUGCUGAUCACAUCACUUUUCUUCAUUCCAGUGUUUCUCGCAGCAUUGCGAAUAGAGGAUGUAUGCAUGGCAAAUCUGACUGUUUUCAUGGAGAAGCAUUGAACCCAUUUCUUCUCUGAGAAAAGUAUUAACGCUGUAUGGCAUCUUCAUGCCAUGUGUGAUGACCCCUGAAAAUGAAGACCUUUGAUUUCCGAAGGUCUUAAUGAUGAAGUGCCUCUCUCUAGUGACCACUAGAAGUGUGUUCUCUGGCUCAUGUAAACAUUGCUGUUUCUCUGAGCCAAAUUUUUCAUUGUCUGUGAAACCGGGCAUCAUCUAUGCACCAAAACCACUAGUGCAUGGAGUUUGCAUUAAAGGAAUGAACCACCAUCAAGUGAAACUAAUUUUGUAUUCUUUAUGCAUGUCAGAUGUAGUGAAAUCUACUGUUAAUGGUGGUCUAAAAUUUUUUUUUUUUUAUAUUUUGGGUUGCUUUUUUUAAGAUUAAAGGACCACUGUAGGCACCCAGAACACUUCAGCUUAAUGAAGUGGUCUGGGUGCCAGGUCCAUCUAAGAUUAACCUCUCAUUGACAGCCGCUAGAGGCGCUUCUGCACUUCUCAUUGAUUUUCACAGUGAGAAGACUCCAUUAGUAUUUCCACAUAGGAAAGCAUUGAGAAUGCUUUUCUAUGGACUGGCGGAAUGCGCGCACGGCUCUUGCCGCGCAUGCACAUUCAGCCAAUGACGGCGAAAAGGAGGAGGAGAGUUCCCCGCGCCGAGGGAGCCCGGCAGGGGAAAACAGGUAAGAUUUAACCACUUCCACCCCCUAGAGCCCGGCGGGAGGGGGACCCUAAAGGUGGGGGGGACCUAGAGACCCUAUAGUGCCAGGAAAACGAGUAUGUUUUCCUGGCACUAUAGUGGUCCUUUAACUCCACCUAGUUCAUCUGUGUUUGUUCACUAAAAACAGAAUUGUUGUGAAUUGAAAAUCAAAUUGCAAAAUGUAGUGAAAAGGUGCUGAUUUUGAAAGGCCCCAAGUUCACUAUAGUCACCAUUUAUCUAUUUUGGCCUAAAUUUAUUUAUUUUACUAUAGUGUCAUUAUUUUAUCUCUAGCAUGGUGAAAUGGACACUUACAUGAAAUAAACACAGUCAACAUUAAAAUACCAUCUGGCACUACUUCAUAAAUAUAAAUGUAUAUAUUACCUCACAUACCUCUUCUUAACUUUAUGCUGUGUGGAAAUAUUAUGAUGCUCUUAAAAAGCAUACCUACAUGUUUUCAUAGCACAGCAUUAUUUGGUCUGUUUGGCAGGGAGUUUGCUGUAAUGGGAGAACACAUUGACCUUUCCAAAAUGGAGGUUGAACUAAUUAUGGGUGCUGCCUGGGUAGCAUAAUGUAGCUGAUUGAGCUAAUAGACAUUCCUGUAGGGUCAAUGUCUGAGGAUGUGGUGCUCCUGACUCCUAACUCUCAAUGCCAUGAGCUUGUGUGUAUGCAUAUCUGCCAAAGAUCACGCUUCAGAUAUAUUAUUUAAAAAAUAAAUCUUUUGUGCAGUGAUUCCUCCUGCCCCUCCCCCCCAUGCCAUUUGCGGUUUUCUGUGCGCCAUUUGCGGAGUUCAUGCAGCAUGCCUUGUAUCUGCUAGAUCACAUGAUCUGUGUCCACUGAACCAUUGAUGGUACAUGGAAUAUUUUCUAUUACCUCAGGGUUUGGUGUUUUUCCAAAGUGCAGCAUAAACUGAACUUCUGACCAUCUUUUUCUUUUUUAUUAAAAAAUAACAUUGCACCAGAUGUCAGGAUGCUUAGUGUGUUCUAUUGUACAGAGUAAUAGGGAGGAUGGGUAGUUAGACAAGUGUUUACUAAAUAUUUUUUUUAACAAAUGGCUACUUUUCCCACACGGUUUUAAUUUGUAACUCUUCUCUGCAUUCAUUGCUUCCCUAACCCUCCCACAGGUGUUGUCUUAAUUUAAGUUUUAAUUUUCUCUAAUUUAAGGCGGUAAAUGAAGUGGUCUGGGUGCAGUGGUCUUGUAUGUUUAACCCUACAAAUGAAAACAUUACCAUUUUGCAGAAAGGGUAAUGUUACCUUGAAUGGUUGAAAAUGUUUUAAGCCACUAGAGGUGCUGCCGCUGCUCUGACAGAGUAAAGGUUGGCCAUGUGACAUUGCAGCUGAGAGGAACAUUGCCUGAGGAAAUCAUGCCUUCUCCACGUUGCGGGAGGCAGAGAGGACAGCAGUUCCAAGUCUUGAUGCUGGAAAAAGGAAAUUUAAAAAAAUAGGGGAGGAUGCUGAAUAAAACUAGGGGUACUACAGCAUUAGGAAUACAGGCUAAUAUUAUUAUUAUCGCCAUUUAUAUAGCGCCAACAGAUUCCGUAGCGCUUUACAAUAUUAUGAGAGUGGGGAUUUAACUAUAAAUAGGACAAUUACAAGAAAACUUACGGGAACAAAAGGGUUCCAUUAAGCCAACUUUGUAGUUGUUGUUUUUUUUUUUUUUUAUGCUUUUGUUUUAUAUUGUGGGGGUUUAUUCUCUAAACGGUGAAUUGUAUUGACUAAAACAGAUUUGUAAAAGUUUGACAAAAAGUACUGAUUUGCAAUAGCUCUAAUCUAAAAUCACAAUCUGGUAAAUUUAGUGUCAAAUUUGGACAUUUUGGUCAUCAAUUCGCUACAAUUCAUUGUUUAGUGACUAAACUUUGACUAAAUUCUAGAUACACUGUGUUUGCUUCUUUAACACUUUUAGUGAAAUAUUUUAAAAAACCUGUUAAAAAAAAUAAGAAGUCAAACACGAGAGCAUUUCAGAUCUAGUGUGUUGACCCUGCACAUAUAAUACUUUGGUAUUUAACCAAAACUUAUUUAUGUGCCACUUUAGCUGUGUAAAAUUGACAUAUUUGUCCAUAAUGUUUUACACUGACAGCUACUGUAUGGCUGACAAGCUGUAGGUGUAUGUAGACUGCGUAUUAAAGGGCCACUAUAGUGCCAGGAAAACAUACUCGUUUUCCUGGCACUAUAGUGCCCUGAGGGUGCCCCCACCCUCAGGGACCCCCUCUCGCCCGGCUCUGGAAGGGGGAAAGGGGUAAAAACUUACCCUUUUCCAGCGCUGGGCGGGGAGCUCUCCUCCUCCGAUCCUCUUUUUCUCUCCUCCCCGUCGGCUGAAUGCGCACGCGCGCAUUCAGCCGGUUGCAUAGGAAAGCAUUAUUAAUGCUUUCCUAUGGACGCUGGCGUGCUCUCACUGUGAAAAUCACAGUGAGAAGCACGCAAGCGCCUCUAGCGGCAGUCAAUGAGACAGCCGCUAGAGGGAAUGGGGGAAGGCUUAACCCAUUCAUAACAAACUGCUAUGUUUAUAAAAAAAUAAAAUGGGUUAACCAUAGCUGGACCUGGCACCCAGACCACAUCAUUAAGCUAGAGUGGUCCUUUAAGGCAGUGUGUGAGAGGAUUGUCUGUCUGUGGAGGAGAGCCCCGUCUCUGUUUCUGCAGUGAGAGCCCCCUCUUUUGUUCUUGCAAUGAGAACCUUAUUUUUUUUAAAUGUAACCUAGCCAAGAUCCAUUUUGCUGAUUUACUUGACAAAACAAGAUUUUAACAGUAAGUGACUUAUCAACUGGGGCAGUCUGCAUCCUUUACGCUAAAACAGCCCAUGAGGGGUUACAGCUUAUCUCAUUGUCAAAAUUAGGUCCUGUCCUUCUCUCCAUAUUUAAAUGUUAUUUGCCUUUAACAUUUGUGGUGAGCCCUGGAAUAGAACUUUUCUGCCCCAAUACCCCGUGGACAUGACCACACUGAAAGUCAAUGGAGCAGUGUAAUUGGUAUUUGUGAUGGAUGAGGAACAGACAGUGAGCUGGACUUGGUUAUUAGACAGAUUCCAGAACCACCUUCUGCUGAUGCUCCAUUGUUCAACUUGAGGCUCUAGCCCACACUAGCCAUUGAUGAGCAUUUAUGAUAUUUGCCCUACAAUUAACUGCUAUGGCGUGCAGAUCAGAUGCACCUACUAAAAGUAAGCUUCUCAACAUCUGCUAGAAAGGAAAUGGUUUCUAAUGAAUGUAAAAUUAGAACUGAAAAUGUGACAGCUCGUGCUCAAUUUGAGAUCAUUUUGUGUUUAUAUUUUAUAGCCCCCUUUUAAAGGUCAGAUUUUGUUUGUCCUUACUUUCUAUGUCUUGCACAGAACAGCUUUUGUUUCUCUGUCUAAAACAAGUCUAAUUUCUCCUUAUCUUGAUGAGACGUUGACGGAACUGUGCAAUGAACUUACCACGUUCUUGGAAUAAUUAGUGACCAUGAUAUGGCCUCGGGUUAAUAUAUUCUCUGACUAAAAUCUCAUGACAUCCUAAAAACUGAGAUUUUCCUAGUUGCAUGAGCGAAAUGUUAAAUUGAAGAAAAUAACAAAAUAACUUAUUGAUUUUUAAGGUUUUAUUUUGAAUGUACUAUCUCUGUAAGGGUUCGUGACACAAAUCUUUCACUAUGACUUUUUUUUUCUUUUUAGAACAUAAGUCCUAGCGAUCAGUUUAUCCAACAUCUCUUUAUAUGAACCUUGGGGCCAGGAAGACUGCUUCCAGCAGUGGCCUGGAUUUAAUAUUUUGGGAUAAACCUCUAAAAUUAUUUUGUUUUGUAAAAUAGUUUAAUAGUUCCAUUAAAUGUUGAUAGUUUACCACCCCAAAAAAAUCAUUUGAAAAACUUAUUAAAUAGAGGCCAGUAUCUGUUAUUUGGUCAUAUUUUUACCUUUACUCUUUUUACAUACAGUAUUCAUAAAUCUAUAUAAGCAGGCUUUCUUGUCAUGGCGAUAAUGACAAAUAUAGGGUGGAGGAUAACUUUUUUUUUUUUUCUCACGAAUACACUUUUGUAUAUAUCUUAUCAUUUCCCUGUGUGUGUGUGUGUUUAUAUCUAAUAUUAUAUAUAUAUAUAUAUAUAUAUAUAUAUAUAUAUAUAUAUAUAUAUAUAUAUAUAUAUAUAUAUAUAUUAUAAAAAAAUUUUUGCAAACAUUGCACUUGAAACUCAUGGAACCCUUCCUGUUUGUUUUAUUAAGAAUUUUAUAGUUAAUUGCGUAAAUAGAAAAACAUAUACAACCUUUAUCACUAGAGCAAAGUUUGCUCCCUCAGUAUGCAAGUUUUUGCACAAAGAAACCAUUGUCAUUAUUUAGUCUGCUUCUUAUUACAUUUAACUAAAUUUAUAAAACAAACAAAAUCACUGUGCAUUGUAUUUAACUAAAUGACUUGUAGGCAAGAUUGUGUUUAUUAAAAAAUAUUCACUCUAGAGCUUAACAUGCCAAAUGGAUUGUGGGUUGGAACCAGAAUUGGCAAAUCUAAUGCAAGCACUUUUCCUGGUUAUUUAAAAAGUUUUUUAUUCAAACUAUUUAUUUUACUCUCGAAGCAGAUUUUGCUACAAGGAACACUUUUGGAAAAAUAAACAAUCGUAAUUAAUGACCCUAGCAUGUAAUCAGAAAUGUAUUUAAUGAAAGUAUUGGCUUACAUACAAAGGAUUGGAAUUCAUUGAACAAUAUUUAAAAUUUACAUCUGAAUCAAAAAGCCAGUGUUUCACCCAGUAUGAUGAACACAGAUAUUCUCUUAAAGCCGCUCUAUCAUAUUUCUUUCUUGUGGUUUUCCUUUACAGAUACCACUUGCUUUUAUUUAUAUUUUCUUUUCUUCCUUGUGCUGGAUAUCAAUAUCUGGAUGCAGCAAUUUUGUUUUCCACUGCCCAUGAUGUCUGCUGUUUGCCUUCUGUGGACUGAUAUAACUGAUGGUUUGUGGGUAUAUUUAAUUGCCAAGUGAAACAGAAUCUUACUUUAAAGGACCACUAUAGUGCCAGGCAAACAAACCUCAGGUCCCCCCCACCCUCAGGGCCCUCCUCCCGCUGGGCUUAAAUCCCCUUCAGCCACAUACCUUAAUCCAGCGCCGGGCUCCCUCGGCGCUGGUGACCUCUCCUCCCCCCGACAUAAACUCCCAAGUGGAGCCGCGUGCGCAUUCAAUCCACCCAUACUCAAUGCUUUCCUAUGGACGUUCUGCGUGCACAAUGCGAUUUUUGCAAUGAUCGGCACAGAAGCGCCUCUAGUGGCUGUCAGGAAGACAGCCACUAGAGGUUGGAUUAACCCUGCUAUGUAAACAUAGCAGUUUCUCUGAAACUGAUAUGUUUACAGCUACAGGGUUAAACCUGGGGGACCUGGCACCCAGACCACUUCAUUAAACUGAAGUGUUCUGGGUGACUAUAGUGGUCCUUUAAGCCGCAUCCAUUGUCAAGUUUUGUCAUUGUGACUUCUAAACAUGAGGAAAAAUGGUUCCUACUUUUAUAUAUGUAAAUAAUGAAAACGAUGGAGCUCAAGAAAUAAAAUAAUACCAAAGGAGCUAUAUAGAAUCAGAUCAGAUAAACUUUGGUGACAGAGCAACUUUAAGUGAACCGAUACAUGACCUUGCAUAGAAUCAUCAAGUAGCUUAAUGAUUGUGGUUGGGUUCAUCUUGAUAUAGUAUAUCCUGUGUUAUCCAGUUUUGUUCUUCAUUUUACAUCAAAUUGCAUUGGGUAUUUUUCAGAGUUAUGUAAGUGAGAAUCAACAUAAUUCCAAAGUGUCUUAAAUGAGCACUUCAAAUUUAAGGCCAAAGUAAGUCAAACACAGUUGACCUGGAGACUUUUUUCCAGUUUGACUACAUCAGCCUUAAAUUUGAAAAUCUUUGUAUUGCCAGCAAUUCUCUCAGUAAAUAACCCAUUGUAGCAACACUCAGGAAACUUGCUAUGCAUCAGUUUCCCAUGUUGUGUUCUUUAUAUUCAGAGUAAGAUUGUAUACUCUUAAAUGUUGAGGGGACAUCGAUAUUCAUGUGAGUAUAUCGGGGAAGAAUCAUUUGACUAAGUUGUCCUGUUAAUAAUAUGAAAAAUUCAAAAUUACAAUAACAGACUGGUGGAAUGAUUCAACUUCACACCACGCAGGGAUCAUUCAAUCCAACACCCCUUAUUUUGGGUUAAUCGGCAAGUACUACUAAGAGCUAUAGAUUUUCAUUUUGUAAUGAUACUACUAUUGAAGUAACCCUACAUCCCAACAGAACUAAAUCAAAUGAAACCUUGAAAUCUGUUUUGUUUUUUUACACAUACUAGAAAUCGAUCUAUUUGCCUACUGGUAUUCGGUAUUAUUCUCACUCCCCAUUGGUAACCAGCCCACAAUUGAAAGCUAAAUAUGCUUCAUAAGGUGAUGAAACAUAUAAACCGAUUUCAGAGACUGCUUACUUUAUGUUUCUGCUGGUCUAGUGUGCGUUUGUUUGUUUUUUCUCGACCGACCGACCCGUUUGGGCCUUUUUCAAGAUCUACCUAUCCAAAAAUAAAUGCUGUGAUUUGAUAAUGUGCAAAUAGAAUGUAAAAAAAACUUUUCCCUUGUACUUCCUUUACUUAUGAACCAGCAUAAAAGCCUUUCUUGUGUUUUUCAGUACAAAAGUGCUUGCGGUAAUGGUGCAAAUCGCCUCUAAUGGUAGAUCUUAAUGCUUACUUGGGCUGGCACUCAAUCUAAGUGUUUAGGUUGGCUGCUUAUUCACAAAAUAUGGAUGAUACAGCAUUAAGGAGGAGGGUGUUGCUACUAACGUCCAGCUGACAUAUCGCUUUAUUAAAUACCAGUUCAGCCAAAACAUACAUCCCGCUUGUUGAGUAGUUUUAUUAUUACAGGGCUUUGAAAAGAAUCUGUCUGGCGGUUUUAAAUGUAUUCUUCUUUGGCUUUCCUCUUGCAAAUGAGAAUUUCUAAAUAACGAGGAACACCUACUCACUCGGGUUACGAACUCAAGAGAGUAACUUUUCCCAAAGACUCGGAUUUCUUUGAACAGUCACAUUUGUAUUGUCUAGUUAAUAUCGGAAUUACCUUCGCACCCAGUGGGAUUUGAUUAUACUGGCGAUUAUACUUUUUUUUUUUUUUUUUUGUAUUUAAAAAAAAAAAAAAAAAAGGUAGCUUGUAGUAAGUGCAAGUGAUUUGUUUAAAAAAGAAAAAAGAAAAAUCAAAUCUUGCUUUUACCAUAGCGGUGUAGCUUAGAGAUUUGUUUUACAUAUAUCUUCUUGUCCUAGCUGUGUAUCUCAGGUCGGUAGGUAAAACCUGUGUUUAUCAUGGCGUAAUAAAGUUGUGAAAAUAUGUAUCAGCAUUUAUUUUUUUUAUUUUUUUAACACAUGCUUUUUUAACACAUGCUUAUGGAUAAUCCUAAUAACCAUAAGAAAAAGAAGCGGAUAUUGCAAUCUCAAGAAGAACUUUCUGUAUUUUGAUUGUGAUGCUUGCAAAAGAAAAAAUUGCAAAUGUUUUGCUUUUGUGGGAUAUACCGCAAAGACCAAGCAAAGUUAUUUCCUGUAUGUGCGAAAAAGAAGCGGAUAUUGCAAUCUCAAGAAGAACUUUCUUUAUUUUGAUUGUGAUGCUUGCAAAAGAAAAAAUUGCAAAUGUUUUGCUUUUGUGGGACCAAGCAAAGUUAUUUCCUGUAUGUGCGUUUGUCAGUUCAGUGGAAAUCGUGAUCAUACAAACAUGCGCAGCACAAAUGCAAGAAUUAGAGGAAAGCAGAAACAUUUUCUUAUUCUAAACCGUUUGCAUGUUCUUACUAUCCCACUGUCCAAGUGCAAGAGUUGCUCUAUUACACUUGCACAUCUUCGCAUCACACUAAAAGUCACUCUCUGCUUCUUCCUUAUAAAUGCUGAUGAUAUGUCUUUCUUAGAAUGUUUUUUUUUUCUUCUUCCAACAAUCAGUAGGAUUUUUUUCAUUCUUAUUUUAUGCCAUCACAAACACAGGCCCUCAUUGUUUUACAGUAAUGAUCUCUGUUGAGACUUGAUUUGGAGGGCUUUGGCCAUAAGCACUGCAAACUUGAUCACAUGGCGAAAUGUAUUUAAACAAUAAGACAGUCAUAAACAGACUUUGUAUGCAAAUCGACUCCCACAUAAAAUAAACAUUAUGUUGCAUAAAUAUUGCAACACUCUUUCAAUGUAAUUGACAUUAUGCAGCAUUUUAUUAAAGGGACUCUCAAAGCACCAUAAGCACAUGCUUCAUGCAUAGGUCUAUCAAACGUGCUUAAUUUUGUCCUGGCCAAGCACUCUGUGAUAUUGAUUCAAACAUCAUGCCUCAAAUUUCUAGUGACUUUUUUUGUACAGUGUAUUUACUCAAAUCUAAUGCGCCAUCAAAUCUAAUGCACACCUCAAAAUGUUUUUUUUUUUUUGUUUUGUUUUUUAAACAUGACGGCUAACAAAUGUUUUUGCUGGCGAAAGUAAUGCGCGUUGUGCUACAAUGAAAAUGUGUAUUGCCAUAUACCAUAGUAACAUUGAAGGUAUUUCAAUUUUAGUGUUACAUGUUAAGUCUAUCCUUUCUUUAGCCCUCUUUCAGGAACGGAAUUUGCCUGUGUGAAUUCGCCCAAAUGAAAUUCGCCUGUGUAAAUUUGCAUGUGUGAAUUCGCCGGCUUUAAUUUGCCUGUGUGAAUUUGACAGAAAAUUUUUAAUUUUGCCGCAAAUGUAGUGCACCAUCUAAUCUGUUGCACAUUCAAAUUUUGGAAAAUUUAUUUUCCAAAAAAUGUGCGCUUUAGAUUUGAGAUUUUGGUUUAUGACAAAAUUGCAAGUCAUUUAGAAAAUGUUUCAGUUAAUUGUAUGUUUAUUUUGUUGUUAGUUCCUGCUAAAUACAACAGGAAGGGAGGGGGUUACAGGAUUGUAGAUUAAUUUCUUAUCUUUAUAAUCUGCGUGCCAGGUGAAAAUAAUUUUAUUGGCUUGUUGACUCAUUGUGUUAGGAAAGAUGUCUGGCUUAUAUGUCGCUGUAAUAUACACAACGUGGUUUCCUACCAUGUUUUAGUAAAAAGUGAACAGAACCCAUUUCUUCCAGCUAUUAUUUUUUGUAGUAUAUAUUCAUAUUACUAUAUUAUUUCAUGUACUUUCCAUCCUCCCCGCUGAGUGUUUAAUCUGAAAUAAAUUACCUGCUCUAUAUUCAGCUGUCUCUCUACUCUGAAGAAUGUUGAUGUAUGCUAGAUUAGUAGUGUCUCGCCAUGUCCCUCAUUGGCCAACCGGUUUCCUUGAGCCCUGAGGGUAAGAGCUCUAUUAAAAUAAAUAAACUUAGUAGGUUUCAUUAAAGUGCUAUUACUUUAGAUGAUAUCUAUGUCACAAGCAUACAUAAUUUGUCAGAGCCAUGCAAAUGUGUCACACUGAUGCAAACCAACAGUUUAGUUUUUCAGUAUUUCAGUUGAAACAGAAUGAGGUAGCUCAGUUUAGAUCGGCCUUUUCUCGCAUCAGGUUUAACUGUGCUCUGUUACAUUGUUAACAGUUGUCAACCUUCACGCAUGUGUUGCCCUUAAGGCUAACAUUACUGGCUCCAAACUUGGCCUCAAAAAGAGUCUCUUUUUUUUUUUUUAUUUUUUUUUUUACAUUAUUUUUUUAUUUGCAAAUUUUGUAAUAAAAUAGCAUUUCUCAAUAUUAAAGGAUCUCUAUAGGGUCAGGAACACAGGCGUCCAUUCCUGACACUAUAGUGCUAAACCCACCACUCUGAAAAGGCAGAGUUUACAUAAAAAUUCCUGAAGGGAGCUAUUAUACUCACUAGAACAACUAUAUUAAGCUGUAGUUGUUCUGGUGACUAUAGUGUCCCUUUAAAUCUGACCGGAUCACCCUAUCCACUGUACUUGUGGUGCAGGGAGCGUUUAGUGUAGUCCCUCUGUUUUGUGGUGUUUUGUUUUGUUUUUUGUCAAAUUAUUUCUGUAAUCGUGCUCUUUUAGCAAUUGGAGCAUGCCCCCUCUGCUGGUAUUGAGAUAAUGUGAAAGUUUUUUUAUAAAUACAUCCAAAUUUGGAUGGCAAAUAUAAGCUAUGGGCACUGGGUACUCUUAUGGAUUGAUUAGGGGAAAAAUGCACCAAAACCACUAUGGCAAGCUGUAAUUAUGUUGCUUAGCGGAUCACAUUAAGGAACACUGAUUUAAAAGAAAGUUGUACUGAUUAGAAACUUACAGAAAACAUUGAUGAUUGCACAUAAAGAACGGCUCAUCUUCAUCCCAGACAGAGGAUUUUCCUUUGAAUGCUGCAUGCCUGUGUACAGUGAAUCUGCCAAUUAUGAACACAAAUGAUCCUUUGAUAGCCCUGAACAGCUGAGUGAGGUUUUAUGAAUCUGCCCCUAACCAAGAGACCUGCUUGAAAAAUGUGCUUGCUGUCUUCUAUUGAAUGAACCUUUGCCCCCAGCCCAGAAUAUUUGGAUCAGGCUGAGCAGCUUUUUACAGAAAUCUCCCUGACUUGUUAUGAAGCUUUUUAACUUAUUUAUCUCAGUAACAAGGUGUUUUAAGUGAAUUAUUCCAUAUAUAUUUAAUUAUUCUGUUGUAAAACAGUUGUGGCCUUUGAUUUGUUAUCUAGUCUUUAUAUAUAUAUAUAUAUAUAUAUAUACACAUACACACAUACACACAUACACACAUACACACAUACACACAUACACACAUACACACAUACACACACACACACAUACACACACACACACACACACACGAAAAUCUAAUGGACAAAGUGAAAUAAAACACAUGGAGCUUCGGUGCAGCAGAAAGGGCUCCUAUUUUAUAGCAGUAUAACUUACAGCAGUGCAUUUUACUGCUUUGUUUCGGAUAAAUUUGUUAACUUUUUUUUUGUUUAAACUUUAAAGGGACACUAGAGUCACCAGAACAACUACAGCUUAAUGUAUUUGUUUUGAUGAGUAGAAUAAUUACCUUUGUUUACAUUGCCCCCUAAGGACUCCUCAGAUGGCCACUGGAGGUGUUUCCUGGGACAGUGCCGUACAGUAGGCAGCACUGCCGUUCAGCAUCUCCACGCUCUGCUUUUUUUUUCCACGACGAAUUUUCCUCAUAGAGAUGCAUUGAUUCGGUGCAUUUCUAUGAGGAGGUGCUGAUUGGCCAAAACAGAGUUUGGCCCCACUUCAUCCCGCCUCCUUGGCGAUUUUAGCCAAUCCAAUGCAUUCGCUAUGCUUUUCCCUAUGGGAAAGCAUUGGAUUGGCAAAAAAUCUGCAUUUCUGAUGUCAACAAGGAGGCGGAUCGGGGCCAGGGUCAGCACCAGUGGAUCCACCUAGCGCUAGAAAUAAGGUACAUUUUAACCCCUUCUAAGGGGGGGUCAAGCCACCUAAAUGGUGGUUUUAACCCUAUAGGGUCAGGAAUACAUGUUUGUGUUCCUGAUCCUAUAGUGUUCCUUUAAAAACGAACAAUGCUACCUAGCAGAUAGAUGUAAUUCUGUCCCUCUCCUCUUACAAAUGUAUCAGUAACAGAGGCACUCGCUUUUCCCAGGGACAGAAUUAACAGAGGCAUAGGUGGCUAAAUGAGUGCCUAGAAGAGGCAUAAGUAGUUGGGCAGUAAGUAAGCUUUCCAUUCCAAAGCAACUGGAUAUCUUGUAAUCUAGAUAAUGAACUCUAUUUCUUGCUCACUCUGAGGCAAAAUGUGAAAGUUAUGUAGGUAAGACCUAUGUGGGCACAGAGCUUUUAUUGAAUAUUGAAAGAUAACCCAUAGAUAUUCAUUGAGUGAUACCCUUUCCUUAUUGGCAUUCCUUAAGUCCUGUGCAAUUUGAUUAAAUACAUUUUUAUUUUAUAGGUGAUCAUUUGAAAGUAUGUCCACAGGGGCACACAUGUUGCUCCCAGGCCAUGGAGGAAAAAUACAGCCAACAGAGCAAGCACGACUUCAAGGCAGCCGUCAUCGAACCAUGCAACAAUGUGCAAAAUACUUUUGCUUCCAGAUACAGCAAGUUUGAUGGUAAGGACAAUUUCAUUAACUUUUUAAAAGCAAUGCUGUGUUUUUCUUUCUCUAUGUAAUUUAUUGCGGUUUUUCAGCCUUUAAUAGUGAAUGAUCUCUGCUGCAUUAUUUUAGGCAGACGGUAUCGGUGGCUCGCUGUAGGUAAAAUAUGUGCUGAUACUAUAUUUUUGCGUUUCUCUUUCCUUUUGAUACUCUGUUUUGGUUUCACGCCCUUCUCCUACCAGCAGACAGACAUAUGAGAACCAUCUGUCAUACCCAAGCAUUGGCCUUGAAGAUUUUUAUAGUCCACUCCUUUGUUGUUCUCACAGCUUUUGGAAUAGGUGACAACUCACUGUCCAAACAUAUGAAAGCUUUAAAUCCAUUUCAUAUAUCACAUGAAUUCUGGGUUAGGUUUGGUUUUUUCGUAGUCUGCAAAUGGCCAAAUCCAUAAUGUCCCUUUCUUUUGCGUACAAGUAAUCAUUGGUAACCCUUUAACCUCAGGCAAUGCAAAACACAUCUAUCGUAAAAAUGAUUGCCAUUUCAACAUUCAAUACAGUAAAUUUCCUGCUAAAUCUAUAGUUUGUCCCACGACCCAAAACAUCUUUGGAAGUAUAGUAGUGUUAAUCCUGGGGCUCAUUUUAAGAUUUUUUUUUUAUUUUUUUUUAACAUGUAUUGAAAACCAGCCAGGUGCUAGGUUCUAUUGUUGGAGAAAAGCCAAGCUCUGAUGAUGAAUAGUGACCGACUCAUAAGUGUCUGAGAGAACUGCUAUCCAGUUACUAGAGUUAAAUUAAUUUCUAGUAAUGGGAUACAGAUUGGUGACUAGACUCCGCAGUGUGCCUACAACUGUGAUUUAAGCAUAUGAGAUGAAUAUAUAUGUGUACGUGUGUAAAUGUGGUGAGACCAAGCACUGUGCAGAGUUUUAAUGUGUUUGGUGUUAGCUAUACACUCUCAUUGAAGUGGUCUGGGUGCAAUGUCCCUUAAUCCUGCAUUGGUAAUUAUUGCAGUUUCUGAGAAACUGUAAUAAUUACCUCUAAGGGUUAAUUCCUCCUCUCGUGGCUGUCUACCAGACAGCCACUAGAGGGACUUCCGGAACCGAAACAGACCUCCGGCAUCAGAUUUUUCCACAUAAGAAAGCAUUGAAUAAUGCUUUCCUAUGGGGAAAUCCAAAUGUGCCCGUUGCUGCACAUGCUUAUUAGGUCUCCCUCGCCGGCUGACGUCAGUGGUGGAGGAGCGUGGGUGGAGCCUGACCCAGUGAAGAAGAACAUGGGCGCUGGAUUCAGGUAAGUUACUGAAGGGGUUUUAACCCCUUCAGCACCAUGGUAGGGGAGGCGUGAGGGAGUGAGGCACUGAAGAAGCAUAGUGCCAGGAAAACAAUUGUUUUCCUGACACUAUAGAAUCCCUUUAACUUUCAGACCAAAACCAGCCACAUACUGGUCAGACCAAAAAUGUUAAAACUGUGCAGUCCAUGACUGAUUUCUGGUCACUUUUUUGGAAUCAUAACCCAUGCUCUAGUUUGAAUCUAAAAAAAAAAAAAGCUGUUUAAUAGAGCGUCCAUUGCCAAGGGUACCUGCAGAACGGUAGGGUGAAGUCUGAAACAAGUGCCUGCCUGUGCACAUAUGCAUGUCAAGCUGGGAUAGCUGUGGAAACAUGAUUUCUCAAUUCUCUUUGCCCAAUGGGGGCUUUCCCAAGUUAAACUUGGAUAUGCAGGUGAUGCACAUCCAUUAGAGACAAUGACAGCUUCUCAUUAACUGAAACAAUUAAAUAGGUUUACUUAAAUGAUUUUCAUUCACUUAUUUCAAAUAUCCUUCUCGUUUGCAUGUGUUUGAUGUCAUAUAAGCACAUGUACCAUAAUAUAUAAUGGGAAUACUUGCUCAUGUGGAAUAAAAACUUUUAGAGCUCAUAUUCGCUUGAAAGCCACACUUUAUUUUUGCUUUUAGGCUGUUCAGCACCGAACUCCCUCUGGACUCUUUUUUUUUUAAAUAACACAGCUUUGACUGUACAGGCAGAGUAUUUUAUGACCCAAAAAACCUUUAUUUAGAAGGCAUUUAUUAUUUAACCCCCUCACCAAGUCUGGCAUCCCACUUGGACUUACAUGUGAGGCCUGCUGACCCUUACCCCAGCUGCCACCAGACUCCAAGUGCCCCUAAUUGCUGUUUAUCCAAAUCUUAUUCAGCUCCUAACCAAAGAAUGAAUUCCUUCUGGAAGGGGUUGGUCGUAAUCCUAAACCACAAAACUUAGAUGGUGGCCAUAAAAAAAAAUAAAAAAAAAUGGACAGCUGUUUAGAGAUUGUUCUGUGUAAUUAUGGGUUUGUAUGCCGUUGAAAAUGGGCAUACUUUUUUAAAAUUUAAUUUUAAUAUAUAUAUAUAUAUAAAUUUUGUUAGUUAAACUUCUGUUGCACUUACAGUUAAGAUGUUUAUAUACCUAUUGCAUGAGUUCAGUUUAAACAUUUUGAGGAUUCAUUCACCUCUGGACUUGUACCAUAUUUUCCCCCUUUUUCCAAUUACAAAGCUUCCCUUUUGGAUGGGCGCGAUUUAACCACAAUAUUACACACACCCAAAAUGUGGAAUUCUCUGCAAGCAAAGUCCUGGGAGUUUAUAUAAGUUUCACAUAUUGAGGGUGUGUAUCAAUGCUUGCUACAUACACACCCAUGUUUUUAUUAAUAAAUGUUACAUAUCUAAUUACUUUGGGGCUUUCAGCAGAAUAGCCAUUUUUAGCAGUACAUUCAAAAAAAUAUUUCCUCCAUUGUGUAAGUAGAAACGGCCAGAUCUGAGUGGUCUCUGGGACCUCCACAUAGCUCACAAUAAAAGUAGAAGCAGCAUGUGGAAGUCCUUGCUGCUGUUUUCAUACUUAUGAGGUUUACUGAAUACUAUAGCUCUGUCAUUAAAGAGACAAAGAUUAAUGUAGUUGUUCUGGUAUGUUAUAGUAUGACCCUACAGGCUAAUUAAUGUAAGCACAGCUUUUUUAGAGAAAAGGCAGGGUUUGGUUUACAUUACUGCCCCGGAACACUAGCGUCUCCAUGCUCUACUCAUGCUGCCCUGUAGGGCACAUGUUAAAAUAGGUUUCCUUUGCACCUGCUGAUCUGGCAAAUAGACUAUAUUAAAAUUUGGAAAUACUGCAUAUAAAUUACCUUCCCUGUUUGUUCAGCCAUUGUAAUCUCUCCAUUAGUAUUCAGACGAUAAUUUACAGAAAUUAUAGAGACCUGUGUGAAUGUGGCAUUUUUUAAGCCUAUAUAUAUAUAUAUAGUGUAAUCAUCUUGUGAGAUACAAUUCCUAUUUUUAAUUUUGUUGCGCUCCCAGACUGAUAAUUUAGAUAAUCAUACGCCCACUGUGUCAUGCAUUGAAAGCUGCACCUCAUUGAUUCGGGGAGAAUUGGCUUUUUGUGCACAGUAGGUAUAAGUAAAACAUUCAUAACUCAUGAAGUACAUCUUGGCCAAAAACCAUUGCUACUUGCUGUGUAUUACCACGUUUACAUUGCAAUAGACACACAGCCCUAUUAAUAGUGACCCUGCUGGUGUAUAGAAUGUCUACAAAUAUUGUACUAAAAAUUUGACUUUAAAAUAAAAAGGCGUUUUUAUAACAGUACUUGUUUUGAAGAUCUAUUACCGUGCACACUCUUAACCCCCUGCUUAGUCCCCUUUUUAUAUUCGAAAACACACUACACAUUAGAUUUUCACAGGAUUGGUCUGGAUGGAAAUACAAACAAAUGUUAUUUUAAAAACUAAUUUAAACUGCUGACAAAACCGAAUCGUGUGUGUACCUAUGAUUUUGCUGUUGGUGAUGGUGAUGUAGUGAAAAUAAAUGCCUGUUCUUCAUCCUGGGUUUGGCUGUGGCUUUGGCUUUUGCUGACCUGCAUUUACACUCUUAUAAUUGCAGCAAUUGGUUAUGGGAUGAGUAGUUCAUCUGGCAGUUUUAGUUUCUUUUUUUGUUUUUGUGCAGCAAGCUGUAGACCUGGCUGAGGGUAGUUGUAUUCAUGAAAUACAGGAAGGAAGCUACAUUUGUAAAAAACAGCCACCAGGUAUCUUGUAUAGCCAAGUGCCUUUAAUGCAUAUAAUUGCUGGUGGCUGCUAAACAAUUUCUCUUUUAAGUUACUUAAAAAAAUAAAUACAUGAUGUGUACAUACUGCACAUGUUCGUGUGUGGGCAUACGGUGCUCUUUAACACCAAAUUAGGUGGCAGCCUUUAAUGGAGUUCAUACCGAUGUGAUCUUGUUGGGAAUAAAUCUGAAGAACAUCCCCAACCCAACAACAUUGAAAUGUCUACGCUUGCAAGUGAUUUGCUCUGUUGUUUAUAUCUUCUGAUAAUCUCGGUGGAAUAUCCCGAUUUUGUAAAAGGAUUCUUCAAGGACAUUUUGCUAAAUUUUCUGAUGCAAGUAGAUUGUUGUGUACAAGCAUGAACACUAUCCAUGCAGGUGGUGAGCUGAGGAUUCAUGGGGAACCAGGUAAUUUCGGCACAGCCUAGUAUUGGAUCAAGUAAAAGAAAGCUUGGUAUUGGUGGAAAUAGCAGUGCUUUUUCAGAUACGGCUGAGUUCAUUAAUAUGUUGGACCUGCUCCCAGAUUAGCUAUUUCAGCCAUUCAAGUCAUUCUAUCUCUCAUGCAAGGGCUGGUCCAAAGCAGCUGGCCUGGUAGGUUCAUACAUGCAGCACAACUGUUCUGAUUAAGACAUGGGAGAAACUAAGAGCCACUUGAGCACCAGCCUUAGUAACCCAGACGUACGUGUGUGUGCGCGCGCUUUGUAACCUGCCACUUUGAAAGAAUUUUUAAUUAUUUUUUUUUAAAUGCUGAUUUUUCAUUUCAGCAGGUUACAUUACAUCUAUCAAAACACCACAGCCAACUGAUAUAAACUCUCUUUUUUGAUGUCGGUAAAAGUUACAUUUUGUGUAGCACAUAAACAGGGAUGGAUGGACUUAAGUUUAAUUUGAUUAAGGGGACAGUAAAGGCACCAAAGCAACUUUAUCUAAAUGAAGCAGUUUUGGUGUAUAGAUUACACCCCUGCAAGAGCACUGUUCAAUUCUCUGCCAUUUAGGAGUUAAAUCACUUUGUUUAUAGUGCCCUAGUCACACCUCACUGCAUGUCACUCACACAGCCUUCCUAAACACUUCCUGUAAAGAGAAAUCUAAUGUUUAAACUUCUUUUAUUGCACAGUCUGUAUUGUAACACUGUUAUAUGAAAUAAUCACAUGCGCAAACACAAAUAGCGCUCACGAGAUGAUAUAUAAAAAGAAUAUAGUCUGGGAUAUUCCUGGAGAAGGCUACCACUAUCUAUUAAGAUGUGUUUUUCCGGGGGCGGAGCCUGACGGCGGAGCAGUCCAGACGUGUGCUGCAUGAGCUCCUGUGUCUGGCACAUUAAAUUCGACCACAAAAACGAGCUAAAUACCUAGUGGACUGCAGAACCUUACCCAACCUGAUCCUGACAUGCCGGCGGUUCCAGUAACACGUCUUGCGGGCCGCUCCUCUGCUAGAAAAUCUGACUCGAGGCUUUGCGGCCUACUUGUAACUGGGCCAAGGAGAGAUGGCCGCUCUCCUACAGCUCUAACUGGAGGUGACACACGACUAAAGAGGUUGUCCCCCCCACCCCCUUGGACCGGCAGGGGUUAUCCUAGUCCUACCUGGCAAGCACACAGUGAACAACAGGCUGAUUCCGACCAGUAGUAGCCGCAAUCCCCUGGGCUGCCCAAGAUGGCGGACACACUCGCCUCACACACAGCAGCGAACCACGUGGAGCGAACACUCCAGGAUAUCGACGAGCUUUUGCCCGAUUCUGGGCCAAGCUGGAGAGGAGAGUGCAACCCACACAAAGGGAAACCCAGAGAGGCCUAAGCCCAAAAACUGAAGGCUAUCAAACAGGCGCAAAACCAACCCAGCAAACCACCAAGCCCAGGACCAGAGCCACAGGGGCGCUUACCCAGCAGCGAUCACCACGUGGGCGGAAAGACCCCCGCCGCAAGCAACAAACAUGCAACAGGACCCUCCACCGCCUGCGUGGAAAACAGGACUUAGACCUUCUGGGUCAUGGGGCCUGGAGCCCGAAGUCGCCAGCCCAACCGACCCAAAGCCAACGAGAGGAUGAGUGCUGUCAAAACCGCACCUUGACCCUGGAGAAGCCAAACGCCCGCAGCAAGAGCAUACCGGACAUGGGUAUCGGUUAAGCCAACACUGGACUGAUUACCUGAGGCGGACGGCCUCCAGCUGCAAUGGACACUGCGCACUGAGGGCCUUACAGCGCACAUGGAACUCGGUGAUCUCCUUCCGUUGCCUCUGAAGCGCUGUGCAGUAUGCCAGUAACCCUUUAUUGUCUAGCCUAUAUGUGUUUAAAUGCUUAGUCAGCCACAUUGCAACCUUAGGCAUCUCCCCAUGUACUGAUGCAGCCUCAGAUUAUAUGUCUAGACCCACUGCUUAGCCUGGGUAUUAAUACCCUGGCAAACAUAUCCUGGCAUUGUUAGACAACGACUGCAUAACUACAUUUUGAUAACGUAGCUAUUUUGAUACACCCUCGUAGCUUGUUAACCUGUUAGGAUAAUGUACCAACUCCGCAUGCCACUAAUUGAGGCCAGUCAUGUCAAUCCACUUCUUGUACUCACGAUUUUUGCUAUUGUGUAUCACUUUAACUAACAACCUGAUCUAAUCUACAUCACUUUAACCUAUAAAAAUGUUCCAAUAAUCCUAGUGCUUCAACUGUUGUGCCUGAAAAUGUGCUCGAGGAAUGCUGUUGGGGCACCAAGAGCUUGUAUGUAUUGUCACUCAAGGCAAAAUAAAGAAGUAAAAAAAAAAAAGUGUUUUUCCAUCACAUUAUUGAUUUAGAUAAAGUGUUGGAUAUAUAUUGUGUUUGCUUAACAAAAGGUAAAAAGGGGCUGUUUCCUAAUCUGUCCCCCUACCCCAACACACAAUCCCUCCAAACAAAUUCACAUAGCACACACACACACAGCACCCUUACAUACACACACAAAGCACACUAACUGCACCUUCACACACACAGCACACUACCAGCACCCUCACACACAGCAGUGUAUUUAUGUGUGUGUGUGUGUGUGUGUGUGUGUGUGUGUGUAUAUAUCUACAUAGAUAUAUAUACACAUACAUAUACAUGUGGAGUGUGUGUGUGCUUUAGGGUACCCACUUGUAUGCAAUAGGCUGCGCAUGCCUAUGAUUUAGGCAAACUCUUCUUACAUUACAUUUGGAACAAUUAAAUAAAUGCAAACGGAUUAGAGACGAAAAAUAAACUAAACUUUUCAGGUCAAAUUUAUAAAUCUCCCCCAUUGAGUUACUGACAUAAUGAAAGACCAUUUGAAAAGGCAUAACUUGGCUAUACUAUACUUUCUAUACCAAUGUUUCCCAAUUUGCUAGUCCUAGCAGUCAAUCAGUUAUUCCUCUUGGAUUGAUAUGAUCGGUUUGAAAUAUUUCCUAACUCAGCGGUUCCCAAACUGUGUGGCACACUGGGGAGCCGCAAGAUAUUUUCCAGAUGCUUUGAUCAUAGCACCGGGAACUCCCCCUCCAGUCUGGUAGCAGUAUAAUGCUGGCAGGGGAGGGAGAGAGGACUCUGGGGAGCUCUGACUUGCAGCACCGCUGGGUUCUCCUCUCGCGAGCUCGGAACAUUGCCACGGUUACCACGGCAAUGCUCCGAAUCUCGCGAGACUGAACUCUAGCAGCUCCUGAGGCUGCUAGAAUUCACUCUCACCACCAGGACCACAGGGGCUACCCCACAGAAACACCAGGGAUUGCAGGAAAUGUCCCCCCUCCCAGGCAAAGGUAAGCAGGGAAGGGGGAUAUGAAAAUUACUAUUUUUUUAAAUAAAAUAUUUUUUUUAUAUAUUUUAUGAAUUUGCCCUCCCACCCCCACACCACACCAAUAACUCCCCCAAUACACACACACUGCUUCCCCCCCAUUCACACACUGCCUCCCUACGCAAACUGUACCCCUCGCACACACUGCCCCUCCAUACACACAAACUGUACCCCUCCAUACACACAAACUGUACCCCUCACACACACUGCCCUUCUAUACACACAAACUGUACCCCUCACACACACUGCCCACCACAUGCACAAGCUGUUCCACAUACAGACACUACAUCUCACACACACGCACCCCUCACACUCCACCACUCACACACACGCACCCCUCACACUCCACCACACACACACUCACACACAUAUUGCAUGCCUCACACACGCUACUGCCCCUAUCCCCAUUCUACAGCCCCAUAUCCCAGGAGAUCCCAGGUAACUUGUCAAACUGUUCUUAAACAGUUUUAGUACUUUGGGAGGUACUAUGGCACUGUUGGCACCAUAACCACUACAAAGUGCUGUAGUGGUUAUUGUGCCUGGAUUGUUUCUUUAAGUAAUCUACCAGGGCCCCUCCCUAGAUUAGAUUCUGGAUCUGUGCUUGUACAGCAUGAAUUUCUACCGAGCAGGGGCCCAGUAUAUGCAGCUGCGCUGUACAUAUAUACAACCUAGAAAAUUGUUUUUACUUCGGGUGCCUUGGAAAAAUAUUAACGGCGCCUUGAACCUAAAAAUUUUGGGAACCACUGUCCUAACUUAAACCAUAAACCUUUUUCCACGCUAGCACAAGUACCUGGCUGAAGGGUAGGGUGGGGGGGGUGGGGGGGAGGAAUCUAGGUGAAAAAGGGAACAUUGUUUGUUUGUGUUCGAAGAGUGAAGAAAAGUAUGAUUUGUCAUCCCUAAAAAAUGUUUGUGUUCAACAGAUUUUCAAGGGAUUUGUGUUGAUGUGGUGAUUUAAUGAGUGUAGUGUAUUUGUCGUUCAGCAAUAAAACAUGUUUUUACAACGCUGCAAAGUAAGAACGUAAUCCUUGUGUGCGUAGACUUUGUUUAAGCGACUCUGGGUAGAGGUGUUAAUUUAUGGAACCCAGUAGUCGAGACACCGAAGAAAAAGAGCAUUGAUUCCACAUCUUUUCCCCAAAUAAAUUUUGAAUGGUAUGUAGUGGGUUUUCCUACAUUUCUUUUGUAAUAAAUGCCGCUUAACACUUCAUGUAAGUAAUGACUAAAUAAUACAAUUCUAAAGCAAUCUUCUAGUUUUUCCUAAACUGGUAGGCCCAAAGCUUUUACCAAUUGCAGUUUAUUAUCUUUCAUAGAUUAUGGAUGGCUGCAUUGUAGUGUUUAAACACCACUAAUAUUCUCUGGGUUUUAUCAAAUUUUUUAGUUCUCAUUCUUUAUCUUAUGGAGAGAUAUGUUUUUGUGUUUUGUUUUUUUUUGUUUUUUGGUGACAUGGUUUCAAGUACAGUCAAUAAAGGGGAACUAAAUGAAUACUUUCUAAAAAGAUAUUAAAGUGAACCCAUUGUUUUGGAAUACCUGGGGUCUACUGCUUCUUGAACGUUAUAUAUUCUAAUAACAUUUUCCCCCAAAUGAAAUAUCACUGUUGCUAUGCAUUAGUGCAUAGAAACGUAUGGGUUUAUUUUAGGUAUACUAAAGUGGAGGACAAAGGGGCUGAGCUAUAGAGUCGUACAUUUGCUUUUCUUUACAAUGCAUAUAAAACUAUGCCAAAAAAUAAACAGGACUUUUGAUUUGUCUGUUCUUGCACCUUAGGAGUCCGGAAUAUUUCUGUAAUAAAAUAUUCUGUUUGACUCUUCAGUCUUUAGGUAGUGCCAUAGAGUUGACUUAUUGUUCUACUUGUAAGCCCUACUACUCUUCCACUCACACCUGAUUUAGACUAGGUUUUGUCUCUUGUACAUACUUCAAUAUUGUGUUCUUUAAAGAACUGGUAAAGCCACAAUAUUUGUGGCAAUAUACUGAUAAUUUUAAAACCAUACACAUUUCAUAGGACUGGCAGUGCACACUGAAUUUGUGUGUGUGUGUGUGUUUUUAAUGUAUCAUAACAAGACCCGGUAAUGAGAUUGUGUGGUUUUAUGACUUUGGCUGUUGAGUGCUUUAUUUGGAUAAGCUGGCCAUUUGAGGUUGGCCAUUUGAGGUUACCCACUUAAUCAGGAAUUAAAAAAAUCUUGAUAUGACAUCUGUUUCUUUUAUCUUGAGGCUUGUAAAUAUAAGGAAGUCAUUAGCUGUAUGUUCAAAGGCACUCACAUAAUAAUCCACAGCAUUUCUGGGAUUUAUCUUGCCUUUCUUCCUCUCCCCUUCUUUUGUGUGUUUGCUAUUGCACCAGCCAUGUUUGUAUUGAACAUUGUAUAAAGACCAACUUUAGUAGUAGAAGUUACAAGAUUGAAUUGUUUUUUCAGUACAACAAACAUUGUGGAGCAGUUGAAUGAGUUAAUUAAUAACCAAAUUUCCUGAGUUGGCACUGUUGCCAGAAAAUGUAUAGAUUGUGAGAAAAAAACUUUUUAAAAAAUUAGUUUUUUUUUCCUCCUGCAUGUCAAUCAAUUAUUUGGCACAGACUCUAUGCCAAGGACUUAAUUGAUAAAUGAGAGCAGAAGGCUCCUCCUACAGGUGGUUAAUCUGCUGUCAACCCAUAGCAACCACAGCGCAUGUCCUUUGGUUGCUUUAGUAAUUUCCUAGUUACUGGCAUUGACAAGGAAGCAUGGGGACAUUGAGAUUGAAGCAACCAAGCCAGUGUCAGCAUUAUGGAUUGGGAGGGGGUUUACUCUGCUUUUGGAAGUGUUCCCAAGCAGGGAAAAUCCGUGAGCAUGAGGAGUGAGGGCCAACCGGAGAUGGGUGUUACAGAAGUGUAACACCCACCUGUGUAAGUGGUGGCAGGUUUACUCUAAGUACAUGGAUUUUGUUUGUCUUACAAGAACUGGUCUUGCAGGUAGAGUUACACAGUAUGUAAAAGACCAUAAUUGCGGAAAAUAAUAGAAAAAUAACCGGUAAACAUGAUUAAUACCUACUGGAGUGAGCAGAAUGAUCCCGGAAUGUACAUACUCGUUUUUUGUUGUUUUGUUUGUUUUGUUUUUUUUUGCCAUCCCAAUGAUAAAACUAUGUGAUCACAAGAAAAAUACUGUUCAUUAUUCAAAUUGUCGAAAUUAUUUUAGGUUUUGAAUUUCAUGUGAACCACACAAAACAUUGACUUAAAGGGACACUCCAGGCACCCAGACCACUUCUGCCCAUUGGACUGGUCUGGGUGCCAACUCCCACUACCGUUAACCCUGCUACGGUAAAUAUUGCAGUUUUCAUAAACCGCAUUAUUUACCUUGCAGGGUUAACUCCUCCUCUAGCGGCUGUCUACUAGACAGCCAUUAGAGGACACUUCCAGGAUUCUAGCACAGAUUCUAGCUAUAUGAGGACCUCCAGCGUCGCUAAAAUUCCCAUAGGAAAGCAUUGAAAGCAUAAGGUAUCCCCGCCGCCGGCCACGUAUGCGCAAUCAGUCUCCCCCACCGGAUGACGUCGGCGGGGGAGGAGCGUGGGCGGUCCCUGAACCAGCGCAGAGGAACAUUGGCGCUGGAAUCAGGUAAGUCACUGAAGGGGUUUUAACCCCUUCAGCAACAUGGGACGGGGGUGGGAGGGAGAGGGGACCUGCAGUGCCAGAAAAACGGUUUUGUUGAGUCCCUUUAAGAAGUAUUAUAUAUCAUUGCAGUAAUUUUUCUUUUGCAUUCUAUAGAUGUUUUACCACUGCUGAUAAAAAUAGAAUUUUCUCUGUGAUAGACAUUUCAUAGAAAAGUAACUUUGUAAGAAUUGUAAACCACGUAAAAAAAAAAAAAAAAAUUAGCAGAACAGUGUGCUAUCUAGUGAAUUUAAUUCUUAUCAUUGACUGAGCCGGAAGAUGCCUGAGUCUAUAAUCCCUCCAGGACAAUAAUUACCUCUCCACACUUAAAGGGAUCCUUUAGUGCCAUGAAAACAAAGCUGUUUUCCUGGCACUAUAGGGUUAAUAGGUCCCACUUACUGAUGGGGUUAUAAAGUCAGCCUGUGGGGGAGACCUAAUGCGCAUGCGAGACAAUGGCGCAUUAGACCUCCCCAUAGGAAAGCAUUAUUCAGUGCUUUCCUAUGGGGAGAAUCUGACGCUGGAGGUCCGUGAGGACGUCCAGCGUCAGAUAACGGAUCAAAGCUCCCUUUGGAUUCCGGAAGCACCCUCAGUGGCUGUCUGGCAGACUUAGAGCUGCAAUGUAAACAUGUAAGUGCAAAAGGGUCACAGCACCCAGACUACUUCAAUUAGCUGAAGUGGUCUGGGUGCCUACAGUGUCCCUUUAAAGUUUUGCGAACAUUGUUUAAUUAUACUUUGUAGUAUGCACAUUUUGAGAGUCAUAAAUAUGAAAACAAAUGCAAACAGUAUGUCGAUUGUAAGCUUUUGUGUUCAAGGUCCCACAUUCAUUCAGCCAUGGAAAUAUGUAAUUGUGGAUGAAUGUGUCUUUACACUGCAUAAGCAUGUAGUUCCUGUUGGCUUGUUGCAUAGUGAUAUCUGUGUUUGUUUAUUGUAAGAGUAAACCCACAAUUUAUGAAAUAUUGUAGGUAAACCACAUGUCCUCCCUGUGUAAAGGGCUCCAGUAAAGGCAGAACUUUUCUUUUUUUUUUCAGCCAGAGUGAUUUUGUGGUUAAUAUGUAUUCACCCAACAAUUUGAAACAUUCUCCACUAAAACCCAAAGUUCACCAUCAGACAGAAAUUGCCACUCAUAUAGGAAAUUGUUUUGCUAAUGUUUGGGAAAAUGACUUGGUUGUUGUUUUUUUAAUUUUUUUAUUUUAGUUUAAUUUUUUAUCAAUUAAUUAGUACUAAAUACAUUUAUUUAGUCAGGGUUUUUAAAAAAUAAAUAAAAAAAAUUAAAAAAAAAUAUAUAUAUAUAUAUAUAUAUAUAUAUAUAUAUAUAUAUAUAUAUAUAUAUAUAUAUAUAUAUAUAUAUAUUUAUUUAUAUAUAUAUAUAUUUAUAUUUUGAGGUUAAGGGCAACAAAAUGUAAACAUUUAUUGAUCAUUGGUCUACAACGAAGAGAUAAGAAACAGACCUACCUAAUGGAAUGUGUGUAAUUUUAGUGCCUUUUGACCUACAAUUUAUUAAAGGCCUCUGGGACACUCUAAGAGUUAAUUGUAUUUUCUCAACUUCUUUUUCUUUUAUUUAAUUUGCCGUGGGAAACUUGUACGUCUCAUUUGUUAUAAAUGAGAAAAAAGGUUUGUUAAAUGUAAUGUAGACCACUGUUAAUGCAUUCUGUCAUUUAACUUGCCUUUUUUGUACUUUGAAAAUAAGAGGUAGAGUUCACAUUAGUGGUAUUUCAUUUAUCUAAUGCAUUUUAGAAAGUAAAAGUAUACAGGCCUACAGGUCAUAUAAAAUAGCUGAAAGUUAGAAUCUUUGGCUAUCUGACUCCUGAGGCUUUCCUUGUAUUUGCAGAAUGUUAUUACUUUGUAUGAGACAGAACAAUAAAAGUGGCUUCUCUGAUUUAAGGAGACUAUUAUCAGGAGAAGCAAUUGUUAAUUAUGUUAACAUACUGAUGAUGAUCAUUAUUCCCUUCAUUUGAUUCAUAUUAACAAUUUUUUGUUUUUCUUCCCACCUUCAGAGUUUUUCAAGGAGCUGCUUAAAAAUUCUGAGACCUCAUUGAAUGAUAUGUUUGUGCGGACUUACGGAAGACUCUACAUGCAGAACUCUGAGCUUUUUAAAGAUUUCUUUGUGGAACUGAAAAAAUACUAUGUUGGUGGCAAUGUCAACUUAGAGGAGAUGUUGAAUGAUUUCUGGGCACGACUUCUAGAACGCAUGUUCCGACUGGUAAACCCACAGCACCAGUUCACAGAUGACUAUUUAGAAUGUGUUAGCAAGUACACUGACCAGCUAAAACCUUUUGGGGAUGUACCACGUAAACUCAAAAUCCAAAUCACACGUGCCUUCGUAGCAGCUCGAACAUUUGCACAAGGGCUUUCAGUGGCUAGAGAUGUAGUCAACAAGGUUUCAACGGUAAGAUUUUUUAAUUUAACAUCUGAAACCUGAUGACAUUUUUAUAUUUUGUCAGCGGUAUUAAUGUGUUUUGGCAAUGGAUUUGGGAAUAAGCUCAGUCUUUUGGCUGAUGCUCUGUGUAGUAAUAGCCUUGUGCAAGGUCUACGUGCCACACUAGACUAAGGAGACCACACACUACCCACUUUAUAAGCCAGUUCUCUAGAUUGUGAAGCUGUGCUUUGUAAUCUAGAUGUAUUUUGUUUUAGUUUAGUUUUUUUAUUAUAAGAAAAUAUAUAUUCCUUGUAAUUAAGGAUUAUCUAUAUUUUGAGAGCUGAGUGUUGGUUUAUAACUAGCCAGAAAUUUUUAUUAUUUGAUUAUUUGCAUUUGUUUUUAAUAAAGGGGAGAUAAGUCAGUAGUGUUAUGCUGUGCAUGGAAUUAAGUAGUUAUUUGAGUUUUGAGUGAUCCUUUAAUGCCCGUACUCUCAGGGAAGUGCUUGCUCAAUAUUGUGAUAAGAUGUUUUGUAGGGGAUGUGCUGACAAUCAUUCACAAAGUUAUUCUCGACCCCCAAUAGUAAAAUAAGACAAGGAGUUACAUUAGGAGAUUUUUAGAAUUCUUGCUUGGUAUUGUUCCACUUUUAAUAUCACCCCCCAGGAUGCAGGUAUGUGGUUUUUUUUUGUUUGUUUUUUUAAAGUCAACCACAUAAACUUUCUGCAAUGAUCGAGAGCACAUCGCUGGAUGUUAGUCGCCUCCUAUAAUUCAUAUUUUAGUUUUUUUGCCUUCUCUUUUCAUGGCCAUUUCAGAGGCAGUUUGCUCUUUUCCCACUCAGCUGGAAUAAAUUACAGGGAUUUUCGUAGGUAAAAUUGACUACAUUUUUUUAUAAUGUGUAGGUAGUUCCCUUACUCGAAGGGUUUCAUAUUUCAAUUUUAAUGUCAUUUUUUUGCCUCCCACAUAUAAAAGCUUGUGUAAAAGUAUUCCGAGCAGUUGGGGGGAGGGAGAAUGCAUAUGCAAUUAUCUGAACCUUCCACUCUUUGUCUUAGACUCGUUAGAAAAAACAUUUGUACGUCAAAUCAAGGAUGCCAUUUUUGUUCUGUCCAUACUUUCUAACUGUAAUGUAGAAAAUAAUCCAGGCACUCCAAAUUGUUCCAAACGAUAGGCAAUUUUUAUUGGACUCAAGAAUCACACAACGUUUCGACCCCUUAGGGCCUUUGUCAAGCUUGAUUUGCCUGGAUUAUUUUCUACAUUAUACUUCAUACAUGGUCUCUUUGGUACUGGGACUGAUCCAGCAGCACCCUGAGGGUCCAAAGCGAAGGGUUGAGUGCAGUUCCACCAUCUAUAUAUCACACUUUCUAACUACACUAAGCUGCGUUUAGCUACAUCCUGAAACUGAAUGUCUCCAUCUUGGAUUCCUGUCAGCCCUGGACCUUUGAAGCUCUACCCUUUUUCCAUUGAGCAUCCAGUGUGUGCCCCCUGGCUAUGCCUGGACUUAAACAGGGUUGUGAUGUCAAUUGCUAGACCUUUAAUAUAAAUUUGAAAGAAAACUGUGCAUUGCAUGAAAAAAGUUAACACAAGAUUUUUCAGUAUUGUAUUCAUUGGUGUUGCUUCCAGAGAAGUGACCAUUCCCCCUUUAAGUAAAAAGGUAAUAUUGUUUUUUUUCUGGUAGAAGCCUUGAAAUAGUCAUUUGUUACAUUCUCUUUGUUCCAACUGUUCAAGUUUGCUGAAAGGUGUCGAAAUACUGAUCAGUUUGAUUAAACCUGUGAGUCACUGCUGAAAUAUUCUUGAAAUGAAAUUAACAUUUACAAAAAAAACCUAUAUAUAUAUAUAUAUAUAUAUAGAGAGAGAGAGAGAGAGAGAGAGUUUUUUUGUUUUGUUUUGUGUUUUGUUUUGUUUUUUUUGGGCACUAGCCGACGGGCUGCUCAGUUAAUACUCUGUCAGCCAUUGCUAGCAGAGAUUUGUGGAUAAUGUCCUGUAGCACAUGGAGUAUGAAGUUGUACACUCAUGAUAAAAGUAUUCCUUCACAUAAUGGUAAUAAGAAUUAUAAUAUAUUCUUAAGAAUUAAAGUGGACCUGUAAAUAGAUUGAAGCUGCAGUCUUACAUAAAGCUUGAAUUGUAUCUGCAUGUUCCUAGUAAUCUUGCCAACAAAAUGUACACAUUUGUUUCAAAGUGUUUGUACAAUAUUAAUGUAAUAAUCUUUAUAAUGUUGUUUAAUAUUAUUGAUGGAACAUUCCUAGCACCAUAAUCACUACAGCACAAUUUAAAAGAAGAUACCAGGCACUCAUGUAUUUUUGUAUGUGUAUAUGCGUGUGUGUGAGAGGUAUGUGUAUAGUUUUUUUGUUGUUUUUUUUUUUCUUUUCUUAUUUUUUGAAGAUCAAACUUUUGUUUGUAUGGAAGGGCAAGUCCAUACACCUCUAUUAAUGUGCAAUCUCACAUCUUUAAAUACACGUCUGUGUAAUUGUGUGUAACAUAAUUGCUAGAUAUUAUUGUUGCUUGAAUACUGUUAUGGAAUAGCUGUUUAUACAGUCAGAAUGUCUGCAUGGCCGUGGGGGAUGGUAUCGCCUUAAAAGGAAGUGUUUUAUUUGACUCCUUUAUUUUCACGGUUGCACAGGUUAAAUAGUUGAGAAUUCCCUUGAGGUGGACAAUACUAUUGAUCAAGGAAUGUACCAUGACUUGGUACUCUGUAGACCAGUGGUGGUCAACCGUUUUCUACCUACCGCCCACUAAUGCAUCUUUUUUGUUGAAAAACAUUUCUUUACCGCCCACCAGUUUUCGCACAAGUGCGGAAUAUUUUUUAGAAAGGAGGGUGUUUUAAAAAAAUAAAAAAUAAAAAUAAAUGUAUGUACAUUUAUCUUUUUAUUUCUACUUAAAUGCAUGUUUAUAAUGUUUUUUAACUUUAUAAAGUUUAUAUGAGAAAACAAUAAAGUAAAUUGAAAUUACCUUUACUAGUGAUUUUAAUGAGAUCCUUGAGGUUGAUACUGCAAGACUAAAUAUUUGAUAUCUGGUUCGAUUUUCGUAAGGAACAAACGAAGGUCUCCUCUUUCUGUGAUAUUCAGACGACUUCUCUGUUUGCGCAUAAUAUGAUUUCUCAUCUGUGCAUCAGCUCCUCUCCUUCCUCAAUUCCUCUCCCCACCUUUUUUUUUUUUAAAUUUUUUAACCUUCCUUAUAUCAAUGCCCAGUAGGAAGGCUGAGCUAGGUAUCCCAAUUACUAUUACUUACUAUAGCCCACUAUAACAGACAGGCAGGCAUACAUACAUACAUACAGACACACCUACAGACAGGCACACACAUACAUACAGACACACAGACAGGCACACACACGACACAUACAUACAAACAGACAGGCACACAUACACACAGACAUGCAUACAGACACACACAUACAAAGGCACACACAGACAUUCAAACACACACACACAACACAUACAUACAAAGACAAGACACACAUACACACAUAUAUAUAUACAGACAGACCGACACACACACAUAUAUACAGACACACACACACAAAGACACAUACAUAAGACACACAUACAGACAGACACAUAAACACACACAAAAUAUUUUAGUCACCCUCCUGUUUCCUACCUUUUAGGUGCAGGAGGGUGACUUUCCCUGGGGUCCAAUUGUGGCUCAGGUGGAUGGGAGUCAGAGUUCCCACUUUGACUCCCUGGUCUUCCUUCCGCAAGGCUCUCAGUGUUAGCUGGAAGGAGUGACGUGCAGUCACUUCCUCCCAGCUCUGUGAUGUAAUCACAGGGGGCCCAGUCGCGCUGUUAAAGCGCCCAGCGCUGACCGGACCCCCUCACAAUGCACAUCCGUCGGGUGGCCCUGACAGCAUGGGCCACCCGAUGGACCCCUCCAUAUGCAGCCCGCCGCCGCAAGUGGUGAUGGCGGUACCCGGUCGCAGGGGUACCGCCGGCUCGCACGCGCCCAGUCUCUCAAAAUUCGAAAAUCCCUAUCGCCCCCCUGGAAUCCUGAAAUGCCCACUAGUGGGCGGCAGGGACCAGGUUGACAACCCAUGCUGUAGACAGUCAAAGGUGAAUAGACUUGAAAGCAAAUGUGGAUAUACCCUCAUGUUAACCCUUUUAAUAGCCAUUGGCACACUCUGGUAUUUACUGAAGGAAUUCUGUGCCUUCAUUUAUUUCACUCCUAUUUUUGGAACUUUCAAAAUGUGAGCAUUUCAGUGUUUCUGUCAAUGAGUAAUAUCAAAGUAUUAAAUAUUCUACCUGGUUGUUUGCUUUAAAAAUAUUUCUGUAGGCAAACUCAUCUCUGAUCUCUAGUUCCUCUUUCAAGUAGUAUCCAUGGGGUACAUAUGCCACAACAAUAAAUUAUUUGCACCAACAGGUUAAAGAGUGAAGGAAGUCUUUUUAAGUAAAGCCUUAAAAUAUUAUUACGUACAGGAAUGCUACAGUCCAUGAAACACUUUAACUCGCUGAAGUGCCUAACUAAAGGUUUAUUUUAAUCAUCAUAACCACUACAGCCUGCUGAUGUGAGAAGUAUGCUGGCUUGGUUCCCCCGAUUAAAGUGAUAAACCAUUUAGCAAUGGUUUGCUUUCUUACUUAGGUCCUAGCCAGACUCCCUGGUGAUCUGGUGAUGCACUUCCGGCUUCUGCUACAGCAAUCACCAUUCAGUAAUGUAAAGUAUUUAGAAAAUUGGGCAGACUACAUGGGCCAAAUGGUUCUUAUCUGCCAUCACAUUCUAUGUUUCUAUGUUAAUUGAGAGCAUAAACUGAUGCUCUCAGCCAAUGAAUGCAAUUCUGUGUACUGAAAGUUGCACGGAAUUGACAUUUGCCAGUCCGGAACUCCCAAUAAGUUGCUGGUUGAUACCUCAAUGCUGCUGCCAGAGGUGGUUAUACCUCCAGUAACAGAGCCCUUAAACUCUGUAUGCGCAGCAUUUCAAAGCAAAUUGCUGCACAUACAGACUUCAGGCACCAUGACCUUUUCAAAGCACUGCAUUGGUCAUGGUGCUUGGAGUAACCCUCUAAGGGUUUAACAGAAGAUUCCUUCCUUCUUAUUGUAUAAAAGUGCUAAUUUCUUUUCUUAAUCACGCAUGAGGGUCUCUUGCCUUGCACUCUUGGAACUAUAGUUGGAAAGUCUUCAUUCAGUAGUUUUAAAUUGAUGGCUAUCGAUAUUUCAAUAGAGAAAAGUCCAGUCCUAGAUUGCUAGACAGCACGGGGUAAACUGAAAACACCAGGUGCACAUUAUGGCCUCUUUGGGAAUAUAAUUAACCAUUGUACCUUUGCAGCAAUGAUAGGAGUGGUGAUCGCUGUGCUCCCUUACUAACCGAAGGGAGAAAAUGUCUUAAAGACCAUUUUAUGUCAGUAUUUUUGUUUUAGUUUCCUGGAAAAAGAAUUAAAGAGGUCUUUUUUACUAGGUUUUCUUUUUAAUUUUUCUUUUAAUCAGGUGAGGAGCUAGAAGAGUAAAUAGGGAAAAUGUGCACCUGAGUAAGUAAAUCUCCUAAAGCAAGGAUUUAACAAGGAAUCUGAGAUGUUUAAUCCUUAAAACCUAAAGGGCCGGACUGGAAAGUCCUGACUCCCUUUGUCUAGACUGCAUAGGAUUCCUUAGUCGCUCUUUUUGUAGCACAACUAUGACUUGGCAGCACAAAGAUAAUAGACGCAUGCCUGCAGGUCACAGCCUGCAGGGCUGAUAAUAAGGACUUGGGAUUCACAUCAGUUGUGCAAACUGUAGCAGAGGAACUAAACUGAGAGCAAUGUUCAUUUUAAUGCCAUCUUAACCCAUGUUAACACCGAGCCUCUUGAACAAGACACCGCAGCAUUCUGCUAACUCUUCUGAUAGAAGUUGGGUUAAACCCCUGAAUUCCACUACAGGAUCAUUCUUCGAUUCUUUGUUUCUGACUCUUCCCUUCCCCACGCAAAAGCAGAUUUCUGUAAUGAGGACAGUGCUGCAGCGGCUCAAUUAACUCCAUAUGUAGGCAUGUGCUUAUGUAUUCGAGUUGGAAAGUGGCCCUACACUGGUUACAAUGACAUGAACCCUGAAGGAGCUGUUAAAAUGUAUCAAAAAUUGUAUACGUUUAUACCGUGACAAAAUGUCUUCUAGUUCCACACUUACGUAAAAUGCAUUUUACAAUAUGCAGGAGUUAUCAGCUCUUCUUUCAAGCCCUAUUUUGACAAAUGUGUUAGAUGUUUGAGUGCAGCAACUUUACCACUUCAAUAUUCUGAUGUGGUAAUGGUGCAUAGACUGUCCGUUUAAAACCUAGCACAGAAAUCUCUAAUUUACCUGUGCCAGUUAGCCUGUUUCUGUGUCAACUGCCAGACAUCACAACCGGAUUGAGAAAGCUUUUAUUGGUGAAACACCUCUUGAAGAAGAUUGUUUUUGAACUAUUUUUUUUUUGUAUGUGCUUAUUGGCAUAAAUCAAUAUUUAUUUGGCAACGCUGCACUUUGAAGUCCUGUUGGUGUCUUGUAUCAGGGAAGUGUCUCCCUUUUAGACACAUAUGCAAGUACUCUUAGAGCCAGGUCAAUAAGUGGCUCUGUUUAAGGCGAGCUGUUCUGAUGCUACACAAAAUUCUACCACAUUAUAUUUUACUGAAGCUGGUUCCUGAUUCAUCAUAGAAAAGGUUUGGAGUCACUUAAGCACACACUUCACUUGCGCUUCUGAUUUGAGCCCAUCAAAUAGUGUCUCUACCGUAUGUGAGUGAAUUUACCUCAAGCAUUUCCAACACUUUUCUUAAUUUUAAACUGUAUGGAUCUUUUAAAGCUAUAAAUUUAAAGUACCCCUAUGUUAAUAAGGGGUCAGUGUUUUAUUCAUCUUGGUGCUCCACUGAUUUAACUGGUGUGGACCUUGCCACACAGUUAUACUUUUCUUUUCAUGUUAAGUGUGUGUAAAUUUUGCGAAGUAUUUACAUCCGUGUGGUAGCAGCUUUAUAUUGUUUCCUUUAUGUAGAACUUUUUAUAUGAGCAUACAGGAAAAACUUUGCAGGAUUGAAAAUGUAUCAGAUAAAAAAAAAAUGAUCACAUGUAAUAUUCACUAACUGAUGGGCACCGAACAUGGCAGGAUAUUUAAUUUAGCAUCUGGAGUUCUCCUUGGAUUCUUCCUUGUUAUUUACAUGCAGUUUGCUAUUUUCAGAAUUCAUUUUGAAAGCAAAAUUACACAAUAUCUCAACCAUGUACUAUAGAUAUAAUUCUGAUGUAUUUUUCAAAAUCACUGAAUUGGAAUAUUGAAUAGUGACCUAUGUUUUGCUGAUGAAAGUACAAUUUUUAAGUGUAUCUGUUCAACAGAUCUGAAUUGGCCUUUACGUUUCCAGGAUCUGGAGUACCCUACAGCACUCAGGGGGGCAGUAAAUAUGGAUCAAGAUUGCUAUCUGUUAAAUACACACACCAUACACGGCCCACUUUCCUCACCAGUGCUCUUUAACCCAUACAAACUUGGAAGGAACCUAAUCAUGCUGUGUGCGUGACACAUGUAAUCAAGGGUGUAGUGUGAGAUGGCUUUCACUGUGGUAAUGCAUGGCAUGUGCUUCCUUGGGUUUACAUUUGUCUGGUCCCUGAGGGCUCGCAAACAAAAAAGACAUUCUAUCAGAAUCUGCAGUGGUCUGAAAUUAUAUAUAUAAUUUCAGACCACUGCAGAUAUAUAUUAUUUUUUUUAUUUUUUGCUGAACUCUGAAUUUUCACGAAAUAAAUCUGAAUGAAAACAAUGGAGGCAAAAAUAGCUAAUGUGGAAAAAUUAUAUAACUCUGCUACAGUGACAUGGCUUUAUUUGUCUCAGCUUUGCCAUUUGUAUUUAUUUUGCAAAAAUUAGUCUUGCGAAAUACCGUAAGUGUUUUACCCUCUGUCCUCCCAUAGUCUCCCCUUUUUACAUUGUGUGUGUGUGGUGAAUGCUGGCUGUAUGUCAUGUGAAUUUGCAGUGGGUGCUGGCUGUGUGUGAUGUUCAUGCAGAGAGUACUGACUGCUUGGUGCAAGUGUGGUGUAUUCUGGCUGCAUGUCGUGUGUGUGUGAUGUGUGCUGGCUGUAUGUGGUUUGUCGUAAAGGGAUCUAUUCAAUUCUUGGUAGUUAAGCCAGAAACGAGGCUUAAGAAGACUCAUUCAAGGAAAAAAUGUACUUGCCAUCUGGUUCCAGUUCUUGUAGACACGUCGGUGAGUGGAUCAUUUAUGCUCGCCUAAGCUUCACCCAGAAUCCUUUCACAUCUCUAAACUGAUCAGAGAGGCAAAGGGCAGACACAAUAGCAUUACGUGGCUACAUGUUUCCUGACUACUGGUUUAAGAUGUAGUGGUGGUAUUAGUAUUUUUACAUGUUGUGUAAGUCAGCUACCUGAUGAUUUAUCCAGAGCUGUAUUCUUGACCCAAACUCCAUGACCAUCAGUAUGGAAGUUUAUUUCAUUUCCAGGAGAGAGAAAGUAAAGUUAGGUUUUACAUGAGCUGUGAUUUUCUUCUGCUAUAGAGUUUCUGGAAGUUAAUGUUGGGGAAAACAAAACUACCUAUACAGCAAACUGCACCAUAAAUGAAUGUACCAGUAGUUUAUUCCUUCUGAAAGGUACCAUAUCUAGUCUAAAAUUCCUUUUGGUCAGUCUUCGGCUGUUCAAGAAAAUACUUUUGUGCAAUAACUGCUUACAUGGAAUGAAGAGUUAGCAUAUAGAAGUCACUGGUUCAGGAGUUUGGAAUGCUGAGCUCUUGGCUAAUUUUUGCUUGAACAAACACAAAUGCCUUUGCUGACCAUCCGUAUCUCCAUCUGAACUCCAUCGACUUGUUUACGGUACUGCUUGAACAACCUUCUCUGGAUGAAGUGCUAAGGCGAGCGUUACCAUAACAGAGCGAAGAACCGUAAAUAUUAUAAUGUUUACUACAAGUCUGGUUCCAUUUUAUCUACAAGAUGUUCUAUGUAUCAACAUAGCCUUACAGUGAUUUUAAGUGUUCAUUAUGCAACAUUCUCAGUUCCCGCAUUAUCUGCAAGUUGCCUUUCCUAAACAGCCAUGUGUAAAUUUAUACCAUCUAUAAAUAUCUGCAAUUUAUGUAGUUGCCAAUAGAAGCAACUGCUUAGACCUUAAUUAGACAUGGUCAGCAUUUGGACAAUCUCAUAAGGCUCUAAAGUGUGGGUAUUAUGUCUCUGAAUAUAUACUUGCUUGUGUAUUUGUGUGUAGUGUCAAUAUGAGUGAAUGUGCUUGUUGCUUUUAGCAUCAUGUAAGCAGCAGUAUAGAGGAAAAUGAGGUGGCACAGUGGCAGACCACAUACACUCCAGCACACCACUGAAACCCACAUAGCUACAUAUCUCUGAAUUGUGACAUUGUCGGAUAAAUAGGAGUAACACAGUCAGGCCCAUACAUUAAAUGACCACUAUAGUGCCAGGAAAACAUACUCGUUUUUCUGGCACUAUAGUGCCCUGAGGGUGCCCCCACCCUCAGGGUCCCCCUCCCGCUGGGCUCUGGGGGAGGAACGGGUUAAACUUACAUCUUUCUCCAGCGCCGGGCAGGGAGCUCUCCUCCUCCUCUCCGCCUCCUCUCCUCCUCUUCGGCUGAAUGCGCAUGCACGGCAGGAGCCGCGUGCGCAUUCAGCCAGUCCAUAGCAAAGCAUUCUCAAUGCUUUGCUGGACGCUGGCGUCUUCUCACUGUGAAAAUCACAGUGAGAAGCGCGGAAGCCACUAGAGGCUGGAUUAACCCUAACAUAAACAUAGCAGUUUCUCUGAAACUGCUAUGUUUAUAGAAAAAAAGGCUUAAACCUAGCUGGACCAGGCACCCAGACCACCUCAUUAAGCUGAAGUGGUCUGGGUGCCUAUAGUGGUCCUUUAAUAGGGGAUUAUGGACUUCCCUGAUCCAAGAAUGAUUGACCAAUUGCUUAGAUCUUUUCAUUCCAAAUAAACCAAUAGCAGCACAAAUGUGCUCACUCAGCCCUUAAUCUUUGACAUAAAUUCAGACUGGGUAAAAAAUAAGCCCAAAUAAACCUUUACAUUGUAUGCUUUACUUAAUUGAAUAAUUGGUUUCAGUGACUUGUAAUGUUAAUGAAAUACAAUGCAGUGUAUUACCAUUCGAAAGAGAACAACUGGAUUCUUUGUUUAAACAAGUGUUUUGUGCUGUGAUGUAUUUAACAGCCUGAAACAAGCUUUAAUAUGAUAAGUAAUAGGGGGCACAUUUACACCUUGGUAAACAUGCCAGUGAAGAUAAGAUUAUUUGAUUGACCCAUUCCAACACUGUGAUGUUUAACUUACUCUGAAUGUAAUCAGAGGUCUGUGUUUUUACUACCUUGUUUCCUGUUUUCUCUUUUGGAUAAUUAACUUGGCUGUUUUACUUUAGGUUAAUAUAAAGGUUUAAGUAGUUACAGCAGAACAAAAUGUAAGGUCAGCGACAUAAACUUUCACAGAGCAAAAUAUCCGCAUGCGAAUUCCUCGUUCUAAACUUUCUGCAGCACAUCAGAUGCACUUCUGGGAAAAAAAUAAAUUGCUCCCAGUCUGUCUGUUACAGUUUAUGCUUUGUGUUUAAACCCGUGCUAAUGUUAAUUAUAUUAGUAUUAUAUUAAAUUAUGAGAACCUGUGUGCAACUUUAUCAACUGGAGGGAUGAUAAUCCAGUUAAUAAUUCCUUGCUAUAAAUGUUUAAUUUUCACUGGUAUUUAUUGUAAGCACUGGGAGAUUUUAAUAUAUCACUGCGUUUUAAAUCCGUUUCAAAUUUGUCUUUUUUAUUUUUUUAUUUAAAUUUUUUAUAUCCUUUAGGUAAAUCCCACACCUCACUGUAUUAAAGCAAUGAUGAAAAUGACCUACUGUCCUUAUUGUCGUGGGCUUGUCACUGUAAAACCUUGUAAUAAUUAUUGUCUGAACGUAAUGAAAGGCUGUCUCGCUAAUCCUGGAGACCUGGACGCUGAAUGGAACAACUUUAUUGGUAAGAAUUCUAACCACUUUAAUGAAGGCAUAAUAUAAAAAAAAUAUUGUAUUUUGAAUUGGCAUGGAAAAAAAUCACUUUUUUGUUUUGUUGGCAUCAUACUUUUAGUUGAUCUUCCAGAAGUCACAUCAUGUAUUUUUAUAUUUCAUUUCAUGGUGUUUCUACAUAACUGUUGUACUGAAAAUUUAGCUUUUACAAAAUGUGGUUAUAUUUUGUCUGCCAGUUAGAUUAAACCUUAGCGUAAGAAUUCUGGCGCAGUGUUUUCAAAGUGGAGCUAUCUCCUUGGAAACCAGAGGAAUGCAGAGCUUUGCCCCAGAUACACUACCCCAAAUUCUUUUUAGACGCAGUGGCCAAUGGAAUGAUCCUAGCUCCUGUUCAGAUAAACUACUUUUUCGCAAUAUUUUUUUAGAGAAAUAUUUUUUUUUUCCCAUUAAGAAAAAGAUGAUUUUAAGGGUUUUUGCCUCCUGUUUAUUAAAUCAAACGAGUACCACAAAGAAUGCUUUUUCAAUGUUUCACUGUCUGCUGAAAGUGUAACUAUCUCACUGUACUGCAAACGCGUUCUGUGACACCAAGAAAGAGUAUUUGUAGAUGAUGCUUUCAUGAUGCAAAUACCCCUUUCCGUGAAGAGACUUGUUUAUGAACAGGAAAUGUUCAGACUUGCUUAUUAUCCAUUCCAAAGAGCAUUAUCGCCCUCAGGUGGAAGUGUGUGUGUUGCCAUUUCGUUUAUCCCAAAUGGCUAAAAAUGUAUUAAUAUACAUGACUUAGAACACAGAAAUCACUAUAUUUGUUUAUGAUUUAAGUUGUUUAUCUAAGAUUUUAUUUUUUAUUUUUUUCCAGAAGCCUCUGACAGCAAAUUGCUUUGUGUAUCUGUCAUUAGGCUUUUCUGAUUUAGUACAACUAAUCUGACUGAUGUGUAUAAUGUUAGCUUUUCUGUUUGAGGCAAGGAGCCAUAUAAACAAAGUAUAAUUUGCUGUGUUAAAGAAUAAAGUUGCCCAGAUUCACAGAAUUGCAAACCCAUUUUUUACCCUCUGUGUAAAUAGGAUUGGUCGAGGCUGACAAGGAGGCAGAUCAGGGGCAGAGCCAGCAUAAUUCAAACACAGCCCUGGCCAAUCAGCAUCUCCUCAUAGAGAUGAAUUGAAUCAAUGAAUCUCUAUGAGGAAAGUUCAGUGUCUGCAUGUAGAGGGAGGAGACACUGAAUGUUUGGAUGCAUUUUAGGCAGCCAUGACCCAGGAAGGAUCUCUAACAGCCAUCCGAGGAGUGGCCAAUGAAGUUAUCACUAGGCUGUAAUGUAAACACUGCAUUUUCUCUGAAAAGACAGUGUUUACAGCAAAAAGCCUGAAGCUAAUGAUUCUACUCACCAGAACAAAUGCAAUAAGCUGUAGUUGUUCUGGUGACUAUAAUAAUGAAGAUACAUUUAUAUUUACCAGCCAUAGCAGUGAUGUAGAGUUUGUUAAAUUGAAGCCUGACGCAGUAUCUACCCGUAAACACAGCAACCAACCGUUCAUUGCACAUUAUCCACAUCCACUUUGCACUGAAGUCAUGGAAAUAAUCUUCUUACCACUUAGUUCUUUAUAAAGCAUAUUGCACAGUUACAAUGAGCUUACCUUAGCAGACAGAUCAGUUUUUAGUUAGCAUUCCUAAACCUCAAAUAAGGUUCUUAUUUCUUGGGAUACCAGCGAGUGACUGUCAAAGGCAGGGGUGACAAUCACGACUCCCACUGACACGAAGGCACAGAUGCUGUCUUAAUUAUAUGCAAAGUAGUAGCCAAACUAAGAGCAUUAAGGUUUUAGGUCUGUGUUAAUAAAGUGACAAAAUUAUUGCAUUUUUUAAAUGCCAUUUUUUUUUCUAUUUAUUAAAGUUUCUCCCUUAUACAUCUUGUUUUGGCAGCAUUAUUGGAUUAUGCUACUCAAAAAUGUUUGUUAAAUAACUAGUAAACGAAAAUUCUCAGGCCAGCCAUUCUGUCAUGGUUCCCACUUACUAAAGUAACCUAGGAAAACCAAACAUUGCUUAGAACAUGUAUUUAUGAUGAUGCAUGUGUACAGUUGCCAUAUGAUUAUAAAUAUUUCAUACCCCCCUUUAACAGCAUGUAAAUCAGAGAAAGGAGAUGGAUCACUUUUUUUUUUUUUAUCAAUUCUCUUUAAUUGUGGUCUUUAACCACUGAAGGACCAGGGCUUGGCUUAUUUUUAACUUCUCAUGUCUUUGAUCCAAUUGGAUAUUUAUUAAUAAAUCUGAUAAGUUAUGUUGCUGCACAUGCUUUCUUGUGCUCUGUAUAUUUAAUUUUCGCAAAGUUAAAUCAUCAUAAUCUAACUUUUUAGAACUUUUUUUAUUUACCUCCAAGGACGGGAGUUAUUCGGGGCACCCUUCUUAUUGUGGUACUUCACGGGGACAUUUGUACAUUGAGAAAGGGCUAUGUGCCCUGUAUGUAUUCAUUGAUUCACUUUAGCAUUAACCUAUGCACCGCUACCUAUUUUUUGCACCACUCUGUGAUUGCCUUGCAGUACGGCAGUCUGGGAACACCGGGCAUAAAAUUGAUCCAAACCUUUAGACACUGCAGUUACCUGUCCACAUUUUAUUUUUUCCUUUCUUUCGAAUACACCCUCCCUUCUGUUAUUUAGAAGAGCUGGUAUAAGUGUACAUCCCUUUGGUUUCUACAUAUAUGAUAUACAUUCCCAAAACUCUGUUAUAUGAAGACAUGGUGAUCUUUGCAGGGUUAGCUCCUGGUGCCAGCAAUGAGAUUGCAGCCAAAUUGUGUAGAGUGAGACCUGAACAAAUUAAAUACAGUAACUCUAUAAUUCUAAAGAGCUCUUUUCUGUCAAUGUCAAUCUGCUACAGAAGAGCCACAGUUUAAUAAUUAGUCCACAACUACAUAUUCAAGUCCUUACCUUUUUAUAGCAUACUUUAGGUGCUCAGCUGGAGCCCAAAUGCUUUUUCUAUAUGGGCAGACAAAAGCGAAAAGCUGCAUUCCUUCGCUGGGAUACAUGUAACGCCAUGGCACCAGGACUAACAAAAAGCCAUGAUUCGUACAGAAUUCCCAUGCUCUUAUGUAUGGCCUGGAUAGCUCAGCUUUGACAAAGACCCCAAACAGCCAGAAGAAUUGGGGUUUGUGUUUCUUUUCAGGCAUUCACAAACACAUUAUUGAUCUGGGGGCCUUCCCUUGGCCACUAAGGGAAUACAAAGUUACCAGAUGAAAAAAAAAAUUCUUCAAAUAGCCAUCGCACACCAAAACUGUAAUUCUAUAUGGAACAGUGAGAAUGCUUGCCAUAUUAAAAUGUAAAAGGGAGCUUCCUUAACCUGGCCCGUUACAAACUAAAGAAUGGCUACUAAGACAGCCGGCAAGUUUGGCUUGUGCGUUUUUAUUUACCAAGCCUCGUUUGCUGACACAUCAAAAGACUUUUUCUCUUCCGUAUCACAAUAGUAUAUUCAUGCCAGCAGUCUUUGCAAAGGGAUUUGAAGCAACUUUUUAUUGAAGACCAUCACAAAAAAGUCUGACUCUUUUGUUUUAUUACAUUUUCUUUUUUCAACAAAAUAUUCAUUUAGUCAGAUUCCUGUCUCCAGGUCAGAUCAAUUGAAUUCCUUAGUGAGAGGCUUUGUCGUUUCUUUUCAGAGCAUAGUUCGUGAAAAGCCAGACGAGAAUAUAUAUUUAGUUAUUUGUGUUAGUGUUUUGGGGUAUUAUUGUUUUAUUGUAGCCUAGCAUUUUUCUCUGAUAAACAGCAAAUUUAUUUAUUUUUAAUUACAUAUCACUUUUAUGGUAUUUAAAAAAAACAACAAAAAAAAACAAAAAACUUUAAUUGUGAUUGAAACAUUUGUUUGGUUGGUUUUGUGUAUAUAUUUAAUUUUAAUUUAUUUUUAUUUUUUUAAGGGCCCUAUUUAUAUUUGCUACAUAUUUUCUGGUAUGAAUUGAUAUAAUUUUUAAAGGUUUCUAUAAAAAGCUUUCUGAUUUUAAGCAUGUCUGUUGAUAUUUUUGGACGGUGUGCAUAACGUUUUUGCAGAUGUGGGCCAAGGAUAGUAACAUCUGGGGGCAGGAAUUUUGGUUGUCCCUUUGGGUGUAGCCAAGUCAAUCUCUCCCCCUUUUUCUGCCUUUUUAUGUGGCUACUAAUUUUACAUAAUGCAACUUUUUCUCACUGAAACGGAAACUGGUACAUCAUUGGUCAGAUCCCAUGAAACAGCUUGCAGUUCCUGUGUGCAGCGAAGAUCAUUUUGAAUCUGGGAAGAAUCUGAAGGUGUUUUGCAAAAUUUAUUCACCAGAUAACAUAUUUGUGUUGAAAAAUAGUUUUUCAACUAAUGACAUUUCUAUAAUUCAGGUCCCUUUUAAAAUUAAUAAAUAAAAAGUAAAAAUACUUUUUUGAGAACCAUAGAAAUAUUAUAAAUAGUAGUCCAAUACAAAAAAAAAAUGUUGGCAGAAAAAAAAAAAAUUUAGUAUACAGUAGUUGGGCUGUAUACCAAUGAGCUUGUAUUUGAGAAUAUGCUUUGCAGAGUUUCUAUCAGUAUAUGCGGAAUGAGUCACGUGUUAAAAUCACAUUGAUGACUGGUCUUUGCAGUUAAAUUUACUGAGCAACAGGCAGCAAAAAGCAACCCUGAUUCGUGUGACCGCAACAAAUAUUGCGAGCUAGAAUAAACAAAUAAUAAAAAAAACCUCCUGACUGUCUCAGCUCUCUAAUACAACGCAUCUCACGGUUUUGUGCAUAAAUCUCAGGUUCAUUCUUGUUUUAUAAAAAAAAUCGUAAAAGGUUGAUAUUCAGCAUUCAUUGAAUAAACUGAUAGCGUUGUUGGCUCUUUCUAUAAUUAUAACAUAUUCUUCAAUCUGUACUUGCUGUACACUGUCUGGUGUUAAUGUGUCUUGUUGACAGCCUCAGUACCUGCACUUGGAAGAUUUACAUUAGUUAACGGGUGGCCAUUUGACCUAUUUCUGGUAAAGGAUCCAAUAACACUGUCUUGGUCGAAGUCUUAUUAAUAGAUAAAGGUCUGCCAGAAUAGUCUUCCUGCUUUCACAAAAUGUACAGUUUUUUUUGGAAUCUCAGCAACUUCAUUACACAAAGUGCCCAUUUACAGGAAAUAUUCAGCUUGGAAAAUAUACCCUUCCAUGCACCAUUUCAGAUUUAAACAUAAUUUGUUAUAUUUGAAAAAUGUAUGCAGUUUUUUUGCAUUUUUCAUACAUGCUCAUGUGUAUACCCAGGCACCUCAUCACUUUCUCUCUGUCUGUAUAUGGCAAUAACAGCUUUAAUGUUUUAUAGUAUAUUCAUUCAACUAAACAUUGAUGCAUUUUGCCAAAUAAGAUGUAUAAAUUACACUGAAUGAACUAGAUAUUGAAAGCUGACAUUUUAAAUAGUAAUUCUAUGUUUUCAUCCAUGAGUUUCUGUAGCUAUCCUUUAGAGAUGAAUCAUUUUGGUUUAAUUGGAAAGUCAUCUUGGGGCAUUUUUUAGUUUGUCUAAGUGGAGUCGACGCUGCAUUAAUAACAACCUGUUUUGCAGUCCCAUUGAGGAACUUUGCCAGAGGUUUGAUUGGAAUCAUGGAAUCAUUUACAUUAAAUGCCUGAGCUAUUAAACCCAAUAUGGAGUCCUUUCUUUUGAAAGUUAAUAAUAUAUAUAUUAUAAGUUAAUAAAAAAAAAAUAUAUAUAUAUAUAUAUAUAUAUUUAUUUAUUUUAUUUAUUUGCAUGAGAUCCACUUCCAGGUCAUACAAGACGCCAUUUUGGUUUCACCUUUGCUCCAUGAGGUCUCCUACUCCAAGCUGUGUCCAGGAAUCCUGCAGCAGGGCUUUCCGUUAAUCCAGUGGCUUUCUCUCCGGUCAGCAUCACAUUUGGUGUCUCAGGGACUCUCAAAGUUGACCCACCUGUUGGGUCGAUUAUAGAGUGCUAGGAUUCCAGCUGUGAAUGCCUUUUGGAAACCCAAAUUUCGUGAGAACUUUCUCCAUGUACCGCCAAUUGAGCCUGUCAAAGACAUUCUCUGCAUAUAAUGCCAGUAGAAGACCUUCUCUCUUUGACUUUUGCAUGUGUGAUAUAAUGUUCGAUAUUUUGCACUUGUUAUCUGACCCCUGCCUGUUGCGAACAAAGCCCGACUGAUCUGUGUUAACUAUACGUGGUAUAAAUGUUGCCAUUCUGUUUGCUAAUAUUUUGGCGUAUAACUUCACAUUUGCAUUCAGUAGGGAGAUGGGGCGGAAGUUUUGGUAGGUCGCCUAUCUCUUUUAAAUGUAUGCAAUUCAUUUAUAAAAUGUUUCAAAUUCAGGGGGAAAAAAGGAUUGCUGGCAAUGACCAUAUUCCUUUUUUCUUUUUUUUUCUUUUUUUUUAGCAGGCUACAGUAGCUGAUGCAUCUUGAACAGACAUACACUGUAUAAAUCAAUACAGUUACAAGUGUUAGCAUUUGUUGCAACAGAGGCAGUGGAACUUGUUUCAAAGUAAUUUGAAUGGCAUUCACUUUUUCCACCUCUAUUAUAUUAAAAACUCUUGUUUUAUAGAUGCAAUGUUAAUGGUAGCAGAGCGGCUGGAGGGCCCAUUUAACAUUGAAACUGUCAUGGACCCAAUUGAUGUGAAGAUUUCUGACGCCAUAAUGAACAUGCAAGAAAACAGCGUGCAAGUCUCCGAAAAAGUAUGUACACAAGAAUUCAGAUGGUCUAACCUGUAAUAGACAGUAAUGGAAAACUUGCUUGUAUUUUACAUUAAAUAACCGUUUCACAUGGUGAACAUUGCCUACUCCGAGGAUUCCUGAUUAAAGGGAAGGGCAGAGUGAGCGCUAGCCCACUUUGGGGAUUGAACCGUUCGUUACUGUAAAAUGCUGCCCGGGACCUCCUCACACUAUUAUAAAUUCAUUGCAACGAUGCCAUGGUACCCUAGUGGUUCAUUAACAUAUUGCUAGUUUUGCCAUGUUAAACCAGAAGAAUGUAAAAUCUGGCUUACAUAGUUUGAAGAAGCAAAGCAAUAUAAAACAAAUCAGCCUCGUGUUUUGAAAAGAAGUUCAUACUUUGGCAGAUUGUUACCCGACAGUUUCAAUGCAUUCUUUUCAAAUCUGUGCCAUUACCUUUAAAGGUGUUCCAAGGAUGUGGCCAGCCAAAACCUCUUCCUCCAGGAAGAACUGCCCGUUCGGUUUCAGAUGUAGGAUUCAACUCUCGCUUUAGAUCCUAUGCUCCCGAAGAAAGGCCAACAACAGCUGCUGGUACAAGCUUAGAUAGACUGGUAAGCUUUUGUUUUCUCAUACAAAUUAAUGAUGCCUGUUGGAUUUUUUUUGCAUUUUUUUUAGAUUAUUAAACACCGUCCACUGUACAUAUGCUUUCACAGCUGUGCCUCUCUAUUUCUUUUCCUGUAGUUAAUAUCCUCAAGGUUUUUGAGUGACAGGAAAACUAUGAUCCAGUGGCUUACACGAUAAAAGGAUAUAAUCUUCUGACUGAUCCAGACUUGAAACCAUUUUGCAUGUUUCCUUCAUACCAGGGCCUGAUCUAAUAUUUUGAAUACUCAGUUGAACUGUUUAGCAAUUUAUAUUUGCACAGAUAUAUAAUCGUAUGCAAAUCCUCCAAUGAUAUCUUUUGUCUGCAGGUGGCAGAUGUUAAAGAAAAGUUGAAGAAUGCUAAAAAGUUCUGGUCCUCCCUGCCUGGAAGCAUUUGUAAGAAUAACUGGACAUCGGGAGCCAAUGAAGAUGACUGUUGGAAUGGAAGCGACAAGAGCAGGUUGGUGUGAUGAUUGUGUUUUCAAGUUCUAAAAGUAGAGGAACACUCAUUGAAAUUAGUAAAAUGUUCCUACCACUUGCUGCAUUUUUAGAAUUUUGUGCCAGAUUUUACAUUUAAAUGUACUCCCCAGUUGAGCUCAGAAGAAGCUUUGGCAUUUUGGGAUUCUGUUGUACAUGCUAUGUUAUGAUGCAAACUUUUUAUGUAAAAUGUAUUGUUUAUGAAAAAUUUUCUUUACUUGUAUUGAGAAUCUUUGUUUGUAUUGAGAAUGAGUAAUGACUAUUGUUGCUUGAAGGAUAAAGUGCUAUUAGACAUAUUUCUGGGAUGCCAUGCCAAACUACCAGCUAUUUACUUUUUAUGAAAUAAAACCUGUUGAAACAUCCUGUUGAUAUAUUCAGGACUUAAUUCCCCUUGACUACAUAUUGCAGCGCAUCCUAGCACAUCCAUCUUGCAUUGUUAAGAGCUUCUACAAGUGCUAUUCAUGAAAUGGAUACAUUUAGAUUUGGUUUUAAACUUUAAAAGGGUAGCUGUCAUUCCAUGUACAACUUUUUCAGUAGCAUUAAAUUCUAUAUCUAUACAUUGUGCUAGCAAAUGUAUAGAUUGGGAGAAAAACAUAUUUCAGAAAAUUGAUUCUAAGUCGAAAAAAAUGACUGACAUGUUAGAGCUCCGCAAUUUUUUUUGCAAAUCAACAAAAUAGGUAACUCAGAGGAUGUGUACAAGGAUAAGAAACCUGCUCACACCAAAUCCUGUGCAAAUUCAUAGGUUGUGCUGCAUGGAACAUCCCUGUAAACUAAUGGAAUAUCUAUGACCCCAAAAUAUUAUAUAAUUCUAAUAUUGACAUGCAAAGAAUAAUGGUUGCUGUUUUUGUUUCAGGUACUUGUAUGCAGUUAUGGGAAACGGCUUGGCGAAUCAGAUCAACAACCCUGAUGUUAUAGUCGAUAUCACAAGGCCUGACAUGGUGAUCCGUCAGCAGAUCAUGGCGUUACGAGUAAUGACAAAUAAAAUGAAGAACGCCUAUAAUGGGAACGAUGUGAAUUUCAUUGAUAUAAGUAAGUAUUGUUUCGCCAAAAUAAUUUCUUGCUCAAAGAGAGCUGUAAGGACAAGCGCUCUAAACAUUUUCCACUUGGGCUUUGCAGGUGACGAGAGCAGUGGGGAAGGAAGCGGCAGCGGUUGUGAUCCUCAGAAGUGUUCCGGAGAAUUUGUGUUUAACAGCACAGAUGAGCCUAAUAUAAACCCAAAAAAGCACAAGCCAGUGGGUGACAAUAGAAAGGAAGAACAGCCCAGCGCAGCUUCCACCAGCACUGUCUCACUACUAGUCCUGCUUCUCAACACCUUGGUUUUGCUGAGGCAAUUGAGAUAAUGAAAGUGGAUUUUAUGCUAUAGCGAAGAGACUUAUUUUCUCAAUAUGGAACUGCACCUUUUCCACAUUUUUACCAUCAAUUGACUCGUCUUUUUAACGGACAAAGGUGUGCCAUUUCUACUAUGUUGCCACUGGUUCAAGUUGGAUCCACCUGUAACCCACAGUAUCAUUGGGGUGGGAUAUGGACCUUAAUGACCUGUCCGGUUUAAUGUGGCAGACAAAACAUGUAUAUAUAGAUUUGUAGGUAGCUAUGCAUUAUUGUUUUAUCACAUUUCCACACAAUUAAUACUAUGGUCACACCUUGGCAUGUAACAAUUAUGCUUUUUUUAUUGAGAUAUCUGUACAGAAGCUAUUUUUAUUUAUCAUUGUAACCAACUUCUUUGAGAGGAAAAAAAUGACCAAGCAGUCAGCAACAUAUGCUUCUUCGAGUUAAGAUUUCAGUUAUAUGGCAAUACUGCGCUUGCUCGAUCUCAAAAUUGGUCUCAACUAGUACGAAUUGCAAUGACUUAUUUGGUACGUUGACCAAGUGUUUGGGCUAAAUCCACUGCUACACAGUAAUAAUACUGGCUACAAUAACAAUAAUACAGCUUACUUAAUGCAAGCAAAGAGGCCUUUGAUAACCGUAAAAAAUAAGUUUGUUUUAACCUGUUUUUAUCACUGUAUGUAAUAGAUCCUUAUUUUUGUCAUUUUUUUUAUUUUUUAUAUUUUUCUGUGUGCUUCUAAACACCCAAAAAAAUCACUCAGAUGCAACAUUAGGAUUUUCAUUAAUUUGGUGUAUGUGUGUUCAUGUGCGCGUGUGAUUUUGUGUGUUACCAAGUUGUACUAAAUAGUGAUACUGUUGACAACGAUGUGAAUGACUGCUUCUUCUGGGUGCCAUGCUAUUAAAUUGUUUCAAGAAGACAGUCAUUUGUGGGUCAUAUUUUUCUCUCUCAACAGUGGCAUUGUUUAUUUUUAUACACUCUUUUAUACAUGCAAUAUUAAAUCUUUUUUUCUUUUCUUAUCAUUAUUCUAGCUUGUAUAGCACCAUAGGGCAUAUAAGCGUGACUAACACGUUGCAAAUUAAUAAUAUUGCAGACAUCCUACCUAGACAUUUCAACUCAACUUAUCAAUUGCUUGAGGUGUUGUCCAGGUUUUUUAAUACUACACAACACAACAAAUGUUCUUAAGUUUCCCCUAAUGAUGUACUGUUUGCAAUAUCUUUAAAAUUAGCAUUCAGAUACGAAUUUCAAUUCAUUAUCAGCUCAGGGUGAUUUAUUUGCUUUAUAAUGGUACUUAUGUGUCUAUUAUAAACUGAAUUCCAAAUCUAAAGUGUCCAUAUCAUAUCAUUUUAAGUUCUGCUCCAUAGUCUGAAUUCAAGAUUUUACUUAUUUACUUUUAAAAAUUAAAAAAAAAAUCUUUCCUAUAAUGUAUUUUAGAUUUGUUUUUGUUUUUUUGUAAAAAUGUAGUAAAGCUUACUUUUACAGUUACAAGAAGUUGACAUUUUGCGUAUUUGUCUAAAUGUAUUUUAUAUCUAGAGUAAAAAGGAACAGAUUUGUAGAGUUAAUUCCCAAACAUAUUUACUAAUUUUGCCAUAGAAUAUUCAAUUUUAAACACACAUAUUUUGAGGGGUAAUUUCUUUAGCCAUUAUUUAUUAAAACAUAACAGAAUGGUUCAUCUGGAAACUACUUGUUUGUUUUUUUCCAGGAAAAGGGAAAAAAAAUAAGCUUGUGGAAGAAAGAACAGUUGUAAAUAGUUUUCGUGAGGAUGUGAGAUGCAGGAAAAUGUGCCCAUAUUUUGUAACUACCUCAAUUCUGAGGAAUUUCCUUUUUAGCUUUGAGGCCAUUACUUUUAGUAGCAAUGAAUCUGGGUUCCAUAAUGUAACUAGAAAACGUAUCCCUAUAGACCUUAUAAGAUUGCUUUUAAUUUAAAGUAUUGAACUUUUUCCAGCUGUUUUUCUUUAGUCCAUGUACUCUAACUUCGUAGAUUUUCUUUUUGGACUCUCCUCUGGUAGAAAUGGUUUGCAGCAACCCAAAUGUUUGCCCUCUAUACAAACUAAAGCUUUGAUAGUUUGGCAUGACUUCAAAGUAUUACCAUCCGAUUCAGUAUUGACAUAGUUAUGAUGGCUCUUUAGAACUGACAUUUUGAAAGAGUUUUGUUAUUUUGAAUGAAGCAAAUUUUUAUUUUAUUUAUUUAUAUUUUUUUUCCCCUAUGAUUUCCAGAGAUAUGGUUUGCGUAAAUAUUCAGGUUUCAAAUCCGAUUGGCAACUAAAAAAAAAUAUAUACACGUACACACACACACAUUUUUUUCCUUUUUUUGAGGCAAUGUAUUCUGCUAUAAACGAGUUAGACGUUAUGUAUACUAUAUUUUAGCCUGACUGCUAUUAAUAUGCAAACAUUUUAUCUUGACAACGGUUCCUGGUCAGUGUAAGGAAUUUAAUUUUGUAUUUGCUAAAACCUGGGACCAUUGUAACAAAACAAAAAAAGUAUAAAUGUAUUUCAUAACAUUAAGGAUUUUGGAAAAUUACAUGAAUAUUGAAGUAUGUGUAAAUCAAGGAUACUAGUAUGUGCUAGGACAAAAAUAGGCUUGUGCUAAUGGUUUUUACGUUGUAGACUAGUUAUGGAGGCAAAACAAAUGUUUUGAAACGGCAGAAAUAUCUUAAAACCAAAAUCUACUAUAUUAUAUUUAUUUUUUUCUAAUUAUAAAGAUCUAUUUCCAUUGUCAAUAAGUAAGAUCCUAAGAUAUGUACUAUUUUUUUUUUUCCCCAUGACUAAUAAUCUGUUUAGCUUUGAUUUAAGGGGUGUUGCAGGAUUAUUUGAAAAUUGGAUUUUUCACCAACCCUAGUAAUGGGAAGACAAACUCCAGCUCUUGAUUUUGGGUAAAUGUUACUGACUGGGAAACAAGAAUUGAUAGAAUUUAAUGGCAUUAAGAUCAUUAGACUAUAUCUCACGUGUACCCUUACAAUCCAGGUUCUCAUUCCAAGAGCUGGUCUGCAAACCCAGACACACAUUUGGGACUUUCCUAGACCUUAUAAAUAAUCUCCAUGUCUAAAUAUGUCUAUAUUUAUUUAAGCUAUGAAGGAACGUGCAAGUAGUUGUAUAUUAAUCUAUGAUUAAAUUAGUUGUGAAUAUAGAAUUGUACACACAUAUACUUCACAUACAUAUAUAUGUUCUUUAAAAAUCUUGCCAAUAGACAAUGAGACAAUUACUUUUUCAUAGGGCUGAAUUCUCCGUGAACAUGGGAGAUCUACAUCUCAGUUAAUUUAUCUGGCUAUGUAUAGAUUUUAAUACUGUUUAUGGAUGUAUUAUGUUCCCAAACUACAUCUUGAAUAGGUAAACAGAGCAACAUAUAAAUACUGCAUUGUGAAACGCUUGACACAUGAAAACAUGUAUGUGUGUGUCCUUAAAGCCUUGUGAGGACGUUCUUCUAGAUGUGUGUGUGUGUGUGUAUAUAUCUGUUUAUGCAGAUUAGUUAAAUAUGAUGUGUCUGUAAUCCAUCAAUGAUUUUACUCCAUUUGCUGUGUAAGGGGCAAUGCUGGACUUCUUAACAGCUACAUUGUACGUUAUCAUUAAAUCACUGGUUGUUCAGCCUUUUUUUUUUUUUUCAAUUUUUUUUAAAUAUAUAUAUAUAUAUAAAAAUGUGCCUUUUAACAAUAGCUUUUUUUUAACGCAUCACUGGCUAUUAAACUAAUUUGUAGAAACAAGCCAUUGUUAUACAUAUUGUACAGAGAUGUGGGCUGGCAUAUAAAUAUUAGUGGUUGGCUAAAAAGCCAUAAUUUUUUUUAAAGUAAAUAUUACAUUUAGUUUUGUUAUCAAAAUUUUAUACACAUUGGGAUACUGUCAACAUUUUUCUGUUCUAAUCUCAAACUCCGCAACCACAAAUGUGAAUUGUGUUGAAACCAUAGUAACCUUCCCUUGACCUUCUCCCCCUUUAAAGGGACACUAUAGUCACCUGAACAACUUUAGCUUAAUGAAGCAGUUUUGGUGUAUAGAACAUGCCCCUGCAGCCUCACUGCUCAAUCCUCUGCCAUUUAGGAGUUAAAUCCCUUUUGUUUAUGAACCCUAGUCACACCUCCCUGCAUGUGACUUGCACAGCCUUCCAUAAACACUUCCUGUAAAGAGAGCCCUAUUUAGGCUUUCUUUAUUGCAAGUUCUGUUUAAUUAAGAUUUUCUUAUCCCCUGCUAUCUUAAUAGCUUGCUAGACCCUGCAAGAGCCUCCUGUAUGUGAUUAAAGUUCAAUUUAGAGAUUGAGAUACAAUUAUUUAAGGUAAAUUACAUCUGUUUAAAAGUGAAACCAGUUUUUUUUUUUUCAUGCAGGCUCUGUCAAUCAUAGCCAGGGGAGGUGUGGCUAUGGCUGCAUAAACAGAAACAAAGUGAUUUAACUCCUAAAUGACAUUGAAUUGAGCAGUGAAAUUGCAGGGGGAUGAUCUAUACACUAAAACUGCUUUAUUUAGCUACAGUAAUUUAGGGGACUAUAGUGUUCCUUUAAAUAAGAGACAUGCACUAAAAUAAACUGAAAGUUGUAUUCUAUGUCCUUUGCUUAUAUUUGCAGCUGAAUCAACUUUUGCCUAAUGUCUUUGCACAAACCAAAACCUGACACAGUUACAUAGUAACUAUAAAAGUAACUAUAAAAGGAUGGCAGUGGCCUUUGCAGGGUUUUGUUUUUACUUUUUUUUUGGUAUAUGGACAAAGUUAUAAGUUGUCAUAGAUGGCUGGAAGUAAAUGAAUGUGUUGGUAAUUGCUAAAUUAUAUCUAUAUGUAUGUAAUUAUAUAUGGGCUCUGUUUCAAAGUAGGGCCCUUAGCUUUCAUUUAGAGAUCGAUCAUGCUUUGCCAUUUAUCUAUAUUUUGUUUUGUAAAUUUUAAGUGGUCUUCUUCAAGACGAAGUUAUAGUCAGACACGUGUGCCUUCCUUAUGGAGGUGGAAAUGCUGUCGGUUUUGAUCAGACACUAAACAUUUGUUGAAAUUGAAAGAAUGUACAUCAUUUUGAAGGUGCAAUUACAACAAAGAACAUAUCUUUUGGAUUUACCUUGUUUUUGGCAUUCAUUCAUUAUUUCAUAGAAUGUUCACUAAAGAAGAUUCUUGGCAAAUAGUCUUUUUAUAGCCAAGGAUCUUGUGGAUUUGAAGACAUAAUGUGGAUGAUACCUAAUAAAAUACUUUGUAUGUAGAAAUAGCGUUUAAAUAAAAAAAAUAAAAAAAAUUAAAAUGUCAUGGUAUCUCCUGUGUAAAACAAAUUGAAAGCUUAUAACAUAUCCCACUUAUUUGGAUAUUUCAUUGACUUUGUGUCUGUUAAUUGGUUGUAAUUCGCAUUUUGUACAAUCUUGUUUCAUUGUCUGCAUUUCUGGCAUUAAAUACCCGGACAUUAUGUUCCACAAACAAAAUUUUCAAUAAAUUAAAGCGAACAAAAGGUA